Podarcis lilfordi (Lilford's wall lizard) is the source of this 90698-nucleotide messenger RNA. The record is from the annotation of a GenBank genome assembly. NCBI's taxonomy places the organism in Eukaryota, Metazoa, Chordata, Lepidosauria, Squamata, Lacertidae.
AUGCACAAACGGUACUUGAUGGGGGGGCACUGGCAGAGGCAACAUACAGCUCUCCUGUGAGCCACGCAAUUAAGUGAAACCUUUUUUUAAAAAAAGAAACAUCUGAAAAUUGAGUUGCCUGAGAUAUCAUUUCUAAGGUUUUCCUAACCUUUUCUAAAAAAAAUUUCCCCCCAGCUCAACAUUUGUGUACACUCACCAAAAUCAGCAGAACAAACUAAAGUUAAGGACGUCUGUUUUGUGUGCAGCAUUUUCUGAUUGUGUAUGUUUUUCCCUCUGGCUGAGCAUGCUUUGGAUUAUGGUCUAAUCCUAUAACUGCCUGACUGCCUCAAUUUUUCAGACCUCCAAAUGAAUAGCUGAUUGCUUGCCUGGCAUAUGGUUCUGUCACAUGCAGCCGAACGAAGGAGGCAAACAGGAACUUUGAAUUCCAUCACAGUCACACAGAGGCGUACCCAGACUCCCUCGUGCCCUUGGCAAGAAGAUGUUGGCCAGAAGGAGCAGAAGAGCAGUGACCCAAGGAGCACGGAGACAGGCAGAUGGCCUCCUAGCGACUCAAAGCCAGAGUGGAGAGGCACGGUUUUUGCACACACACCCUGGGCCUGCGUCCUUGGUGGUGGUCAGUCUGGCCAACCGCUAGGUGCACCCCUGCAUACACAGAAAUGAGACCUUGUUCUGUUGCACCUUGUGUCACGGUCCAGUCUACAGGGGAUCAAAGUCCCGGCUGAUGAUGUAAGGACUGGGAGCAAGAUGGCGGGUGAGAGCAGGAACAAGAGUCCAGAAGCCGGGGGUCCGAGUGUCAGGAAGCAAGGAGUCAUGAAGUCAAGGGUCCGAGGAUCAAGAAGCAGGGAGUCAGGAAGCAAGAAGCCAAACGCAGCAAGGCAGGAAAUGUGUUGCUGUGGCAAAGAGCCGAAGGGAAAUGCUGACCUUAUAUCCCUUCCCAGCUCUUGCCACCAGGUGCAGUGAGUUACCAAGCGGUCUCACCUGUGUGGCUGCGCCUUGCCUCUCCAGAACAAAUUUAGGAAGGCCCCAGUCCUGCGAAGCCCUACUGGUCACAAGGCCUGGCUCCUGCACGCACUCCUGACACCUUGCUUCCUAGGAUUUCAAAUGGCUAGAAAUCAGUGUGGGUGGUUUGUCUCCAGUAUCCAAGUAUGUGUGUGAGAGACACUGUUUGUAACAGGCCUGCAUGACGGAUGACUCCCCAAGCCCAAGAUGCCAUGCCCAGUAGCUUCUGAAGUUCUUGACACCCUUUCUUUUUUGCACUUCUAGGCGGGGGGGGGGGGAGGAUUGUUGUACCCUUUGUUUGCCACUGUCCAGGGGUGUGGGUUGCGCUUAACUUGGUGGGCUACAAAUUCUACAGGCUUAGUGAGCCACAAGUUGUGCACUGCAUGAACAGAUUGUGAUUCUUGCAGCUGAGAUCUUCCGAGGAUACCAGGACACAUACACCCCCCCCAAAGAAGUUUAGGAGAAAAUUAAGCCUCCUUAAAGAGUUAAGCUUCAUUCUCAGCAAAGCAAACAGUGGAUUAGCAGUAUUAUAUUUCACAUUUGCUGAAAUGCAGCCAGUCUAGCGUGCUUUAACACAAUGUGAAUCCUAUUGAAAGUGCAGAGGAAUUUUAGGCAGCUUUCUAAUAUGCUUUGCUUGUGUGAGAACUGGCCAGGAAACAAGCCUGAAAGUUUUCAUUGUUAUAGGAAGAGGCAUGAUGGAUGCAAGGAUUGUGAGUUUUAAAUUACUGCCUUAAAGCUACAAUCCUGUACAUACUUGAGAGUAAGUGCCAUUGAACUCAAUAGGGGUAACAUCUGAGUGCACUUCAGUUUGCAUUUAAAGGCAAAUCUACCCAAUGCACAAUUUCCAAAAUAAGAUGAAACCAAAACACAGCCAUCUUUUGAAAUGCACACUUGUCUGAAUUUUGGAAUGCAAUAAUGUGUGCAAAGAUGCAUAUACUAGUGUAAAGUGUGUAUAUAAAUGUAUAUAUAUAUGAAGGGAGGAAAUACAAAAGGAAAAAUUCUUUGCAAAAAUGUGUAUUUUAUGAGAAAUUUGCAGGAAUAUACUGGUGAAUUUGCAUGACUUCUUUAUAUAUAUAUAAAACUAAUGUGGAAAUGUGGAGAACCGAAGAUUGGGAAAAUGAGCAACUGAGAGAAACCAACACUGGCAGAUUCACCCAUCCAGGCUUCUGAAUAACUAAGGCUACACUACAAAGUCUGAUUCUCUCUGGUGUGAUGCAGCAUUAUCAAUGACUAUAGAAAAUAGCCACUGCCAUGUGGAGAAUUUUGAUUUGAUAGGUCAUGGGUGCUCCAAGGGCAUUCACUUGCAAAUAAAAACACGCCAGGAAUGUUCCCCAACAAAGAGCUGAAAGGCAGAGGAGCACAGCUUUUGUGUGAUUAAGUAAUAUUUCGGGAACUGUGUAAACCCAGCGCUUGGUGGUGGAGCAUGGGAAGCUCCCCUGCCCUGCUGGGGUUUGGUGUUUGAUGGAGAAGGGGCAGCACUUAUCAGAGCCUGGCUCACCGUGGUCCCCGCUGUCUGAGCUUAGGAGGACGUUGUCUCAGCAACACACCAGCUUUGUCUGCUGACAAGGCCUUUCUUUCCAGUGGCUCCACCCUUCUGGGACAGGUAUCUGCAAACCGUAAGGGGCCCAUAACUGAUUCUGUUGUCACGUGUCCCUGAGUGGCUAUGGAGCAGGGCACUUUAAGAAGGAGCCAAGGAGACUGGUGAAACUUCUCUAAUAGGAGCAGUAUAUGGAGAAUGGGGCACUACUGCCAUCCUGUACCUCCUGGUUGUCAUGGUGACCAGGCCCCUUAGCCCAUGGAGUUUCCCCACGCCUUCAUACUCUCAAACACACAGCUGCUUGAUUUAUCUUGUAGGCCAGAUUAUUUCCUUUGACCUAACUAGGGCAGGCAUAUUUACUUCAUUGCGUUCUUCUUAAGUUGUCACGACUCCCUUGUGCUUUCUAAAUAAACUUUCUCAAAGAGAAAGAGGCAGCCUCAGAGCCAGGGCACAUGUGAAGAGUGAACAACCCCAAAGUCAGAAGAUGAUGGCAGAGCCACAUCCUCAGGCUGGGAUGGUGCUGAAGGAGGUCUUAAGGGCACUCGCCUGAGUGGGGGGAACACUGGGACUUGACAGGAACAUACCCGCUCAUCCUUCCGAGAAUAUACUUCCCAUGUUUAUAAUGUAAUUUCAAAUUUGUUUUAUUUUCCAAAGUCUCGUUUCUGUGUGCUUACUAAAGUGGUAUGGAAAACAAGUCUUGCAUUUCUGUUUCCAUUAGGUGUGUGCAGGAGAGAAUAUGCAGCCCCAGCCCACACACAAGGUGGGGUGCAGCAGCUGCCUCAGGCAGCAGAGGUUCCCAAGGUGGAGCCCCUGUGAGUGCCCACCCCACCCCAGAGAAGCGGCACCUGCUCUGGCAUGCAAAGUCUUGUGAGAUUUUGGUGAGAACUGUUGUGGUGAGCAGCACAGCGGUGACAGAGCAGGGCAGCACUUCUCGUUUGGCCUCAAGUAGUGAAACAGGAUGCAUUGCCCAUGAAUGUAUGAGUGGAUUGUGUCCCUUAAGUCCUAUCACUCUGUCACCCAUUCUGCUGCCCCUAGUGGCAUUCACAACAAGUCACAAGCCAUCGCCAGCAAAUCGACUGCCUCAGCUCUGCCAAGCUCUGAUACUCCAACAGUGGCUUGCAGUGCCUCUGCUUGCUCACGCUCUCAUUGAAAAGGCCAUUUCUGCUGGGCCCCUUUCUCAAAGGUGGUGGGGGAAUUACAAUCGGGGUUCAUUCAGCUCAUUAGCUGCAGGCCGUAUUAUGGGUGGCGAUGUGCAAUUAUUUAUGUUACAGUGUUCGGAGAUCUCAGACACCACAUCUGGAUCAGGAGGGGGUGACAGCUGAACUUUAAAACGAUUUCCUUCCCCAGCAUAAUUAAGUUAGUGUGGCUGCGCAGCUCAUUUUAGCAAAUCUGAAAGGCUGGAAAAUGUCAGCAUGGCAAGUGUACAGAUUAUCGUUGUAUGUUCUCUAAUCUUAUAUUGAUAAGUCCCCUCUAGUGGUUUCCUGCUGGUAAACCGCAGACAAGGGAGGCAGGGGUUAGUCAACUGGGGAAAAUUAGAUGAAACUUUGCUUCUGCAAUUAAUAUAAAGGCACACUUAUUUGAAGGAUACUGCUAAUUAAAACAAGCAGUGCUUUCCCCAUUUCAUGGGCUCUGGAAAUGGGUUUCAUGGAAUGCACAGUAAAGUCUACGUCAUGAGGUAAGCCACUGUGGCAAACUCUGUUUUAUGUGUUCAGGUGAAGACUUCUUCACCUUUAUUACAUACAGAUAAAAUUGAGGAUUUUUUAAUGCAAUUUAAAUGCAUGUGGUUUUCUGUGGAUUUUUAAAGCAGCCCUCUUCCUUCCCUGUAUACCAUCUCUCCACUAAGUGUCUGUAGAUUAAAGUUAUCACCCCCCCUCCCGCAAUGCUCCAAAGGUACUCAAAAUUGCUGUCCUGACCCCAAUCUCCUACUCCCCCCACCCCAUUCAUCCAUCAUUUCCUGGACUGUGGUUGCAGCAGGUCUGGUGGUGGUGGUGGUGGUGGUGGCAGAGAUGAAGAAUGAACUUUCUUUUCCUCACUUCAUCUCCAGCACCAGGAAUAGGUGCUAAGGAGGGUGGGGGAAGGAAGAGGAGAAGGAAGGGGAGAAAAGAAGAUGGACAGAGGAUUCCCAGCUACUGUUGACACUGUAACAGAUAACACAAGCGACAGCUAGGUCAGCAGGUGGGAGCAGGGUGGAAGAACAGAACAGCCCAUCCCUCCUUCCUCUGCUUCUGCGUAGUUAUGAACUGGGAAGAAAACGGCAUUUGGUUUGGUUGAAGGAUCACCCAUGGAGAUUAGCACCAACAUCAGAAUCUAAAUAUUAACAGGAAAGGAACUAGGCGAAGGGCCUGUCAGGAGGUAACAAAAGUCCACUGGAAUUAUAUGAAAGCCUGGAAGUGCAAGUGUGUGCGUAUAGGAUUAUUGUUGAGGGCUGAAGCCCUGUGCUCACUUACCUGGGAGUAAGCCCCUUUUAAUUUAAGGGGAUUCACAUCAAGUAGACAAACGUAGCAUUGCACUGUUAGCAAUCCAAGUGAAAGCCAGGCCUACAGAGAAAGGGCAGAGGAAGGAAAUUUUAGGGGGAUGUGCUAGCAUGUCUAUAAGGGAUUCAAUAUGCACUGUUUCAAAUUAAUAUAGCUGGCAUUUCCAUGGUCUUAGGCAGUGCUUUUUUCUGGGGGGACGCCUAAACAUUUUGUGAAUCUUUGUACUUUUGUCCAUUUACUGUACUUAUUUUCCCUUGAGUCAAAAUGAGAGUACCCCCAAACAUACUUUUUUUAAGGGGAAAAAAGCACUGGUCUUAGGGAAUAGUAUUUCCAGGCAAGGUUGCUGAAGUAUAAAUCUGCAGCAAACAGACCCUGGAUCCGAAACACUCCUGAUCUCUUAAUAAUACAGGUUGCUUGCAAAAGGUCAAGAAUUCCGCACAGCAGGGGGGUCCCAUCAAAAUGAGCUCACAUGUAAUAGUAGCCAAUAAUGCAAUAAAUAUUUCAGCAUUACUGAAAUGUGAUAGGUAAGAGAGAAAAAUCAAUGGUUAGGAAGGGCGACCUGUAAAUGUUCAUAUUUUUAAAAAGGACCAGAGAUUUCAUGUCCAGAAAUAACCACAGCAGCAAGUAUUAACAGAGGACACCUAGUGGUGGAGAACCAUAACAGGUUAUUUCUUAAGACAAUGUGCAUUAUGUAAACUGCACAAUGAAAUUGCCUGUAAUGCAAAUUCUUGUAUAAUGAUUUUACAGAGAUUGGGGCCUCGAUGGUUCUGGAGAAAAUAUGCUAAUGAAAGAAUCAGAAAGUUUUAAAUACAUGUGAAAUAAAAUCAUUUGUGUCCUCAAUUUUGUUUCAAACUACUGUAAGCAGAGGGAUUAUCCGGGGAAUAGCAUUUUUUGCUCGUUCCCUUAAUACACUUGUCAGUUAUUUCUAGGAACAACAGUGACAAGCUAUGAAGAAAAGGCUUCAAACACAGCCAGAAUGCUUUGUAGGCAUAAUGUGGGACUCUGGGUACCGGAGAUAGCACGACAAGAAGAAAUAUAGGUGUACCUUCAAUUGUUCGGCAUGAACAGUCUUUAAAAGGCAGAAGUAAUAUAGAUUCCACCUACCUGGAAUCCAUCCAUCUACCAAGCAAUUACAUCCAUCUACCAAGCAAAAGGUAGUUUAUAUAGUACACCGGUAACGAUUUAGUUCUUCAGUUGCUACUUCUUACAUAGCCAAAAACCAUCUAUGCACAAGAGGUAGGUGCCAACGGAUUUGGGGGAACCUCAAGGUUUGCAGAAGCAGAAAAGUACAUUAGAAAGGCCCUAUGGAGGAAGAAGACCCCCUCCCAGUCUAAUGAGAGUAGAGUGUGCUGAGUGGGCAUUGAAUACUGAGUGUCUAUUGAAGGGAUGCUGGUAAAAAAUGGGUAUUUGUUUGUUUGCAUAAUUUAUAUCAUGCUCUUCCUCCCAAAGAAGCCCAGGAUGGCAGGGUGAGUAACAGAAUGUCCUCGAAGAGGCCACGACUCACUGGCUGGCUGGAGCACUCAAUGGGAGCAUCCCACACUGCAACAAGUGCAGGUCCCACUUAGAAACAUAGUAUUGUAGAGUUUGAAGGGACCCUGAGGUCCAGCCCCUUGCAAUGCAGGAAUCUCAACUAAGGCAUGCAUGGCAGCUUAAAACCUUCAAUGGGGAGUCCACUACCUUCCAAGGGAGUCCUGAUGUUUAGUUGUAAUCUCCUUUCUUGUAACUUGAAUCCAUUGGUUCAGGUCCUGCAGGAGAAAACAAGCUUGUGGUGGCCCUUGUGAUGUUUGAAGAUGACUAUCAAAUCUUGUUUCCUUUUGUUUUAAAAGCAGGUGUUUCUCCUUUAUACUGCAGUUGUGCUUUCAAUGCAGCUCUCAAAAUAUUUACUAAAACAAUUCAGAUACACUAAAACUAUGUGUGGCCCACACAAUGCAAAAACGAGCGUGAGCAUUAUCAAUGUUGAUAAUGUGCUAGUCAACACCACACUAUUACUUGUCUGGUUUUUUGUUUGUUUUUUUUAAAAAAACUAUUCAUAUACUGUUUAAUACUGUAGUCUCUAUGUGGCACUACUAAAACCAGCCAUUCAGUGCCAUAGCAAUUUAACAUUGUGCAUAUAUGUGCAGUGUAUAUAUUUUGACAAUAUAUGCACCAUGUACAAAUUCUCCACAAACCUUUGUAUCAUAGAUGGAUAUAUGAGUCUACCCUGAGUUUAUAAGAGUGCACUUUCAGAUAGCACUCGCUGGGGAGUAGCUACCUAGUGACUCAACAGAAUGCCACCUUCAUUUAAUCAAUUAAAAUACUCAUUUAUAAUUACAUUUGUAAAAAUCAAUAAAUAAACACAGGAUUCUUUUUUAUAUACGGAGAGAGAGAGAGAGAGAGAGAGAGAGAGAGAGAGAGGCAGGCAACUAUCUACACUGGGUAAUGUUGUAUACAAUUUGAAACAAAGAUUGCCUAGGAAAAAAUUAAUGGAUUUGAUUAAACAGUUGAGGAAUGCAGUCAGGUUGUGUGUGAUGUUUUACUUAUUUAAAACAUUUCUAGGCCACUCUUCAUCAAAGCAGAUGCCAGGAUUGUCUUCAGUAAUAUAGGCAACAAAUUAAUUAAAACCUAAUGCAACACAAAAACAUGAACAUUAGCAGCUGGGGUAAAAACAACAACAGCAACCCAACAGCAGAUAUAUUAAGGUUAAAAUGUAAACUUGAUUGGUUGAGUAUUUUAGAGCAACCUUGAGCAUGUGGCAUUUUCAUUGUGUCUGCCUGCUCUGUUUCAAUAAGGUUAGCAGUAAAACUGAAAUUUACAAGACAAGGGAAUUCUUGUAAAUGUCAGUCUGUUGCUUGUUUCCAAGCCAUGUGAAAACUGGGGUUACUGAAUGGUUAAUCCCCAUACCUUCCUAGUGAGCAAUUGAAACUUUGAGGGGCAGACUAUGCACUACACGAAAAUGUAUGUAAUGAAGGCCUGAUGAGUUUUGUAAUGAAAACAGCCUCAGGAGAUUGUGUUUUUGAGCAGAGGAGCACUUUGCCUAUGUGUAACCUUUUCCCUGCCAAGUAUUUUUUUCCCCUCCCAGCUUCUCUCCCUCUGCUUCCAUAUGUGUAUUUGUGAAAAAGGGUAUUUGUGUGUGUGAUUUUAAACUAAAAAUCAUCAUGGGGAGGGGUUAAGCACUCACUCCCGCUACCAUUCUUUUGCUCAAAAUUGCAGCCUUUUUUUUUUAAAAAAAAAAGACAUCAUAGAUCACUUUACUAUCUCAAAGAUCUCAAAGUGGCUUACAUACACAAUAAGUACAAAAAACCCACUUCAGAUGAUUUCCACAACAAAAUACAUGAACAAUAUCCAUAAACUUAAAAUAAAAUUAAUAAAAUCAGAGAACACUACAAGGCAGGAUAUCUUGGGGCUGCUUUUCUAUUGCAAAAACUCUGGGUAUUGUAGUACCUACUUUAUCUCUGAGUUCAUUACUGUCAUGUCACAGUUAUGAUUAAAAGAGUUGGCGGCAGUAGCACUUUUAUUAAAUUGAAUGAUAUCUUGCCUACUAUACUGCCUGGACUCUUGCAACUGCCCAUCUCUAGACAUGAUUUCACCUAGUGGAUGAAUUCUGAGUCAACUUUAGGAAGAUCAAGACCAUGUAUUCCUGUGAGGCGGGCCUCUCACUGAGAGCCAGUGUGGUGUAGUGGUUAAGAGCAGUAGACUCAUAAUCUGAGAAACCGGGUUUGCGUCUCCGCUCUUCCACAUGCAGCUCUGGGUGAACUUGGGCUAGUCAGACUUCUCUGAAGUCUCUCAACCCCACUCACCUCACAGAGUGUUUUUGGUGGGGGAGGAAGGGAAAGGAGAAUGUUAGCCACUUUAAGACUCCUUAGGGUAGUGAUAAAGUGGGAUAUCAAAUCCAAACUUUUCUUCUCUUCUCAAAUUCUUUUUAUCCAAGGGGGCUGAAGAAAUGAAGCCAAGAAAAUAACACCUUCUAAUGGGAAACACCCCAAAAGAAUCAAUUAAAUAUCUUUUCAGAGCAUACUGAAGUCAUAACGUCUUUCCCCUGGAGUACACCUGUUUGAAUUUAUGGGGCUAAUAUUUUUCAUAUAUAUAAAAAGAUGAAAGUGCACUUCUUCUGGAAACUGCAUUAAGUCUUAAAAUUAUUGUUUCCAAAACUUUAAUGCACUAUUCUAAAUUUUAGAGGGAAUAAUAGGGCUAUAGUACAACUGCACUUUACUGAAAACCCUGUGCCUGUCCUCAAGGCAAAGUGCAACAAGGGAACUGUGCUUUGGGCUGCAAUCCUGCACACACUUACUUGGGAGUAAGCCCCAUGAAACACAGACUUAUUUCUGAGUACAACUGCACGGUCAGAAUCAAUGUUGACGACUUCUUUCUUCCCAGGAUGACCUUCCUGUAUCUGGGUACCUGGUACAUAAUUCCUUCAGAAUGAGCUGCACAACUCUCUGUGUCUCUGCAUUCCAUGCAUUCCUAUCAAGUAUCAGUACCCAGACCUGGUCAAAUCAGAUUUUUCUUAUGGUGGAUGUUUUAAUAAGAAAUAAUGUAAGAAGUCAGCAAAAUGCUUCUCAUUAGAGAGAUGGGCAGGUUGCUUUACAUACCCAACAACAGCAAAUUUGUAAGCAUAAGGUUUUCAGAACAGAAGUUACUGUAAGAGUAGCUUUUAUCAUCAUACGUUUGAGAGAUAUGUAAUUUAUUUUGUCUUCUCAAAUAAAAACUCAUGGUGCAAUUUUACUUCCUGCUUCUAAAGAGGAUGCUACAUGCUGUCUGUCUCUCGUUUUUUUUCAUUUCCACUGUUUUACAGUGGCUACCACAUAUGUGUACAUUACGUUUUUAAAUAGACUUUGAGGUAGUUUGUGCGUUUUGGCACUCAGCUGGGAUAGCUCAGUGAACUGAACACGAGACUCUUAAUCUCAGGGUUGGGCAAAAGAUUUCUGUGCCAUAGGAGCCAACUCCUAGGAGCUGAGGGGGAUUGGCCCCCCAAUAAAAUAUUUGAGGAGGCUGUCCCUCCAAAUUGAAGGGCAUUGCCAUAUAAAUGUGCACAGUGUCAUGUGAUCGAUUAUUCGGGGCGGGGCUUACCUCCCUUCCCCCUAUUUUAUUCAAGUUGGCACACCUGACCCUCACGGUCCCUUACAAUUCUGUGAUUCUGAUUUCGCUGCGAAGACACCACCUGCCCCAGAAAGAGAGCACGAAAUGGCAACGCUUUACAACGAUGGAGUUGUCCAGGGUCUUGAAACCGAGAUGCCAUUGAAUGCUUCGAGGAUGCUCCCCCCCCCCCCUGCAAAGGGCUGCCCUAUGCGCCCUGUAGGGGCUACGGAGUCCCCACCGGAGUUUUAGAGGCAGGCACGUUUAUUAAAGUUUACCGAUGGCCGCUUUUCUUUUACCCCCCCCCCCCCCGCUUAAACAGCGACUCGGGUCAAGGUCCGAUCGCCGUCCACGCAAGAGAGGAGUUUGCGGUGCAAAUCGGCGUCCUGGCCAACGUAGGUUUCAUAUUCGCAUUUAAAAAACCCCUUUGGCCGCCCAGAGCCGCGCUAUGAGGAAUCCCACCGGGAUCCGAGACGCAGCGCGCAAGGCUGGUUACAGUCUCUCUCUCUGGCGGUGAGCUGCUUCGCUCCGGGCUUCCCGCCGGCCUCCUCCCCCAGCUUAGAGACUUUCCCCAGCGGAGGCAGAACUUUAGGAACCCGCCCCGCGCGCCGCCUGGGAAACAGGGGGGAAAAAGGAAAGAGCGGCGGCUGCGGAUCUCAGCGGGCUCUAUAAGGCAAGGAAGACAAUUACAGAGAGAGAGAGGGAGAGAGAGGGGAACAGCAGAAGGUGGGAUCGCCUGCUAAUACGUAGGCGGGGCGUCCUCCCUCCCCCCCACAAGAGGCAUCCUCCCUGUCCAAUGGGGCGUCAGGGCGCCCUCCGAGGGGCGGCCUCAGCCAAUGAGGAGCCAGGGAGGCGUAGCCGCGCCUCGCAGCGAAGCUGAGCUCCUUUCCUCCCCAGCCUAUCCGGCGGCUGAGACGGACCGAGCCGGAGCUUGCCUCGCGCGGGCAGCUGCGCCGGCUAAAGCGGACGGGCGGCGCGCACGGCGCUCGCUCGGGUCGCCCCCCUCCUUCCCCUCCCCGCCGCCCUUUGAGGGAGAGACGCUCCGCCAGUCAGUCAGUCAGUCCGCCAGUUGGUUUCGAGGGGGGAGAGGAAGGUAACCGGACGGAGCUCCUUCGCCUGGGAGCAGCUGGGGUGUAGAAAGGAGGUAAGGGAGCCGCCGCCGCUGCCGCCGGGUCUCUCUCGCGUCGUUUCUCCUCAGAAAGUGGUGAGGGAGUCUGGAAGGGGAGCCGAGCCAGCAGGGUUCGAGACUGAGGGGCAGAAGCGGCUCCUUCAGUCCGGCUGAGGGGAAAGCGGGUCUUCCGAGGAGGGGCAGGUCGGUGCCAUCCCCUCCCCCUCCGCCCUUUGGUGGAAGAGAAAGAGGGAGGAAUUAAUGGAGGGCUUUUGGGGAUUAGUUCUCCACGGCACCAGGAACUCUCGCUCUCUCUUUGUGUGUGUGUGUGUGUGUGUGUGUGUGUGUGGUUUCUGGUGGGGGGUUGGGGAAGCGACACUUUCUUCAUGCACUUGCUGCAGAUGGUGCAAAGGUUCCUCACGUUACUUUCUUCCUCUCCCCUCCGAGAGAGAGACAGACAGGCAGUCAAGAUGGAAAGUUGGAGGAGGUUAUUCUGGCCUGGGAAUAGGUGAGGAGGCGAAGGCAGGAGGGAGUUGCCUUUUCCUCCCUCCCUCAGGGAUCUCUGCUUAGCCACCCCCACUCCCGUGGGUGGAAAAAUAGCACGGGGGGGGGAGAGGGGCUUGGGGUCGGAAUUCGCCUCCCCCCCCCGCCCGCCCAGCACAGAGUUCGCCUCUCUGGCGCACAGCUUUUGUGCCUGCUGUAGCAUUGCCAUACAUCGCUUGAUUUCAUCUACUGUAUUUAUUUAUAAGUUUUGCAAAACAAAUGGUUCUGCUUGGACUAGGGCAUGGGUUGGCACAACGGUGGUAUCUGUUGGGCUGCCGACGUCAUUUCGCUGGACAGUGAUCUAAAACCGGCACCUCAAGUUUAGUUUAACUUUUUAAGGAAUGCUGUGUGCUAAUUGCUGGGAUGUUUUUAUAACGCUCCCCUUCCCCCAAAUGGGCAUAUCGGAAAGGGAGGUAAUGGGGCAAUCUUCUCUUCCCUUUGGUUUUGAAAAACAAAUGUAUGUACAUCAAUCGUAGGUGCUAGAAUACGGUUAUUGUCUGGUCCAGCUAAAUGAUUUUUCAGCAGUUUGAUUUUUGUGUAUAGCAAAUGGCAAACGAUGUCCUGUGUGUUUUCUCCCCCCCCCCCUCUGUUUUUCUUCGAGUCUGAAGCAUGACCACCAAUUCAUUUUUUAAAAGAAAGCUUUCUCCUUUUUAAUGUUUUGUCUUAUGCUGCAUUUAAUGGAACACAAGUGCCUUUGUAGUUUUGUGGAAAACUUUUACCAUUAUUUUAUGGAUUUUGGUUUAACAACAUUUGCAGGGCUUUCCACUGUUAUGGGUAGCUAGCUCACUGCUUUAUUUUGACAGUAGACUACUCUGAAGCUGAUAAUUAUCUAAUGCACCUAUUAACAUAUAAAGUGAGUUUGUAAGCUACAUUUUUAAUGUAUGUUAGAGGAUACCUUUGAAUACUUGCAGCAUGGUUAUCCUAUUUUUAUAGGGUUGGUUUUUGGCAAAACAUUGUUUGAAAACAGAUAUCUGUAUUUUUGUAGUAAAGAUUCUUGCUAACGAAAAGACUGCUGUGAAUUCUUUUACCUUAUUUUUGUGUUCAAUUUUCAUUCCUAAAUGUUAACACUAGAUGGCUUUCUUGCAUCGUCCAGAAAGUACAGUACAGUUCAGAGCUGGCUUCUGACUUUGCUAGGUUAUAUCCUAGCACUUGCUGCUUAUAAAAUGCUAGUGUCCUGAUCUGUUUUAUAGUAAAUGGAACUACAGUAGAACCAAAUUUAAGCAGUUCCGUUCUUGGCAGUUUUGUUUUGACAUUCUUCUUUAUAGAAGUGCUAUAUGUACAGUUUCCAAUUUCUAUAAUUCUGUGGUAAACGAUGCUCAGAAAAAACUUUGAACAUAUUUUUUCCAUGAAAAGGGCUGCUUUAUAAUUGAUGCAUAUAUUGAUAAAUUGCAUUGCUUUACAUUCUCUUUGAAACUGGUAUAACCUCUUUAACUGAUUUAAUAUAAACAAAUCAAUAUUUUCUCUAGUUUUGUGUUUUUGUUGUUAAUUUUGGCCAAAAUGAUGCUACUCCAAGUCACGUUUCAUUAGCUUCUGUGUAGCUAAUACACUUGUAUUUUGUUUGUACAAAAUGUGGCCAUAGAACAAUUCUUUAUUAGUGCACGAUGUUUUUCUGCCUAUGAACUAGGUGACUGUGCAAGUAGCGUAGAUAUGCUUCUCUCCAUUCAUAGGAGCACAGUAUGAAAUAGAGACUGCUCUGUUGUUGUGGCCUGUCUUCUACUUGGGUCAUGCUCUGAAGAGUAAAAAUGUCCCCCCCCCCGAAUAUCAGCACCCUUAGACUGCAUAUCAGCACAGAGGAUUGAAAUGUAGAGCUGCUGAAUUUGGAUUUAGGAAGGCUAUUGGGCUCAUUAUGGUUAUCAUUUUUCUGUGCUGUUUUCUGAACUAUUGUUGAUGGAAAACAUGAAAUGCAGGACCCCAAUGAAAAAACUGCUUGCUACCUAAGAAAUAAUUACAGAUGGAAUUAUUCCAAUAAUGCAACUUUAAGGACAUUAAAAACACAGUUUGGCUUCAGAAUUGUUGGCUUACUCUGAGUGUUCAUAUAAAUUAAAAUGGAUCCCAGCAAAAUCUUAACCAUUGACUUGUGUUUGCUGUAGUAGCUGUCUCUUACUGCUUUGAACUUAAUGAGAUAAUAUACGUAUUUCUGCAGUUUUGAAAAAAAUUGUAUAGAUGGUCUAAGUAGCAGUGUAGCUAGCCAUUUGGGUGCCUGGUGCGGUGCACGCGCCCUGCAGCUGGCUGCGAAGUGAACCGCCCAUGGGGGCGGGGCGAGCCAAGGCAGGGCGCGCUGUGUGGAGCCUCUCCGCAGCCUCCCCCUCAGCUAUAAGGUGGCUGAGGUGGUGGGCAGACGCAAGCCCUGCGCUGCUCAAAAAAGCAGUGCAGAGCUUGCAGGCAGUCCACCCGCCGCCUCACCCUCAGGAGAGACGCAUGGCUUAGGCACACUUCAUCAUUCAUUACUUCCAAUAUUAUGAUUCUGAAUAUUCACUUGGAAGGAAGUCUUGUCAAUUUCAAUAGAAUUUCCUAAUAAGCAUUCUUGGGAGUUCCUCUGUAGGCCUAGUGAAGAAUCUUAAAUCCCAAUAUUUGAUACUGGAAGGGGUUUGUUGUUGUUUAGUCGUUUAGUCGUGUCGGACUCUUCGUGACCCCAUGGACCAGAGCACGCCAGGCACUCCUGUCUUCAAGAGGAAGGGGUUAGAAUAAGGCAUAAGUCUUCUCGGCUCUGCUAUGGGGUAAGCUUUGCCACUGUGGAGGCCCCCAUUGUACACUCUGACCAAGCGCAAUGUUCCUGCCCCUGGCCCCCAAAUGAGGUAUUAAAGUUGUGAAGUGUCCAAUUCAGUGUAUUCAAAACUGCCCCAUUUCCUGACAAGGGGCCUAAUAUGGGCUCCUCUGCUGUGUCAGCUUGGAGUUGGCACAGCUAAAAGCAGAGGAUUAUUGCCUCAUGUCUUCUACUCUGGCUGUCAGGGAGCUAUAGGGCUGCAGUUGUAGUGGUCAAUUGACUGGUCAGUGCCAUCCCAGCUCCAGUAUUAAUUGCUCUGCCCUAACCCUAGGCAUGCUUCUUAGGGAGAAAGUCCAACUGCCGUUAGUGGGAGUUACUUCUAAGCAUCCACAGGUUUGAGUUGCAUAAGUUUCAAGACUGGAGUAAAUAUUUAUUUAUUUAUUUAUUUAUUUGGUUGGUUGGUUGGUUGGUUGGUUUAUGCAGGCUGUGACUAAUGUUGUCUGUUACCCAGUAGUAGGCUUUUCUUGUAGGUUGAUGCUACAAGAAGUAGAUUGAAAUAGUUGGCCACUUCUGCUUCUGCUUGUUGUUUCUCACAUUGGAAAUUCCAUCAUUGAAUGUUAGAACUGAAAUUGUCUUGAUGGAUGUUACUUUAUAUGUAUGAUUUGGCCUCAUUUUAAAAUGUACUUCAGUGUCAUGUCUAUCCCUAGACCUGACAGAGGGUUAGAGUAUAAUCUACUCACUUGGUAUGCUUUAUAACAUGACUACAAUAAGUCAAAUUGUUUACAUUCUGUUUGUAAAAGCUACUUACAUUUUCUGUGCUCUUAUUCAUGCACUUUAGUUAGGUUUGUGUAUCCAGGUCCAUGUUUCUGGAUUUGUCAAGGUUGAUUGGCAGGUGUCUUGUAAGUAAUCAGCUCAUUUGGCUUUUAUAGAAGACACUCAGAAUAUUUGACAUCAUCUGUUAAUUUGCAACGGAAUAAAUUUCUGGAAUAAAAGUUGCCUACCUGUACUUUUGUAAUUCAUUAACAUAAUUUCAAUCUUGCAAACUCCUAUCUUUUCAGUUUUCUUUGAAUUUUUAUUAGUUAGAAUAUUUUGUCAAGCUAUUUUGAUGUGUGAGAAACACUUGUUUAAUCAGAGUUUUGAAAUGUCUGCCUCAUGUACAUUGAUGGCACUAAAUUAAAUAAACGCAGCAUUUACAAAAAGUUGUGGAAGAAUUGAUUUUAAAACUUACUGAUGAAGUAAAAAGUCCCCCCAACUAAUUGAGUAGAUGUUUAUUUGCUCCUGUGUAAAUACUCUAGUAACAGUAGAGGAAGAAGUGUUUCCAAGGUUGUGCUGGACAGGGUUGGACAAGUUUUUCUGUCUGUCCUUGGUGGAUCUCCUUUUAAUAAAAUGCCCCCCUCCAAAAAAUAAAAAAUAACCAAUGCGGGAUAAUUAAUUAUGCCACUUCCAAACUGGCAUUGUUGAUGAUUAUGAUCCUGAAGCUUCUUCAAGGAAUGAAGGUUUCAGAUUGAAGACUGCCUCUACCCCACGCCUGGAAUGAACCAUCUCAGGGCCUACCAUUGUCUACUGCCAGCAGUAGAACUAUGCUCAUAGAAGUAUCUGCCAGUGUGCAGCAGGGGGCUGUGCAGCAGAUGUGCCUAUCUACCAGUGCAGCUCUUCACCAGCGCCUCCUCCAGUCAGUGAAUGGGGGGGUAGGAUUGUUCUUCCAAACUCUUGUAGUUAUUUGACUUUCUUUAAUUGGGUGAGAAUUAUAAUCAUAGAGGUGGAAGGGACCCAAGGGUCAUCUUGUCCAACCCCCUGCAAUGCAGGAAUCUCAGCUAAAGCAUCUAUGACGUAUGGCCAUCCAACCUCUGCUUUAAAACUUCCAAUGAAGGAAAGUCCACCACCUCUUAUGGGGUUCCACUGUUGAAAAGCUGUUACUGUCAGAAAGUUUUUACAAAUGUUUAGUCAGAAUCUUCUUUCAUGUAACUUGAAGCCAUUGGUUCGAGUCCUACCCUCCAGAACAGGAGAAAACAAGCAUGUUCCCUCUUACAUGUGACAGCUCUUAAGAUAUUUGAAGAUGGCUAUCAUAUCUCCUCUUAGUCUCCUCUUUUCCAGGCUAAACAUAUUCAGCUCCUUCAAGCACUCCUUGUAAGGCUUCAUUUCCAGACCCUUGAUCAUCUUGGUUGCCCUCCUCUACACACAUUCCAGCUUGUCAACAUCCUUCUUAAAUUGUGGUGCCCAGAAUUGGACACAGUAAUCCAAGUGUGGCCUGACCAAGGCAUAAUAGAGUGGUACUAUUGCUUCCUUGCAAUGACAAACCUAGACAGCAUCCUAAAAAGUAGAGACAUCACCUUGCCAACAAAGGUCCGUAUAGUAAAAGCUAUGGUUUUCCCAGUAGUGAUGUAUGGAAGUGAGAGCUGGACCAUGAAGAAGGCUGAUCGCCGAAGAAUUGAUGCUUUUGAAUUAUGGUGCUGGAGGAGACUCUUGAGAGUCCCAUGGACUGCAAGAAGAUCAAACCUAUCCAUUUUUAAGGAAAUCAGCCCUGAGUGCUCACUGGAAGGACAGAUCGUGAAGUUGAGGCUCCAAUACUUUGGUCACCUCAUGAGAAGAGAAGACUCCCUGGAAAAGACCCUGAUGUUGGGAAAGAUGGAGGGCACAAGGAGAAGGGGACAACAGAGGAUGAGAUGGUUGGAUGGUAUUCUUGAAGCUACCAGCAUGAGUCUGUCCAAACUGCGGGAGGCAGUGGAGGACAGAAGUGCCUGGCGUGCUCUGGUCCAUGGGGUCAUGAAGAGUCGGAUACGACUAAACAACAACAACAAUUGCUUCCUUUGAUCUGGACACUGUACUUCUGUUGAUGCAGCCUAGUAUAGUGUUAGUUUUUUUGCUGCUGCAUCACACUGUUGACUCAAGUUAAGCUUGUGCAUCUGGUUCUUCCUUCCUAAGUGUAGGACCUUACAUUUGUCCCUAUUGAAAUUUAUUUUGUUAGCUUGUGUCCAGUUCUCCAAUCUGUUAUGGUCAUUUUGAAUUCUGAUUCUGUCUUCUGCAGCAUUAGCUACCCCUCGCAGUUUGGUGUCAUCUGCAAAUUUGAUGAGCAUCCCCUCAAUUCCUUCAUCCAAGUCAUUUAUAAAGACGUUAAACAAUAAUGGGCCCAGGACAGAACAGUGUGGCACCCCACUUGUCACUUUUUCCCCAGUUGACAAGGAACCAUUAAUGAGUACUCUUUGGGUUGAGUCAGCCAGCUACAAAUCCACCUCGUUCAACCCACAUUUUACCAGUUUCCUCACAAGAAUAUCAUAACAUGUACUUCACUGUCUACACAGUGUGAACCACUCUGUAUAGUCACACACUCCUGCAUAAGUAUUCUGUAGUAAGAACUGUAGUAAGAAGAAAAAGAACCCCUACAACUGACAGCUGUUCAACAUGAAUAAAACAUGUAUAAUAAAUAAAUAGUCAUGUUAGGUGACUUUGAACAUUUAUUAACAUGAGAAGUGUUCUAUAGUAUCUCCAGCUGGUCAUUGUAGCAGCAAAGUUGGGAGCAGUUUAUGGAGAGAAGUGUUGGUCUGGCAAUGUGGGCAUACCUUCUGCUGCAUAGGAUCAUAGUACAGUAUUUAGUGCUUCUUUUGUGCCUUUUUAGCUUUUCAAAUACCAGUGUGGCAAAGCAUCCAGAAAAUGGAGAGCUGGAGAAUGAAAUUAUGGUAUAAGGAAGAAAAAUACAGAUACAAUAAGAAUGUUCUGAUUAGAAUUGAAUACCCACAUACUUAAUUGUAUUUAAAUAUCAGUGACCCAUAAGCAGUAUGUCUUCCUUUAUUUAUUAGAGAUGCAGAAUAGAGUACUGGGCUCAAUUUGUGUUGAAAUUAGAAGAAACUUCAUUGAAAUAGCUUGUAUGUUUAGGAUUUAUCCCUUUAUAUUUGUUGCAAAACAGCAUGGCAUGUGGAAAGUCCUAGCAAGAUGAGGACUGAAUAGAACAGAUAUCUGUGGAGUAUUACAGAAGGUUAUAGGAACAUUUUAAGACGUAGAUAUCAAAUGAACACAGCAUAGGGAGGUCAAUUUAUUCCAUUUAGAGAGGCUGAAGCAGGGUUGCAGUCAAGCAGUGAACUGCCUGGAAGGUAGGUGGGCAAGAAAUUUGGAAGACUCAGAGGGGAAAAAGCAGGGAAGUGAGAAAGUAUUUGCAAGCUGACAAGCAGAGGCAACUAGAGGUAGACUACAGCCAAAUGGAAAUAAGACCAACAUCUGGCUGUUGAUCAGGCCUGAUCUGGAAGUAUUUAAGGCAAGUCAGAGAAACAAUGGAUUGUCUGGGUAGUGAAGCAUUCAGAGAGAAUGCUCUUGUCAGCCUUAGCACAAGGGGCACAAUUGAUCUAAUCAGUAAGCUUCCAGCUUGAGACUUACAGUACUGAAAAUAAGGCACCUCUCCAGAUAUAUGUGGCUUGAUAAAGAGCAGUGGGUUUAGGUCGUUGUAAUAGUGUCAGCAUCUACAUGGUUGGAAUGUGUAAAGGACAGGGGUCUACCAUUUUUGGUUGGCGUUGCUCACCAAGCCAAAUAAGUCUAGCUACUAGACACACACCACCCAAUCAAGCCUCCAGCCCUCUUCUCUCUGGACAAUAAUCCAACAGGUAUUUUUCAAAGAAAAGACCAGUAGGAAGUGUACCAGGUUUGGCACUGCUGGUUUGAAAACACUCUGAGUGCCUUCAGAAAAUAGCAUCCAGCCCUCCCCAGUGCAUUCCAUUCCUGUUCCAAAGCAGGAAGAACCAGUAUGGGGGUUGUUGGUUUGGCCCUGUGUGGCCAAGGCUCAUCAGACAUUUUGGCAAUGCAGCUGCUAAUUUCCAUCAUUCCUUACAAUUUUGGAGGUGGCAGACAUAACCACAUACUUGUCUGGAUGACCUCCACUCACCUCUAAAGCUUCAAAGUUGGGAAGAAAGCUUUGUUGGGAAGUUGAGGAGUGAAAAUAAAAGGAUAGGUGAGAAACCUAGAGGUAGAAUUUAAUUUCAUUGAUAAGUAAGAUGAAAAUUAAACCAAGUUCCUAGACAGAGUUAAAGUAAGCUGUUGAGUCAUCACUUGCUCUUUCAACUUCCUAAUGAGGCUGAUUUUAUCACCAGAUGAUGGACCCUGCCAUUAAUGUAUUGCAUCUUGGUUUAGACAAUUUAUUCAAACAUCUUUCACUAACAUGGAAAUAAACUCUGUCCUACUGAAAUCUCAAUUGUGGCUUACAUGCAAAUACAGUACAUGGUUUCAUUUUUCUACUGUAAUCUCUAAGCAACAUUCCAGCAAGAAUAUUAUUCUUGCUGAGCCAUUUGAGGUAAGCUAACACAUUUGCUGUUUGACCAGCAGUACAAUUGUCCUCCAUGGGCUUCGUAUACCAGCUGUACCACUACAAAUGAUUGUGUUGAGUGGUGCUUUGUUUAAAAGAGGGAAAACAAAUGUGAUGUUAAUAUACAAUUUCCAGAGUUGGCCACAUAUGGGGGUUGGAGAGGGGACUGGCAAGGAAGUGCAUGGAUGGAUAAGAUGUAGACAGGAUAAGAUGGAUAAGAUGUGGUGAGACAAGAAUUUUAAGAGGUGGGAAUAAAGUGGAAUCAGGGGUUUUCAUAGAUGGAAUAGCAUGCAAAACAAAGUAUUUACAGAUUUUGUUUAAAAUAUUUUUCAGAAUAUGUAUUGUAAAAGUUCAACGUAGAUAGGAGUGAAGUUGUGAAAACCCUAAAGAAUAGUAUUUGUUAAAAGUGUAAUAAAUAAUCCCCUUUAAAAGGUCUUAUAACACAUAGUAACCUAUAGUAAGGUCUACCAUUUGUUAACACAUUAUUUCUUAUUGCUACUGAGGACACCGUUUAGUGGAAAUGUCUCUGGCACAAAUGCCAUUGCAACUAUAUGAAUGGUUGCAUGCUACAUCCAGGGUUGCUUGCAUAAAUGUUCCCAGUGAAUUGCUCAUAUAUAUAAGCCCAGUGUAGUCAGAAUUGUAACCUGUAUUGUGGAACCUUGAAAUUAGUUCAUUAAUGUAUAAGAAAUUUAUAAGCUUCGUUAAAAUGAUCAUGAUAGAUAUUUGCCUUAAAUAGAUUUAUUUAGUAUGGCCUUCAAAAAAACUUCAGUGAGAAGAUGAUGUGUUCUAUAUAUGUUUCACAUGGUGUGAUUUAAUCACUUGUUUCCAUCUUAAAAGCAACAAUUAUAGUUGUAAAUAGCUUUUUCUAAAGCAUAGCAUAAAUACUAUAGGAGUUAAUGACAUUUCAAAAUAACAGCUGCUUUUAAAAAUAACAUUAAGUACUGGUGUGUGUGCAUUUUUAGCAUUCACUUGAUUUUGGUAGGUAGUGUAGUUGAACAGCUGCAGAUUGUGUAUUUUCAUCACAAGCUGUGGCAGUUGGAAAGUUAUUCUACUUCUGCCUAUCCAACAAAGGUAGUUUGAUGCUUGAGCAGCUAGAUCAAGGUCACUUAGUUUCAACUACACACAGUACAGAUUCCCCCCCCCUUCUGUCUAUAACAAUAUAGUAAGUCACUGAAAGGAAAGGCACCUACAGGAUUAUUUUGUAUGUUCUCACAAAUUUUCAAUUUAUUCUUUUAUGUAAUUGUGCUUAGUAAUAAUUCUCUACAUAGACACUCACAUAUUCAGACUAUGAUUAAUACAAAUGAGCUGUCAAUGGUGCAGUGCUUGUUUGUAAUACACAAGAGAUCUGAAGCAAAAUGUUGUAGCUUUGCGAGUUCUGUUCACUGUUACUAUCACUCAUCCAUGCUCCAAUGCAUGAUAACACAACUCAAUUCCUGUCUCCUCUGGUUUUCUACCCUUCCCUUCAACUAUCAGUCAGUAUUUAUUGGCCAUUGAGUAAGCGUAGUUCUCAUUGGAUUAUUUUGUGUUCCCCUCUUGGUUUCUAUCUCCUAAGCAUUUUUGUACUUCUGAGCAACUUGGGCUCUCCCAAGCCCACUAAUAUAUCAAUGUUAUGUGUGGAUUAUGCUGUUUUUGGCUAUUAGUGCUCACAGCCUGGACUUCAAAAACAUAGGGAAUGGUAGAAUGAUUAUUUACUGAGAUGUGCUUACUGUGUUGAAUCUUAGUAGCCUGCUUGAGAUCUUGACCAGCUUCUUUCUAGAAGCUUUACCAUAAAUCCUUAACUAAUGGCUUUCACAAUGCUGCUUGAUUCAAUAAUGACCAUCUAUGUUCUAGAAGAUUUCGAGGCAAGAUUUUGGCCCAAAUCUUGCAGUUACCACGACUAAAUAUUCAACUGUUGUAACUCUUUUUCAGGUCAAUUGCAACAGUCAGUGUACUUGAUUCAUAUAUUUAUCAUUCCUUAUAUUUCUGAUUAAAGUUGUCUUGUGAUUGUGGCACUGCCCAAGCAUGUUAGGGGACGGGGGGGGGCCCCUCAGCUGAUGAAGCAUUUCAGCCUCAGUGAUGACAAGUCAAGACAAGUGAGAUAGGCAACUAUGUAAGGACAGAUGACAUCCACCCAAGAGUUCUUAAAGAACUCAAAUAUGAACUUGUUUAUGAGCUAUACUUUUGUUAGAAGAUAUCCAACUGUGUUGCUCAGCUGAUAGCAAAACAUCUAUCAGAAGAAUGGAGAGAAAAACAAUUUUCAGUGAACCCCACUCCUCCCUGCAGCUCCCAAGUUCCUCCAAAAUUGCUCUGGAGGGGUCGGCUUGAGCAAAUUUAAGGGGAAUAUGGAGGGGAAUUGUGAAAAAAACAAUUCUCUCCAUUCUUCUGACAGAAGCCUUGCUGUCAGCUGAUCAACACUAUUGGAUAUAACCCAGUGUAAUUUGUCUGUAAGAUCAGCCUCUAUACUUGAGGACUGGAAAGAGGCCAAUGCAACUUUAAAAGAGGGAGGCAGGAUCCAGGAGUGAUCUGAGAAAUGGCAAUCUGGUUAGUUUAACAUCUAUUCCUGGAAAUUACUGAGCAAGUCUUGAGGAACAAGUUUUGCUGAUGAAGAAUCAGUGUGAUUUGUAUAAGGAUUAGUCUUGUGGUUAAAAUAAAAAGGGAUUUUGAGGAAUCCAAAAUGAAAUCUCCAAACUGAGUAAAUGGGCAUUAGAUGUGAUUAAAUGUAAGAAAAUGUAAAGUGAUGCACACUGGAACAAAAAGCCUAACUUCACAGAUAUGUGACUUUGCAGUGGUUUGAGCAGUAAAGUGAUCUUGGAGUUGUAGUGGAUAACUCAAUGAAGAUGUCAACUUAACUAUAGAAAUGUGAAUUUCAUGUUAGUGAUAAUUAGGAAAAGGAUUGAAAAGAAAACAAUUAGUAUCAUAAUGCCAUUAUACAAAUCUGUCAUGAAAUCACACUUGGAAUACUGUGUUCAGUUCUGGUCUUCAUACCUCAAAAAAAGACGUAGAGUUGGAGAAGGUUCAGAUUAAGGCAGCCAAAAUGAUCAAGGGAUUGGAACAACUCUCCUAUAAGGAAAGAUUACAACAUUUGGACAUGACAGAGUUGUAGGAAAAAGUGGAUGGACAGAAGUCGCCAUCCCUUCACAAUACUAGAGUGGGGGCCAUCCAAUGAAGCUGCAUGUUGGAAGAUUUAUGACAGAUGAAAAAAAGUACUUAAUUCAGUUAAACUGGAAAUUGUUCCCACAAGAUGUAGUGAUUUCCACUAAACUACUCACCUUUAAAAGAAAAGUUCAUGGAGAAUAAGGCUAUUAGUUGCCUCCUCCAGUAUUGGAGGCAAUAUGGCCCUGAAUGUCAGUUGCUGGAAAGCACAAGUGGGGGGAGUGUGAUGUUGUAUUCAUGUCCUGCCUAGGGGAGAAUAGUGAAUCAAGGCCAUCACAAACAGAGAACAGAUGGACCACAGGCAGAAGAAAGAAGUUCAUAUAGAACAGAUAACAGCUGCACACUACAGGUCAGGUUAUACAUAUUGUGAAAUUAAGGAACUGAAAUACAUUGUAGAAAGCGAGAGAUGAGAGAGGACAAGCCAAGUAUUUGAGUGAAUCCAUGUUAAAGAAUUCUUAAACAUGAGCCACUAUGGCAGAACUCCUCAUGUGUAUGCUUUACGGUGUUCCCGUCACUGUUAAAUGCAGCUUGCCACAGUGUCCAUGGUUCUCAGGUGUGCAGCAGACCUUUCUGCAUACCCAGUUCCUGCUCUGAACUCAGCCUUGGUAUGCAUCUAUUGACUUUAUUCAGUUCCUGAGCUGUUGGCUGACUGACCAUUUAAAGAUGCUUUGGAUUAUAAGGGACAUGACAAAGUUAAGAAUCCUUGUAAAUCCUUACAGUUGUUUGUCCUCACUAUGGUAAGAAUAGUUUGAGGGCUAAUGGGAAGCAAGGAAAUGCUCGAUUUAGAUGUGUUAUCAGCACUAGAUGUGACUCGGGCCGCCACAUUAAAUUGGAGUGAGAGCAUGAAAGGCUGCUUUUUAUAUUAAUAUGAGUUCAAACAGGGAAGGGUACCUUGUCUUUCCUCUCGCCCUCCCCCACCAUACUUUGUUUCUUCAGGCAUUUGUCGGCCUGGCCUAGAAGGUCUUCUUGAAGCAAUGGAAAGUGGAGAGGUAAAGUGAGGGAGGCUUAGGUUCCCUCAUCUGCAUAAUACAAAUAAUAAAUUAUUAUUAUUAUUAUUAUACUGCAGUAUAUUUUGUAUUAUUUUGUCCCUCUUGCGAAUGAAAUAAGUGAAGUUUUUAAUGGAUGGGUUAAAUAUCGCCCCCCCCCCCCAGUGCAGCAUUCUGUGUCCUCAAAUACAUUGCCAUUAAUCAGCAUGCUUCUUCUGAAACAAGACAUCAAACGUAGCAGUACCUGCUACUGUAAUACCUGCUUCAUGUACACAUCAGUAUGAUAGGAAAUGAAACACUUUCUGCUCUUGCUGCCAGUUGUGUUUCCUGUAUGUAAACAAAAGCAAUCAGUUAGCAGAAUGGGAAAUUGUUUAUUUGCAGGAUGCUUGCUGUAUGAACGGAAGGAAAUGUUCUUUUACAGAGAUCAGCUCAUUGUGUUGAGGCUACAUUGCUGGCAAAAUUGAUUUUAGAAUAGUUUGGGGAAAUUAGCUGCAAAAUAGGUGCAUCUAUUUUGAGUCCUAAAAACUUCUUAACUCUUUACAUUAGUGGUUGAAGUUGAAGCUUAUAGAUCGCAUAACCAUCCCUAUUCAUAGUUUAUGAACAGGGGAUUUACACAGUUAAAUGAAUGUAAUUUUAAACAGGAAGUUUGCUGUUUGUGCACUGCCUUUUUAAAACUUUGAAGCAAAGAUGUACAGCAAUUUUGAAUACAAUCUGAACAAAUUAGCUAGGAAAUAUGUAGCCUGAUAGUCUGUAGUUUAAAAUUUUGGAGGAUGCGUGAUAACAGGACUCCAGUAAAUCUCUGCACCCACCCUGCCUUGAAGUGAAAUAAAGGUUGUUUCCCCACUAGAACACUUUACUGCAACUGAGACCUUGCUUUUCAUUGGCUGAAGGCUUCACACAGGACUUAAUAGCCCACCAUUACCUUUCCACGUAGCUAUUUGCUUAGAAUUAAGUCUAUUCAAGGCAGGGUACUACAAUAUAAACAUAAAAUUGCAAUAAUGUAACAUGAUGUUUCAAACAUUAAAUUGCAGAAACAAACAAGCAAGAAUACAGUAAAAUAUAAUUCAGCAGUACAGAAUAGUUUCCAAAGCCACAGCAAUAAAAAGUAUAUACAAUAAAAUAACAUGUGUUAAAAACCACAUGAAACAGGUGUUUGUCUUUUUGAACACAGCACAUCCCUUGAGAGGGAGAUCCAUAAAGUGGAGACCACUGUACUUUGAAGUCUCUGUCUGUGAAUCCCACCAAUUUGACAGAUCUUAAAAGUGAACCAGUGAGCAGUCCCUAUAUUCAGCAAAGGUCUCUCAACACUAAGGAUCCUUCCUUGCAAGUUUUGCCCCUUUAUUGUUUUGUCAUGAGCAUGAUAGUUCUUUUUAGAAAGCUGCUUCUUAACAGAUCUAUAGCCCCACCUGCACUAUACAUUUAAAACAGUAUCGUGCCACUUUAAACAGUUAUGGCAUCCCCCAAAGAAUCCUGGGAAAAGUCAUUUGUUAAGGGUGCUGAGAGUUGUUAGGAGACCUCUGUUUCCAUAAGCAACUGCAAUUCUUUGAAUCACUCUUCCCAGGGAACUCUAGGAAUUGCUAGGUGUUAUAAUGGCUCAUAAUUUUGUAUGUUUACAGAUCUAGAUUUGUCUUGUCAGGUUGGCAGGGAAGGAUUUCUCUUAUUUUGUGCAUUCUUAGAAAUGGAUUCUCAUUCGUGGAUUUAAUUUUAAAAUGUAUUCUCCCUUGCUGUUCCUUUAUCAGCAUACAUUUAUUUAGAAUUUCUGAAGUUCUAGUGGGCUAGUUUAGAUGUGUUUCCAAACAUUUGAUUCUGUGAAGCAGAUAAGUUGAUGUCAUGGUCUACUACUCUACCCCUUCAUCUUUUGUGUUCUAAUUAUUAGAUUGUACUCCAGUAGUUUUGUCUGGGGAGGGUGUUGUAGUACAGGUUAUUCAGCAACUGUGUGCUUCCCAGUUAAGUCUUAGGUGCAAUCAUUUUAUUUUACUUUAUAUUUAGCUGGAUAUUCUUGGGUCUGUAGUAUGUACUGAUAUAAUCUUAUAUGUAGUGAAUGUAUGUUACACAGUAUCAAUUCAUUAUGUAAUAUUCAUUGUACUUUUAUUCUCUGUCUGUAAAAUAAUUUUAAUCACUAAGAUAAUUUAAUGUAAUAGUGUUUCCGAAAGAAGAAGAAACCUUUUUGUUACAUAAUAUAAACGGAAACCCAUUAAGUUGAAGACUAUAAUUUUAAUUUGCUUCUACCUGUAUACUCCCAAAUCUUUCUAUUCCAGAUAGCCAUUAAAAGAGCUAUGUAACUAAAAAAAAAUAGUGAGCAUGCCACACAUAAUGCUAAGCCAAAACAUGAUUUAGCACAAACAACUAAAUGUGCAUAUUUCCAGGCCAAAGGUUGCAGCUGUAUUGCUCCUGCCUUAGUUCUGCUGCCACCAUGUCACCUGGGUCUAAGCCAUGGUUUGCCUUAGCAAUUGUGUCUGAAGGCCAUUUGGUAUUCUUUCAAGCUGAGCAAGGUUUUGAAUCUAGUAGCUUCCUCUGCUACUGACGCCAGAAGACUAUGUACAUUACAAAACUUCUUAGCUGCAGGUAGUUGUAUAUGUAUACUUUUGUAGUACAUAAUGCUUCUGAAAUGUUGGAGAAGACUAGCAAUAAGUCUUUUUUAGACAUUUUCAUAGGAAAUGGACUGGGAUUUAAAAAUCAAAAGUUUGUAUUCUCCUUUCCUGAAUCAUAUAUGGUGCAACUGUCCCAUUUUAUGUGAGACAUCCUGGAUUGACGCCUUCUGAUCCCAAUCCUGGAUGUCCCAUUCUGGCUUCUGUGCUCUGGCCCUGCCAGAACAUGGGACCAAAAGAUGGAUGUUUUUUCAUCUCUCCCUGUGGUGUGACUCAGUUGGCUCACACCAGAGCGUAGGACCAAAAAACAGAAGCAAAGCCUACCUUGCCCCUGUGCAUCACCACUCUUUUUUCUCCUUCCGUUGUGGGACUUCUGGAAACUGGCUUCAGGAAGCACAUCUGCGGAGGAGCUGGAGGCUGCAGUGACUUCUCCCAAGGCCAUGCCAGCCACAGAGGAGGCAAAGACCGUGGAGGAGGAAGCCACAGAGGUGGCAGGCAGCGGCAAACGAGUGGGUGGGGAACUGAAUCUUGCCUGAUCAGUCCAAACUAUCACUGCUUUGUUAAAUUGACUGGGCCAACACAUUAUCUCUGCAUAAAAUAUUAUAUCAUCAUUAUACCUCGUGCUGAAAUCAUGCAGAAAAUACACUACUAAGAAAAGACAGCAUACAGUCUAGUUUCAUUCUUAAAUAACAUUAGUUACAGAAUGAGAAGCAAAGGAUGUGGCUACAAAUAACUGUAGUCAACUGAAGUCCCUGCAGUGUCAGCCUUCUUUACAGUAUUUGGAAAAUCAUGGUUAAGCUCUCUUGUCACUAGCCACAUACUGUAGCUUGAGCAGUCGUGUUAAGCCAAGGUUUGGUUUAGUGUGAUGUGCAAACCUGGUUUGUGUGAAAUAUAAGUGAUUGGAUAUUUCUUUAAAGUUUGUUCUGUUGUAUCCCACCCUUAUGCUACUACUAAAAGAUUAUUGUGGGGCUCUCUAAAAUGUGCAUUUUGAACUACAAAUAGCUGAAUAUACAAAGUUGCCUCAGGGCUACUAAACUCAUGAAAUGGCAGCUUGUCACAGCUAGAAGGGCCAAUAUUGCGGUACCCUGAUAUGGAAGAUAAUUGUUUAUACCUUUUUAUAAUUUUGAAUGUGUCAUAUUGGGACAUAAAUCAGUCCAAACAGAUUUCUUCUUUGUUUAAAUUGAUUUCUUAUGUAUAGGAGAUGGUUCUGAUUCUGGUGGUGUUUUAGAGUAAGGCUCUGCAUUUUGAAUAGAUGUGUUAAUUGAUUUCUUCUUCCCUUUUGGUUGACAGGUAUGUGGAGUAAAAGUGAAUUGCUAUCAACUUGAUCUUGAUCCGAAGUUAUAAAAUGCAGACCCAGAAAUGAGUCCUACUGAACUACCUUCUGGAAUGACAACCUGAAAGAUCUUUUGAUACGCACAGACACUGUAACUCUUUCUUACCUCACUUCAUAAAUAAUGGAAAUGGCAGGCCAACAGCACUGCUCUUGAAUAUAAGGCUUUGCAUUCCCUUCCCAUUGCUUGGAUAUGAGUGAUCACACAUCACAGGAAGAAAAACACAAAUCCAGCAGAACUUCCUUAAAGUUUAAGGAAUCAGCAAGAAUUAUGCAGUCUGAUGACUAUUUUGCAAGAAAAUUUAAGGCUCUAAAUGGUAAUAUGGGCCCUCCUUCUUCUUUAAGCGCAACCAACAAAGGUGAAAGCAGCAACCCAGCCAAUGGUACCCCAGCUAUGCCUAAGAUGGGUGUCCGAGCCAGAGUAUCUGAAUGGCCUCCUAAGAAAGAUUGUACCAAGGAAUUAAGCAAAGCUACAUGGGAAAGUAGACCUCAAGUUAGUUAUGACGGUGCUGGGUCAGCAAAUGGUGACCAGAAUGAGGGGCAGCAAAAAGAACCCCUUGAUAUAGAAUUUGCAGAGGCAAAGUAUGCAUUAGGAGACAUUUUUCUCCAUUCACCACACAGGGGGCUUCACCCUAUAAGACAAAGAAGCAACAGUGAUGUUACAAUCAGUGACAUUGACACAGAGGAUGUACUAGACCAGAAUGCUGUUAAUCCAAAUACAGGAGCAUCUCUCCAUAGGGAAUAUGGAAGCACUUCAUCAAUUGACAGACAGGGUUUAUCUGGUGAGAAUUUUUUUGCAAUGCUUCGAGGCUACAGGGUGGAAAACUUUGAGCAUAAAACACACAUGCCAUUUGGAUUUCCUGAAUUUUUUCACUGCGAUCCGACAAUUUCUCCAAGUCUGCAUGCUGCAGCACAGAUUUCCAGAGGAGAAUUUGUAAGAAUUUCUGGACUUGACUACAUGGAUAGUGCCCUGCUAAUUGGCAGAGACCGGGACAAAUCUUUCAAAUGGAGAUUGAAGUCAGAAUCUGUAGAAACGUCACUCUUUAGAAAAUUGCGGACUGCUAAAAGUGAACAUGAAACUCUUAAAUUCUCAUCUGAACUAGAAGAAAGUAGACUUGAUAAAAAUGUUCAUCCUUGGAAUUGUCAGAAGUGUUUUGCACAUUAUGAUGUCCAGAGCAUUCUGUUUAACAUUAAUGAAGCAAUGGUUACCAGAAUUAAUGUGGGGAAAAGAAAAAAUAUAACCACUGGGGCAUCUGCUGCAUCACAAACUUCAACAGUAGCCGGACAGCUUGGAAGCUGUGAAUCUCCUAUGGGGAGUAAAGAGGAUCUCAAUUCAAAAGAGAACUUAGAUGCUGAUGAAGGUGAUGGGAAAAGUAAUGACCUAGUACUGAACUGUCCUUAUUUCAGGAAUGAAACUGGUGGGGAAGGUGAUAGGCGGAUUGCGCUCUCUAGGGCAAACUCAGCUUCUUUUUGUGCAGGAGAUAGUUGUUCUUUUGAGUCUUCGCUAAGUUCACAUUGCACAAAUGCCGGUGUUUCGGUGCUGGAAGUACCCAGGGAGAAUCAACCAAUCCACAGGGAGAAAGUGAAACGUUAUAUCAUCGAGCACAUUGAUCUUGGUGCAUAUUACUAUAGAAAGUUUUUCUAUGGAAAAGGUAAGCAAUUUUUUCUGAAAUCUCUUACUCCCAAAGGUUUCAAAACAUUUGCUGAACUUGUGGGUAGUGUUGUGAGAUGUGAAAAUAUCUGAUGUAAAAUGAAGCUCUCCUUUUUUAAUAUGUGUCUUAGAGGGCAUCAUUGUGGCCCUCCUUAAAGUAUUGAAAGCCCCAACCUACUUAUUUAAUAUUAAUGAUUUACUAUUGGGGUUGUGUUUCUCUGACUUUGGUGUCAUGUUCUUACAUAUGCUUUGACAUCUUUAAUGAAAACAAUAAUCUGGUCUCCUAUUCUGAACGACAAGAUUAAAGGAGUUAGGAGUGUGAGAGUAUCACACUGUCAGUGGUUGCAGCAAGUACAAAAAACAAGUACAAAAAACUGUCUUCCAUCAAAAUGCCAUAAGUGAUAUGCUCUUAUUCUCUAACUAGUAUUUUAUACAAAUAAACCAGCUAAUUUCAUAAGCGCCUAAUACAUGUGAGGGUGAUGUGAUGAGUUUUAAACUCCAUACUUAGUGCAAACAAGGGUUUAAUAUCGCUACAGAUACGUUUAAAAAUACUCAAAAUGCCGCAUUUUAACUUUAAAAGUGCAUAAAGUGUGAUUAACCCAUGGUCUGAAUCUUGCCUGCCAAGGCACAGGAAGUAGUUCCAGCACCUCCAACUUUAUCUCUCAAUCUGAUCAGGAGAUAGAGCUCUAUCUACUCUUUAAAGAACUAACUUCUCUAAAGAUCUUUUCUAAAGGGCAGGGAGAGAGAUUUUAUCUUCAGUCUUGGUGCUAAGCAGCAGAACACUCAAGAUCAGAGAAAGAGUCUGGUACCUGCUCUUUAAGAAUAAAUGGCAGCAUUUCCACCUAGCCAGCAUUUGAGUGGAGAGGGUUAAAAUGUGUGCGCGUGCAUAUCUGUCCCUGUGCAUUUGGUGUGUGAACAUGUUUGUGGGCUGUGUGCCCACAUAUCUAAGGAAUGUGUGUGCGGGGGCAGGGAAGGUCUGAGUGUUCUGUAUGUGUAGUGUUUUUCUAGGAGUGUGUGUGCACAUUGACAUGCAUUGGCCAUGUCAACCACUGGCAUGUGGCCCUUGGAGGAAUUGCUUUUGGGUAAAAAAAGCAUUAAACCAUAUUUGUUAUAAAGCGUUAAAUGCAUUUGACCAUCUUCCAUCUAGUUUUGGUACAAUGAGUGUAUUCCCCUGAGUGUAUUCUUGUUUUUAAGAGUCAUUCAGUAGUAUGUUGUGCAUGUGCAUACACAUGCUGUUUCUUUGUUUCUGAGGAUAUUUAUAAAAAUAUUCAAACUAUUUUCUCAAAGUUUAGGGUUCUUACCAGUUUCCUAUUUACGAAAGCUACAAUGCAGAAUUGUAAUUGUCUAAAAUAUGUGCUAGGGGCUGCUGCUUUGAGAAUUGGACAAAAUCUGGGUUUUAAAACAAAGUGUGAUAAAAUUUAGGUAUAUAAUAAAUACCUGCCUCUACUUAGCUUUAAGUGGAAGCAGAUAUUUUUAUUUAUUAUUAAAUGUUUGUAUGGUAUGUAUGGACUAUGAAAUAACUUUUAAUGUUGAUUCUUAUUCAAGGUAUGUGGUGUUAGGUGAAAUACAUUAAGAACAUACUCCUUCUUCCUAUGUGAUGGACAACAGCAUGUAGACAGAAACCCCAUGGGAGAUUGAACUCUUCCGGGGUGAUCUGGAGAGAGGCUUAUACAAUGCUAUAAGCCUCUCACAGAAAACUGAAGCUCUCUUGAACCUUGAAGGCCCAAGCCAGCCCAUUGGAGACAGUCUCAGCAUGGAUGUUGAAGUCUUCCAACACUGCUGUAAAAGGGUUCUCCAACACCACACACCAUCAGCUCAGAAAGGGAGGUAGUACAGCCAGGUAGACAGUACACGAAAAGCACAGGAGGAUUUGGAAAUAGCUGAAGGAAUAACAGCAGGAUUAUUUAAUGUUUUCUAGAAGUAAGUCCCAUUGAGUUCAAUGGCAUUUACUCACAGCCUAAGAGAAUUUGAGCUGUGUGAACUCUGAAGGACAAAAGGAAUGCACCAGAAAAUGAUAUAUCAGUUAGGACUCAUCAAAGGAGGACAAGUUCGAGAAAGGUACUCAAGCAAGACUGUAAAGUAACUAGUAAAUAAUUUUUAUUAGUUUUAGCCAUCUUUGCCCCAUGCUUCAAGUAGGUUUCCAUGACAGCUCGCAAAAUUUCAAAAUAAAAUCUUUAAUUAAAAUGUGCAAUCAUAAGCUAAAAGCAACAAUUCAAAUUGGAAAAUAUAAAACAUUAAGGAGAGGAAAACAUUUAAAAUUCAAAAAAUGGAAAAGUAAGGUUCUGUGAAUACCAGCGGCGUAGCGUGGGUUGUCAGCACCCGGGGCAAGGCAAGUAAUUUGCGCCCCCUAACCCCUAACCUGCCGCCGCUGCCAGCUUCUUCUUGCUGCUGCCUGGUCUGGUCUGGUGUGGUUCUCUCCCGCGCUCAGCGCUGCGCUGGGCGGCCACUGCACUGUCCCCCCCCAGAUAGUCCCUCGCUCUCUCUCCGCACCGCACGCCUGGCACCCACCCCUCCACAGUGGGCGGCGACCCAGCGGCUCGGAUCGGAUUUGCACAGCCAGCACUGCAGUGAGAGAGAGUGAGUGAGCCAGGUAGGGGCAGAGAGCUGCGAGUGCAAGCGCGCCCCCCCCCCCGAUGUUGCGCCCGGUGCGGCCGGGCCCCCCUGCACCCCCCACGCUACGCCACUGGUGAAUACUCUUGAAGUACCGGUAAGUUCAAAGAAGAAAUGGGAAUGAAAUUUCCCACUCCUACUGCCAGUGAAGGCAAAGCUAGAAGAAAUGGGAAUGAAAUUUCCCACUCCUACUGCCAGUGAAGGCAAAGCUAGAAGGAUAAUAUAUUCAGAUUAUUUUUAUCACUUUUUAAAAGAGGCAUGUUAUUAAACAAAUAAUUGCUUGAUUUGGGGACUUGCAUGUGUAUAAAUAGUCAGAUUUGGCAAAAAGAAAAUUCUGUCUGUCCACCUUCCAAAAAUGUGGAAAUUCUUUAUAUUAGAUCCAUUGCGACUUAAAUAUUCUUUUUUUUUAAAAAAAUGUGUUGGAAUAUAAUCUGUGUAAGCUAAAACCUACUAUCUUAAUAGAAACUAUGUAUAUAGACUUGUCAGUUAUGAAAAUGUUUAAAGCACAUUUGACUAGCCUAUGAAGAUAGUCACAAUGACAUUUACUGCACUGUCAGUUUAACUAUCCUCUUAAGAACUGUGCUCAUCCAUGUAUGUCAUCUCUUACUUCCAUAUAAGUGAAUAGCAGCUAUUCACUUUGUGUAAUAAAAAAAUAAAGUGGGCAAAACCUGCAGACAGUGGGUAUCCCAACUUCUACCAUGAGGAAUCUAAUAGGGGAAGCAAUAUUCAACCCCACUCCUCUGAACAGCUUCUUCUCCCCUUCUCUUUAGUCCUUUCCCAGGAAUAUAUUUAGGAGGCUCUAGGCAAUGUAGAGCUCCCAUUCUGCCUGCACUUCUCCUUAACAUGUAGGGUUUGAGGGGACUGGGAGGAUUUGCAUCCCUUGUUCUGUCUCACCCAAAAGUCUCAGUGUCCUCCCUCAGUCAUUCAAUCAGAGUAGGAAAAAUAGGUUGCAGGAAGGAUUAGAACUCAACAUCUCCUACCCUUCUCAUCAAACUUAAAAGGAUGUUAGCUAGUUUUGAAUGCGCAUAGGUUUUGACCAUAUUUUGUGGAGGCUUGGAAGAUGCAAAUAAGAAUUCUGUUUAGCCUGAAGGCUAGAUGCUACUCAGGCUCACCUUAUUAAUGGCAUUACUAUGAUGAUAACUAAGCCUUGGUUUCAAAGAGCUAAGAAGGUUGAUGCAAGGGGCUUGCCGUAGUCCAGUGGAAUGUUUCACUUCUUUCUCCUUUGAAUGCCAUAUCAGUACAGUGGUACCUCAGAUUACAUACGCUUCAGAUUACAUGGGCUUCAGGUUACAGACUCCGCUAACCCAGAAAUAGUACCUCGGGUUAAGAACUUUGCUUCAGGAUGAGAACAGAAAUCGUGCUCCGGCAGCAGUGGGAGGCCCCAUUAGCUAAAGUGGUGCUUCAGGUUAAGAACAGUUUCAGGUUAAGAACGGACCUCCAGAACGAAUUAAGUAGAGGUACCACUGUACAGUUCUUGGCACUGUCUCAGUUUUAAAGGCAAGGUGCAUGUAUGACUUAUUUGACUCCUAUUCAAGAAAAACAGACAGUCCCCUUCAUCAAAUUUGUGGUGCGUUUUGCUGAGUUGUAUAUAUACCUGCAGCUCAGGGAAACACUUCAUGCAUCUGAUGAAGAAGACUAUAGUCCACAAAAGCUUAUGCCAUAAUACAUUUUUUAGUCUUUCAAGUGCCGUAGGGUGCUGAAUAAAAAUUUGUUACUAAAACACUUGCGUCUAAAAAUAUCAAUAUCAAAGGAACAUUAGAUAGCAAUAAAAUGUCUUUUGACACAGAAUAUUUUAAAGAAUCUGGCAGAGCAAUCAAACCCCCACUUUGCAUCAGAUAGGGGUGGGUGGAUAGGACUGGGCAGAAGUGUUCCUUCACCAGCUUUGUCAUCCUUCCAAUGGCCAGUGCCUGGAGAGAGACACCAGCAUCAUUCUGCUGUUGUGGUGCUCCCCCUUUUUGUCCUCUAAAUGUCUGAGUGGGGCGUUGGCUCUAAGCUCUUCCCCAGCUCCAGGUUGCCCCACCGCACCAAACUUCUGCUGCUGGGGAAGAAGGGAAGUUUGGAUUCCUUUCUAAAUAAAUAUUGCAAACACAAUCCAGCCAGAGUCAAGGACAUUUAAAUACCACUGACUUCAAUGAGGAUAUUAAUGAUGUGCUUGAUUUUCUUCCUUACUCUGUGUCCACGGCCAUAGGCAGUAUGCUUCUGAAUACCAGUUGCUGGAAACUGCAGGGGGCAGGGCAGAGUUCUGUUGUGCUCAGCUCUUGUUUUCAGGCUAUCAAUGGGUACCUCGUUGACCACUGUGAGAACUCAGGGUAACUCACCUGCCAAUCACAUGUCAGUAUUAUGACAUCAGAAGACUGAUGGGUGGAUUGUCCCACCUACCUGUCCGAAUCCCUUGCCUGGUGUUCCCAAGCUUGGGAACUACAGUGCAAGCUGUGUUGCCAGCUCUCUGCUUUGCAAGCCUCUCUUUGCUGCAUCUUUCCACCCCGAUGUGUGAGGUGGAAAGGAACAGCUUCAAAGAGCAGUGCUGGUAGCGAGAGUUGGCUUUCAUUGGAUGGAAACUGCUUUUUCCUCUUUGAGCAAGGCACACUCCUCCUUACCAUCACAUGCUAGAUGAUUGGGAGCAUGCCUUGCUCCAGCAAUGGAACUGUCAGGAGCUAGUGGGCCAGAUGGGGAAAUUUUAAUUAUUAAUCUUAAUUAUAAUUAAUUAUUAAUCUUAAUUAUAGUUUGGCACACAGUUUGGAAGUUCCCUACCCUCCACCUUAAAUCAAUAGGGUUUAAAUAUGCUUAACUUAGGUUGGAUUGUACUUUGUGUGUGCAUUUAGAAAUGUGAGUUUUCCUGCAAAAGAGAGUUAAUUUACUUCUAAUAUAGUUGAAAUUACAGUUGCCUCAUUUGGAAGGUGGGGAAAUCUUGUUUUAAGAGAACCUGAUCUGUGGAUUGCCAUAAUUUCAUGUGUGCCAAAAUAUACAAGACUAAUUUCUAACGAAGUAUUGCUCUGGCAUCCCAUAUGCUGCAGAAUGGGUCAUAAACUAGUGUGUAUGAAAAAAUAUUUUAGUUAUUUGCAUUUUUUUUAAUGGCUGACAGUUUUCAGCUACAAUACAGAUCUAUGCUGAACAGAUGUCCUAACUUGCAAUACACUUACUAUGUUUUUAGGUUCGUUGUCCUGCCUGCACAUAAGACAUAAUAAAAGUGUAAACAAAUAGGUCUGAGGGACUUUCCAAUCUCAACCAGUAACAUUUAUCUGACAAACAAACAGGAAUUUGUCAGUCUAAUAUUUCAUUAUUGUCUUCUCCUCUUUAUGUACAACAGAGCAUCAAAACUACUUUGGAACAGAUGAAAAUUUAGGACCAGUAGCAGUCAGCAUCAGAAGGGAGAAGUUUGAAGAUGCAAAAGAGAAAGAAGGUUCACAGUUCAACUACCGUGUAGUGUUCAGAACAAGUGAGGUAGGGUUUCUGCCAGGUGUGUUGAUAGGUAGUUAAAGGACUUGGGACACAGUCCUAUGGCACAAAUUUGAAUAAAAUUAACAUAUGCUUAUUUCUAUGCAUAGAAGCAAAUUUAAAUAGACUUUCAGAGGGGGGAAAUAAAUGCUGGGGUUGCUGACAGGGCUUAUUCUGAGCUAUGGGGUACCAUGAGGAUUUUCUGGGCAAUGUAUACUGUAUUAUGCCCUCUGUCCUAUCUGUAAUAUAUUGGUAAGAGCAGGUGUUUGCUUGUAUUUUUUCUCCUGUUCUGCCUCCCUUCAGUAAUAGAGCCCAAGGUAGCAUAAAUGUGGUUUCCAAGCAAUUUUCCACUGAGGCACUAACCAGCUUAGUUUCAGCAAAUUAAUGGCCAGACCAUACCUUGGGACUUAUGUGCGCAAACAACAACUUAUCUCUGUUUCACACAUACACAUAUGCUUACAUGUCGUUUUAAAAACUCAGUGCCAUCCACACAUAAUACCUGGCAACCCCAGAUUAAAAGAAUACCAGAUGUGCAGGAAAAUACUGGAUGUACAAAGCAGAUAACCUAGGAAAAUUACGGUAGUCUAUUUUAAAGAUGGGAAUAUGAUGCUAAAGCCUGGGACAUAGCAGGUGCCCAGGAGUUUUUACUAGUGCUGUAGCCUGCCCUGCUGCCCUGCUGCCCUGUGAACAAAGUUUGCUUUAAAAAAAAUAAUUAAAAGAAGGGGAAAGGGUCAGAAGUCUGGGAUCUAGUGCAAAGUCUGGGAACUAGUGCAAAAUACUCUUACUUGGGCCCUGUGGAUCACCCCUUGACAAUGCCCCUGGUUUCCACACUGCUCCAGAAAGUACUGAAAGAUAUUCAAAGAGAAAUAAUAAAUUCCCAGAGCUUUCAUUCCAUAUAUAAGAAUAGAUAUCAUGUGAGCUGACUUCUGCUCUGCUCACACAACUGAACUUCCCCUUCUCCCCCUCAUACCUCAUGAAAUCUGCUCCAGAGGGUCCCCUAUCCUCCAGAGCAGAUUUGAGGGGUGCAUGAGAGAAGAAGAGAAAGUGAAGUUCUGUUGAGAAGGCAGAAUCCCAUUUCUAUUUCUGCUUGUGGACAUGUAGGCACUUGCAAGGAGAAACAGGCAAUUACUGGCAGCAAUUCCCAUAAGCUGCAGUGGCUGGAGAAAGUGCCACUGCGGUUAAAACAAAACCACAGAAUCAUAAAUAAUUAUCUGUUUCCUUCCUGUUUAGCAGUUUGGUGUAAAUUAGGUGUAUACUACAUCUUGGUUCAGCACACUAGAUGGAUGGGAGCUAUGGGUGAUUCCCCCUGUUUAUUACUAAGAGUGAGUGAUACAUGCUUUUUGCUGCCUGACAGUCUGGUGAUGUUACUCUGUUCUGAUAGAGAGUAAACUUAUUUUGCCCAGUCUAGAUUGUAAGAAAUAUAAUAUCCCAUGUAAGAAAUAUAGUCUUUAAUUAUUGUUAUUAAUUGAUAUACUGUUUAAGGUCCUGGUGACUUCUAAGUUGUUUGUAAGUUGUUUAUAAAACUUAAAACCAAUUGUACAACAUUGAUAAAGUACAGAAUAAUUAAAAUAUGUAAUAAAACAAUCACAUUAAAUCAGCACAGCAAUUAAAACAAGAGAAUCAGGUCAAGAAAUCAAGAUAAUGCUUGUGUAAACAGAUGCAUCUUCAAAAGCUGGUGACAUGCCAAUACAGAUUUCAGCAGAGAGUGCAUUCCAGAAUUCUGGUGCCACCAAUGAAAAAGCUUGUCCCUGCAUCACAAGCUAAUCAACAUUAGGCCAUGUUCUUGUGUGCCCAGGUUUCAGAGUGAUCUAUGGAAUUGGCAGGAGAAAGAGGGCUGCUGUGUUCCUGCUCCAGAGUAAUUACAUCUGAAUAUAGCCAGCAAAGAGUGAGAUUAAUUUGGGCAAAUAUACCCUAGUCUUUUAUACAGCACCUGUCUCUUACAGAAUUCUGGAGAAAGUUAACGUUCAGAAUGACACAGAUGAAACACAAACAUUUUUCUAGGAAAAGAAGUAACAUAACACACAUACAUAUGUGUGUGAGAGAGAGAUCUUGCCACUAUAAUCCAGCAACUCUACCAACCCACAAUCUCUGUUUUUUCUUCCUAUUUUAUGUACUGUAACCCUGAUUUCCAUUAUUAUCUUGUUUCUGUUCAUGGGGUUAACAGUGGGAAGUCCUUUGCGAAGUGCCACCUGUGAGGAAAGUCUAUUCAUGUUUCCAAAUCUGUGUUCCACUGGGUUUGACCUCAAGUUAUUGUGCCUUUCUGUACUCUUACCAUUUGUGUUCAAAUGCCUUUUCAAUUUUGUACUUGCUAUUGGUUUUAUGUCAUUCUGUAUUUCAUUUUCAAGUUGUCUGAUACCUCUAAAAACAUUGGUAAAUGCCGUUAGAAAGUCCCACUAAAUCAAAGGGAUUUAGUCCUGUGUGUGUGUGUGUGUGUGUAUAGUAUUGCAGUAGUUUUACAUUAUUUUGUGGAUGUGCUUAUAGAUAGAUAGAAUAUGAUGGCUCUUGUAGAAUCAAAGCAUAUUGGAGCCUAGCAGUUCUUAUGUCAGAAAUUCGUUUUCCCUAUUGAGGAAUGAAGGAAAUGGGUACACUUUUCAAAAAUAAACAGAUGGUGAGCCUGAGAGUGUAGAAGAUAAGUAUGGCUGCAGAUGCUUGACAGAAGAGGAUUAUAAAAGUAUAAGCAGGCUUGGGAAGAGAGUGGAAAGGAAUAAUGUUUUGAGAGGGGGAAGGGAGAAAGGGGAUGUGACAUAGAAUUCCUCUUUAACAAAAUACUUUAAAUGUCUAUUUUAUUUCGUGUUGUUGGAUGUUCUAGCUAUUUCUUUUUUCAGUGUACUAACUAUGUAAAGCACAGUAGGGUAAUUUGUUGUAAAAUAAUGGCAUGUUCAAGGUUUAAAAAACAAUAGCAUCUGAAGUCGUAGGGGGGAUGCUAAUUAAGCCUCAGGCACUUUCUUAGGCAGCUUUAACAAAACACAUACGAAAAUCUGGUUGUCCACCGUUAAUUUCAGUUAUAGGUAGUUUUUCAGUUCAGUUUUCCUACUCUUGUUAAUUAAUCAUGGGAAUGGCUGUGUAUGACAUUUGUGAUAAAUCUUUGUUAAAAGUUUCUCAGAUCUUACAUUGGCUAGCAUACACAGAAUUAAAGGAUGCAUUUUGCCAUAUAGUUUGCUGGUGCAGUUUAUGAAGUUUAUAUAAAACCUUCUUGAGGGCUGGAAACUGAGCCCAAAGUGAUGGUUUCAUGCUAACCUCCAAGUGCUAUUGCUGAAAAUAUACUGCUUGUGAACAUGUUUCAAUAGACACCUGAUUCUGACUGUUAACCCUUCUGCUUAUUUUAUUCUUUUCAAUGUGUGUCUUUAGUUGAAUUUUGAAGUUUUGCUAAUUGCUGUUGCCCAGCACCACAGUAAAUGAAGCUUAAGUGUAGCCAUGUUCAAGCAUUAUUGCUCAAGCUAGUGUAGGUUCCCCAACCUAGCACCAUGUGCCGGAUGAAUGCAUUUAGAAUACUCUCCACAAUCCUUGAUAGUGCAGUUCUAUAGAGGUUCAGUCAAAUGCACUUAAUCCCCUGUCAAACCUUCCCAUUCAGCAUAGCAAGGUUGGGGGUAAGGCUAGCAUGCAUGUUCCUACUUCUCCCUACGCAGGUUCAGGCAGUAACAGCUUAAUAGAAUUUGUAUCUUCCUUUUCCUUGUUGAAGAUUGUGUUACAAUGAUAAACAUUUAGUAAGACUUAUACUCUUGCUGUAGCUUACCACAUUGAGGGGAGCCAUUUUAGAAGAUGCUAUUCCAUCUACUGCUAGACAUGGCACAGCACGCGGUUUACCUCUUAAAGAAGUAUUGGAAUAUGUAAUACCAGAACUGAGCAUUCAGUGCCUACGGCAAGCUUCCAACUCACCCAAAGUUUCUGAGCAGCUGCUUAAACUUGACGAACAAGGGGUAGGUAUUGCAUGCCUUGCCUGAACUUGCGUGCCUGUGAGUUGUCUUAUUGCAGUGUUUUGUUGUCAUAAAUACAACUGAAUUUGAUCUGACCUGUCUGUGGAAAUGCAGUUAACUUACGAUAAGUGAAGGAGGUUUUUAAGGAACUUUAACAAAAGGGGACUUUCUGUGUAUUUAUAUUACAGUAAGAUAAUUUUGUUGGUUGGUUUUUUUUUACAUGUUGGCUUAUUUAUAUACUGCUUCAGAUAAAAGUGGUUCACAUAAAACAAUAAAUAUACAAAAUGAACAUUUACACAUACUAAUCACAAGCACAAAUGGCUGUACUUUCCAUGGAGGUAAAAUACAGUUUAGUAAGCCAUUUUUGGUAAACACCCAAUAUUAGAAAGCUGCACAUUGUAUUAAAGGGAAAAUCAUUGGUUUGCCAAUCUUUCACCUUUUCAGAUUUUCCUUUCCUAAUUAUAAUUAGCACACCUCAUUCGCAGUGGCAGUCUUCUUACUUUAUGUGGAAUAUAUGAUAAAUCAAACAGCUGAAAUUCUAAUUGGGACUAUUUAACAAGUUAACACUGCAUGAGCAAUGAAAUGAACAUAUACUUUAAAUUCAGAGUGAAUAAUGGUGAGAUUAAUUGGUUUGAUAAGGCAGACACUGUUCUGCAAGAUUAUAAAAGGCAUAAUUGAUCAUUUUAUAUAGAAAUGCAUAUAUAGAUACAGAAAAAAGAGCAUCAUUUUAGUCAGCCUUAUACAAAUAUGAUGAAUAAGGUAAAUAUCCGGCUUCUUCCAAGGAGCUCAGGACACCAUAUAUGAGGAUGUCUCAUUUUAUUCUCACGUCUUGACUCCAAGGUGACCUUGGACCAGUCAACCAACAUUUGAGGUUUUUUCUUACAAUCAGCAAUAUAUAUAUUUUUUGAAACAAAUUAAUAAAAUAAUAAACCAAUCCGGGGGUUUUGAGCUGGGAUUUGUCCCCUGGAUUCCUCAUUCCAUAGAGCAAUAUUCUUUAUACAGCACACCUCAUUGAUUCAAUGACAUACAUUUUUUAUUCUGUAGCCAGAGGAUGUAUUUGACCAAAUAAGUAUUUUUCAGUGUAUGUGAUUAUGAGCCUUGAGCAUGGCUGGAUAUCUGAAAGCAGUACAGGAAGACUGCUGCUUUCUAUCACUUGGUUAAUUUUUAAUAGGAAGAGGAAAUGCUAAUAGAAUGGAUGUAGGAACACUGGAUUCAUCCUAUUUUGAUACUACUAGAAGUUUUUAAUAAAGUUGAAAAUAGAAGAGAUCAAAUCAAUUGCUAUGGUGAAAAUAAUCACUAUUUGUUACAAUCAAUUGGCAAUACAUACUUGCAUUAUAGAUGCUUUAGUUCAUCUGCAAUUAUUGUCAAAUAAGCAGGAUGAUUGUGUCAACAGUAGUUACAAUCUAAAAGGGAACUUUUAUAAACUUCACCCCCACCUCCACCAAAAUCCUUCACAUAAUUGGGAAAAUAGAGAAAAUCGCUGGUGUUAUUGCAAAGAGGAGGAGAGUCCAUUGAACUUCAGGUAUCUGAAAUUUAAGUUAGAAAAAAACAGUAUUUUUUUCCUAAUGCAAGAGUAACUAAUUUGUGUGGUCUUUUUGGGUUGAAUAUUCCAGAGCUUUCAGUACUCACAUCUUCCAUAUAUUGUGCUUUCUGCUUACACUUCAUAUUCUUUACAGACAACCACUUACGAAAGACAAAUGGGGAAUUCAGCAGAAGCUGAUGUUCCUGCUUAUGCAGGCAAUAUCUUAAAUUAGCCCAAAUGCAUUUGCACUGGGAUCAACAUAAGGUGUCCCAUUUUGCUAGAUGAAGAUGUAGACAGUACUAUAGUAUACAAAGCAAUGCUAAAAUCACAUUUCACUUCAGAGAUUAUCUCAAUAGGUAUAACAUGUAUUUUGGUCUCUGAGAAUAAAAAGAAAACCUUAGAGAGAAUGAGGAUACGCAGCUGCAAAUGAUCCAAUGAUUAAUACUGCACAGGGGCUUUGGGAAGGCAUGAUUUAUCCAUCAUAUGCUAAAGAAGUUCAGUUCAGUUAGUGUGCCAGAAUUGGCUUUAGCUGCUGUUCUAGGGAAGUUCAAAUAUGUCGAUCCUAAACUGAAAAAUGCUUACUAGGGUUACAAAAUAUACCUGUCAGACCCUGUUUUAGAGACUUUUUCUGUUCUGACUAGUUUUUUCCUAAUUACAGCUGAGUUUUCAGCACAAGAUUGGGAUCCUGUAUUGCAAAGCAGGCCAAAGCACUGAGGAGGAGAUGUAUAACAAUGAGACCGCAGGACCGGCUUUUGACGAAUUCCUUGAUCUCCUAGGUCAGAGAGUAUGGCUGAAAGGUUUCAAUAAAUACCGAGCUCAGCUAGACAAUAAAAGUAAGUUUUAAUAAUAAAUUGUAAUAAACACUAAAAUUAUAAAAAUAAGGGAAUCUGUUAUGCCAAAGUGCUUUCCUUCUGUAAAUGCAGAUUACACAGAGAUCACAGAGACAGCAUCUACACUGCGUUUCUUUCUUCCCUUCCAGUCUGAACACAGUCACCCUACAGUGGGGCCAGACAGUGUUCCAGGCCUGCAUGCUGAUGAUUAGGGCCAGAGUCAUAGCAACAGAUGAGUUUUAUCUUUGUGCAGUUGACUACAUUCCAACCAUGCAGAGCUGUCCAGACACACCCACACUGACACCCAUCUCCAUCCUCCAUCCAGGCAAGCAGGAGGCAUCAUUACAAUUGAAGGACAUACUACAGACAGGCAAAGAUGAGAGCAUGGAGUAGGACCAGUGAGGGAUGUAGCCUGAAGUGGUAGAGAGGCAUUCCGAAGAGGCAUGAGGACUGGACAGAGGGGCCUGGAGGGGCCACAUUUGGGCCUGAGGUUCCUCAUCCUUGCUCUAGGAAGACCAGACCCAGCAGCUGGUUUCCUUGGCGAGGAAAACAAGGGGUUACGUAAGUGGCUGUGUUUUGCGUGCUCCGUCUUAGUGGUUGUGCUGCACCCAUUGAAUGGCAUGCAACUUUCACUUGCCACAGGAAAUAGUUGAAUGCCAAAUUACAAUAGGGACAUAUGGCUUGGAAAGGGCUUCUGAAACUAUUUGGAAUUUUUAUGGAACUGUCAUAUUUGCUGGAUGGUUUUUUUUGCGGCCCAGUGGUGGGGAGAGAUGUUUAUAUUAUACUUGAAUUUCUGCAUUGUCUUCAUUGACCCACUUGUGGACUUUAAUUUCAGCCGAUUCAACUGGAACACAUUCCCUUUAUACUACCUACAAAGAUUACGAAAUAAUGUUUCAUGUGUCAACUAUGCUUCCAUAUAUGCCCAGUAACAGGCAACAGGUAUGUCUCAAGUCAGCUUUAGGGAAUCAUGCAUGAUUUCUUGUCUGAGAAGUUGUUUGUAGAAUGUAUUUUUGUUGUUGAAAUGUUUGUUAUGAAUACUCAGUAAAAAUUAUUGUUGUUAUUAUUUUAACUUGAGGAUUGCAUAUUGCUUACGGAUUAAAAUGCUUAGGUUUAUUACUUCUGCUUUGACCCAAAAGUUUAUUCUGUUAACUAUUUGUUUUAUAUAUCUGGUCUUUCCAUUUUUAAAAAAGAGAAUAAAUUAUUUCACUGAAUUGCCAGUAUUCAGUGAUACAGAUACUUCUGGAAACUUAAAUACUUCCUCUCCUACCAAAACAAACUGAAUCCAGCCUAAUUUUAAAUAAUGUGCAUUUAAAAGAUGCAAGUAUAUGUAAUUUGAUUUUUCAUGGUGUAAGUUUUGGUAUUCUAAUAACUUAACAUAGAGCAUUAUAUAGCAAAUACAGUUAAUGUUUGAACAUGUACCAUUCUGUUCUAGUUUAGAAUAUCUUGCAGCAUUAAGGAUGGCUAAAAAUGACAUUGCAUCAGAGGUUUUGUAGAAUCCUAAUGGUUGCAGUCUUGAAUGAUUUGAAGUUAAUGGGCUUUUGCCAUUGGCUUGAAUUGAAUUAUGAUUUUCUUUUUUUUGUUUUUGUAAGGUUAACCCUGUCUUUGCCUGUACUAAUUGAUAUAAAUAAUACCUUUGGCAUAAGUUUGCUUUAUAAAUGGGAUUUAAAAGAAAUAGAUACUUUAAAAUGUAUAAUAUAUUCCCACUUCUACGAAUUUAAUGUGUGAAUAAAGGAGCCAUUCACAAAUGAGAUUACUGCUCAGAGUGUAACAUUCUGCAAGCCAGUAUGUGUAGAUAAAAGAAGCAACAACAGUUCCUUGUAUAUCUGCACAAAGAAUAAGGAUUUCUGCAAACAUAUUUUCAGACUUAUUGACAGAUGUAUAAAAGUUAUUUCCUUAUCUGUGGUGAAUUUGUUUUGGGAGAGUAGCUAAAAUUGUAGUAGUUAGGUUGUAUGAUAUUAUAUUUAUGCCUAAAGUGAGCAAGUUGAGAAUGUGGCAGAACUUGCAAUUCUGGAGUUCUAAAAGAAUAGCUUCGUAGAUGUAUAAAAAUUAAAAUAGUUUUAUAAUAAUUGGCAAAUCACUUUCCUAGAAGUGGGUAGGUGUAACCAGCUGUCUUGUUUACCAAAUUCACCAAACUAUCAGAACUUUACAGCUUGUUUUGUACUGUUUUAACUCAGGUGUACUUUCUAUUGUUUUCAAUGGGAACUAUUCCCAAGGCAAGUGCCCAGAGGAUAGAACGAAGCCUUAGUUGGAUAAAGAGAAAGUCUUAAUAGUAGACCUGCACAGUUCUAUCCAAUGAGAAAAUAUUGUAGCAACACCUUUUAAAAUGGAGCUAGAAAUUAUACAUGAAAGGCAUAUAGGAAACGGCUUUAGAAUACAUCUACCUCAGUACUGUCUACACUAACCAGCAACAGAAACUAUGGUUUCUGAUAGGGGACAUUUCCAGCCCUACAGCUAGAAAUGCCAGGAAUGGAACUUGGGACCUUCUGCAUACAAAGCAAAUGCUCUACCAGUGAGCUAUGUCCCUUCCACUAUACAUCUUCCAUAUUUGGUCUACCUAUGAUUUUUGGGACCAUUUUGACCAUUUAUGAUGAUACAGAAAAAAAUUCAAUCUAUCAUAUGAAGUUAAUUAUAUUUCCAUGUAAUUUAGAAACACUUAAAUUUCUUUGUAAUCCAGUGCACAUGCCCAAGGUGAUUAAAGUGAUAGGUUAACAUAUCAAAGUUGUGAACAAGGAGCUUACUGCAUCUAUUUGCAAAUAUUUUAUUCCCUCCAAUAUGACACAAAAGACAGUAUACACUGGAAUAACAAAAUGUUUGAGAAACUGUAAUCUAUCUGUGGAUGGGUUUAAAUUGCAAAGUUUAACUAUUGUAGAAAAUACUUCUACAAAAGAUAUACUCAAUGUUGAUUUCAAAUAUUUUUGUUCCUAAUUGCAGGCAAUGACAAUACAUUAAACCCUUACUUGAUGUUGAAUGUUAGUCUUUGUCUCGGUUUUACCUAAACUGUGAGCAUAGGAAAUAACCUUUUACCUUGAUCCACUUCUUCCAGAAUUGUAUGGCGUUUGUCACCCUCACUAUUGUGUUUGCUUGAGCCACUCAUUUCACUCUUCAGUUUUCUUACCUUUGCUUAUAUCUUUACCUAAAUAUUCCCUAAUGCGUCUUCCUCUCUAGACAAACUAAAGCCUGUUCUUGGUUUAUCCUCAAAAUUUUCCAACCUAAUUCCAUUAUUUCCCCAGUAACAAUCACACCCUUCCACAAUGUUUUAGUAAAUACUCAUCAGUCUUUGUACCUUAGACAGUCUUGGUAUAUUUAGCAGUAAUAUCAUAGUCUGUUCUAUGGAUUUCUUUGGAUAAAAUAAUGUGGAAGUUUUCCAUAUUUAGGUAACAUUGGCCUCAUUUGCACGUAUCACUAAGCCGAACUAUGGCUUAAUUUGAACAAAACAGUGUGCUGGUGCACAUAGUGAAAAUUGUGGCUGCUUAGCUCCUUCCCUGCUGUUUCAUUACCAAUAAGUAAGCCAUGGUUUGACUUAGCAAACUUGGGCUUACGGUUUGUCUCCCCCAAAUCAAACCAAGAACAGUAAGCUGAGAACAAACUUUGGCUAACAUUGUGGUUUGUUUGGAGUGAGAUGAACCAUGAGCUCUAGUUCAUAAGGCUAAGCUUAGCUUAGCUAACCAAUGGCUUAGCUAUUGGUAGUGUUGCUGCAGGAGCAAAGCACACUUCUUUGUUCACACUAAACCAUAAUUUGAUUUAGCGUUAUGCACAAACCAGGCAACUGAGAUCUGAAGGCCCCCCACAUUAUUUUUUAUGAUACUGGAUGCCAGUGGUAUUUGCACAGCAUGGACACUUUUCAAUAAAAUGUGAUAAGCACACUCUAGUAAUCAACAUUUAGCCAGCCUUAAUGUGUAGAAGAAAUAGCUAAUGAAUGUUUAUUUUCUCUUUCUGUUGGUACCUCCUUGCCAAACUAUAUAAUGUAGAAUGCACCCAUGGAAGUAUUCUUGACAAGCUAGGAACAAUUCACAUAAAAUAACAAACCUUUCCCUCUGAGACACACAGGAAGCUAAGAUUCAGCAUCACAGAUAAAGUUGCUGCUGUCUUCAAGGAACAGUCUUACCAGCCCUGCGGUAUAGAAAUUUUACUUUGUGUACAGGGCUUAUCUUGUUUCAUCCACUUAUCCGAGUCAUGUGGGAACUUCCCAUCUUAGAUUUGAAUGGGAUCUAGAGGUCUAGCCUCCCACUGAAAUUAUGGUGUGAAUAGGUUUAUACAUCCAUUAUACCUCGUAUGGUCACUGGCCAAGGUAUGUAGCCAGCUACUGUGAGCACUAUCUCCAAUGAACAUUUCAUAAAAUCCAAUUACCUGUGAGCCAGAAAUAGGCCACACCAGAACUGUCUGUUGCUUUUUCUAGGAAAUAACUACGCCCUGCUUGGUCACUGAUCAGGACAUCCCUCUAGUUUUAGAGCGAGCAGGAGAUCCAAACACACAGGUAAUUUUUCACUUUGGCUGCAAUAUAGGGUGGGGAGUCUUCACUCUGUGUUCUGAUCAGAACAGAGGGAGCUACCCACUCUGGUGUGGCCAGUACCACCUCCUUGUAUUGGCUUUCCUUACACAUCACAGUUAAAGGCUUCUCCUGUUGAACUUUUACCCUUGUAGACACCCUUUCCAGAUCAUUUCCUUGCAAUAUUUCCUCACACUUCUGCCAUUUGCUUUUGUUAUCUUUGGUCAGAUCUGAUUAAUCCAAAUCUGUUGUCAAGUUAUCUCCUUGUCUGAUAUAAUAAUAAAAAAAAAAUGAAAACGAGUUACUGUCUUGGUAUGUAAGAUUAAAUGCUUCUUCAGUGUUUGGAAUUUUCCUAGUUUUAAUCAGGUCUGAUUGAAAUAUGUGAUCUUUGUAUAUGUAAAUAUUAACAUAUUAUAAUGCAAACUUACUAUGAAACCACUUAUUUUAUUACUAAAUUAAAAUAAGCUUGAAGGUUUCUUGUGAUGUCUUUUCAUUCCCCCCCCCCCCAUUAAAUUGAAUGAAGAAAGAUGCUUUAUGCAAUAUGACAGGAUAGCUUUGUUGCUUUCGCUUGAGCAAUUAAGGCUUACAGAAAUAGAUUGCUGUGGCUUUAGCUGUCCGAUAAUGGUCAAUUUAGCUUGGGAAGCUUAGAGAUGAAUAAAAGUAUGCUAAAGGGACAGAUUAGGUGGUGCAUCCUAUUUCAGAUUAUCUGGAAAACUUAAAAUCACAUUUGAUUAGCAUGUUAGGGAAAACAGAGCCAGUAAAGUAAAUUGAAGGUCCACAAUUAAGGUCAGAUCAGAACGAAUACAUUAUUUUUAAAAGGUGGCAGAUAUUUCUUUUCUAACAUUCUCUUAACUUGAUACUCUUUCAUAUUAAAAUUAAGUUCAUUAAUGCUGAUAUUUUACUGGAUUCAUAUUUAGAUUUACCACCCCAAUUAAGGUUGUGAUCUACAUUUUUUAAAAAAAAAAUACUAUUAUCAGUGGACCUUACUUCCAAGUAAAUAUUGUGUUAGAACUAAGGUGAAAACUGUUAUUAGGGUCUUGUUGUCAAUAUUGUGUUACUUCCUGAAAAUAAUCCCACUUGACCUAUGUACUAUAUUUAAAAUUCCAAUUGAAUUGUAUCAUUGUUAAGAGUGUGUUGGAAGGGCAGUUGAACAAAUAAGGAGAGAAAGGGGAAAAUAACUUAGAGAUAUGAAAACAAGCUCUGUAUAAUAGUUACAUACCAUUUUCUUCAGCUUUCAGAACAGUGUCUCUCUUUUUUUCAUACCUUUUUCUCCAUUCAAUUUGCAUUCCAUUUAUACAAUCCUACCAAGAUCAAUGUAUUACAUAUCAAUAUCAUCUAUUUAACUCUCCUUGCCUGUUCCUUGCAUUUCAAUUCCCCAUUUAUAAUUAUAUGGUUCUAUUACUGUUUUUUAUGAUGUUGUACAGACCUUUAUGGUAAUGAUUAUAAUGGUUGUCUAUGUUGACUAAAAUAUUAGUUGUACCUCAGAAAUCUCACCCAAUUUGACAACAUUUUAAAGAAUGAACGAGUUCUAAUUUGUUUUAUAUGGUUAGGUUAAUACAAUUACAUUAAUGAAUAUGCUCAUUCAUGUUGGUGACAAGACUCAAAUUCCUUUCAGGAACUAUUGAUGCCCUUUAAAAUAAUUUAGAAAGGUUUAUAUUGCAAAUGUCUGUUAUUUAUUAUUCAACCCAAUUAGCACCUAAUAUCUAAGCCAAGCCAUGGCUUGAGGCAAAUAUGUGGGAUCCCAAAAAGGAAAUUGUCCAUUUUGCCCCUCUCUAGUUUGUUUUGCUGCUGCACUUUGCCGAGCUAAAUUAUGUUUUGGCUUAGGAUGUCAUCCAAAGUCAGGAACCUUUGCAGCCCAUAAGUGGGCCUUCUAGAGAUCCCCUGGAAAAAAUCUGUCCUCCACUCAACUAGCUUUUACAUGCCUUUCCUCACACAGACUGGAGUAGGCAAAAUGUUCAUUCUGUUUGUACACUUUCCUGAAGGCAUAGCCAAUGUGGUGCAACUUCUUUCAGUCUUAGCCAGCAUGGCUAAUGAUCAAGGCUGAUGGGAGUUGUAAUCCAAAUCAUCUGGAGGUCACCAUGUUGGCUACCCCUGAAAUAUUUACUUCUUACUUCUGUUUCCUGAUUUUUAAUCUGUCACUGUUAACAGAUGAAACUGAAAUCAAAGGUAUUAUUGUCACUUUCUGCAACUUUAGAAUAAUUUGAAUAUAUGGGAAACUACAUCUGUUCUGUACAUGAACUUUUAUUUUGGUAAUAUGUUAGCAGUGAUAAAACUCACUUCCAUAGAGCCUUGGGGGGGAAUUCAGCAUUGCCCCAAGGAGAUCAUUCCAUCCGCACAGUUACUUUUGCUUGCCAGGCAAAAUGAACUCCUCCCUCUGCACCCUGUUUUGGGGGCUCUCCUGACUCUCCCAAUCAGAUAUGGGGGGGGCAUUGGUGUGAAGGUGAGGGGGGCAAGUCCUAUUGAUCUCUUAGGACUUGUUGCACUGGCUUCUGCUAGUGCAACAGAUUAGUUCAAUCCAGUCCAAUUACUUUAGUCCACCUGUACCCAAGUAUUUAUGCCCCACUAAAAACACGCUGAAAUUAGUGUUUGUAGCUGUAAAAUGGAUUGCAGCUACUGGCUUAUAAUGGUAUGGCAAAACUUUCAUUGAUUUUAAUAGAGUUGGGUUGUACCCUAUACCAUAACUCAGUGUGCACCAGAUGCAUACCCACAGUUGUGAUUUUCAUUUACAUAUGUCUGUCAUCUACAUCAUUUCAAAAGCCAGUAAUAGGUAAUGUUUUAAAUAAAAUUCAAUUACAAGACCUCAGAAUACAGCAGAGGUCAUAUCUCCAAUUUUCUAGCAGCUUAAUCCUGGACACCCCAAAUUUACACAGUAAACAAAAAGGUAUUGCACCAUUUCCAAAAGCCCUGAGAUCGAAACUUUCUGGUAGAUAGACUUAACAGAGACUUUGUGUUGCUUCAGUAUUUCCUUUCACUGACAGCUCUUCUUUUAAGCUAACAAAGAGAAGCUGAAAUAGCUUCUGGUUUACUAUUGUGGACUACUGAAGUAAAAAUUCACCAGAAAACUGCAUGUGAACAUCGGUAUGUGUCUGUGGAGCUCCUGGAUUGUAACAUUUCCAACACCUUUUCAGCUUUCCAAAUAAUUAUAGAAAAGGUUGAUGUUUUAAUUGCAUGCUUGUUACAUGGUUACAAGUUAUUUAAAUUGAUACUAGGUUAUGUUACUUAAGAUAUGUUACUUCAAAAUAUCAUCUUUAGCUGUAAUAUGAAUGUCUGCAUGGGGAAUAUCCAAAGGACCACAUGAGAGAUUCUAAAUGUGUGCCAGGAUAUCUGAGGUCCCCUUUCUUUCAGACACACUACCCAAAAAGCUGUUCCCAAAAGUCUGGGAGGUUACUGUAAUAGUGUGGAAAGUUGCAGCUGGAAAUAAAAGGCAAAAGCUGUGUUGAACCGCUUCAACGUACAUUUAGGAAUCCUUGGAUCUUGGCCUGCCUUUGUCCACUGCUGCAUUUCCAAACUUAAUUGAAAUAAAAUUGUCCUGUGAAGAUAUUUGGUGACUGUUGUGCUUUUUAUGGUGGGGAAAGAUUGGUUUAAAAUGUUGAGAAUUUCUAGUCGAUAUAGAAACCACUACAGUGAGGAAAAACAUCUUAAGGAAACAAGAAAUGUUUAUUUCAUAUAUGAAAAGUUAUUUUGCAUCUUGGAAAUGAUUAAAGGGCUAUUUAGUGUGGGUCUAUGCUUCAUAUACUUGAACAAGACUGGUUUAAGAUUUUACCUAUUCUCAACCCACCACUUUCCCCUUUUUAAAGAGCUGUGUAUUUCAAACGGUAUAGACAAGACCUGUAAAAUAUACCGUACUUAGGUUGCGUGCUGCCUGUGCCAAGACAAGAACAUUGUGACUAAUCAAAGUCUAGGGUUUUUUAAAAUACAUAAUUGCCAUUUUUAAUAGUUAUCUUUUUUUCUAGUGGAUGUGAAGGAAAUUGUAGUCACCAUUUUAAUGUUUUUUUGUUUGUUUGUUUUGCAUCUAGCUUUUAAGGAAAAGGCACAUAGGAAAUGACAUUGUUACCAUUGUCUUCCAAGAGCCUGGAGCGCUUCCUUUCACUCCAAAAAAUAUCCGUUCUCAUUUUCAACAUGUGUUUGUCAUUGUUAAAGUCCACAACCCUUGCACUGAAAAUGUGUGCUAUAGGUGAGUAUAGGUUUGUCAAUUGCCUUAGUUUCUUAGGCUUUCAUUGGAAAUUGCUGGGGCCGUUGUUUAUUGGCUUUAUCAGCCUUUUCUGCAUUUUCCAUGUACCUGUGCUCCCAGCUCACCCAGCCAACCAUCAUGGCACCAACCUCCCCCUUCCACUCAAUGAAUGAGCUUAGUGGGAGACCCACUGGCCAUAUCCUUGCCUGUGGGGGCUAGCAGCAAGCCCCCAAAUGGGGUGCCUCAGGGAGGGGCUAAACCACACUGGGAUCCACUGGGAUCACUGCCAUCGGAUGAUGGAAUUUGUUCCAGUUGUCUUGUACCUCCUCAUCUUUGGCCACAGUGAGCAACCAGAGUGCAGAUGGGUGGUGGAUGUACUGCUCCAAAAAGUCCAAAUGAUGGCUUGAGAGGGUUUGGAUUGCAGCCUAAAACCAAAAAUGACAGUACUUUAAAGAAAUAUUAGUAAGGUUCAGGAAACUUGCUAGCUUCAAUAAAAAUAAGUUGUAUGGUACCUAUAGAACGUAGUCUCUAUAUUUAAAUCUCUGAAUUAUUCAAGGACAAGAAGCAAUCUUAUGAAAGCUGAGCCCUUUUGUUAAUACAAAUUUCUAUAUGCAUGGGGACUCUAGACUGGAGAAGUGGGGUAACUGACUCAGUUCUAAGGUAGCCCAUAAUGGAUCAUGGCAUGCUUAUAUGUUCAUACCAUGAAUCAAUACUGUAUAGGAGUGCAUUCUAUGCAUAUGGCAUAAAAAAUUGUGCAUUUGUUUAUACACUAGUACGCUGGUCUAUAUAUUUAGUGUUCAUGUACAUGCAUCUGUAAAACACCAUUUUAUGAUGGGUUGGUACAACAACAUUUGUGCUCUGUGAAUAUUAAAUUUUUUGAUGCAGCACAUUUUCAAUUUGAUAAAAAAUAUAUUCAGUUAGGAAGAGUUCUGUAGAGGGUUGGACUGCAUGAUCCUAGUGGUUCCAUCCAACUCUACAAUUCUAUGAUUUUAUUUUUCUCAUUUUGCUGCAAAUGUAAUUCCUGACAAUUUCUGCUUUUGAAGAGUUUUGAGGUAGUUUAUUAUAUAAAUUUCUCUUGUCCUUGGUAGGUGCAUGAAUAUCUUAUGUAUAAACAAAUAAUGUUUUAGUUAAAAUAACUUACAAAACAUUGAUCCUGUAAUAAGUUUUCUUCACUUUCUAGUGUUGGAGUUUCAAGGUCAAAAGAUGUACCACCUUUCGGGCCACCAAUACCUAAAGGAGUGACUUUCCCUAAAUCAGCAGUUUUCCGGGACUUCCUUUUGGCCAAAGUUAUUAAUGCAGAAAAUGCAGCACACAAGUCAGAAAAAUUUCGAGCCAUGGCCACUAGAACACGGCAAGAGUACUUGAAAGAUCUUGCAGAAAACUUUGUUACUACCGCUACAGUAGACACAUCAGUCAAAUUUAGUUUUAUUACACUGGGAGCAAAGAAAAAAGAGAGAGUGAAACCAAGGAAGGAUGCCCACUUAUUCAGCAUUGGAGCAGUGAUAUGGAAUGUGAUAGCACGAGACUUUGGUCAGUCCCUUGACAUUGAAUGUCUUCUUGGUAUCUCAAAUGAGUUCAUCGUGUUGAUUGAAAAGGAAUCAAAGAAUGUUGUUUUCAACUGCUCCUGCAGAGAUGUUAUUGGAUGGACAUCUGGAUUAAUGAGUGUUAAAGUUUUUUAUGAAAGAGGAGAAUGUGUUCUUCUCUCAGCACUUGAUAACUGUGCUGAGGACAUCAGAGAAAUGGUUCAAAGACUGGAAGUAAGUAUGGUUUCUUUUAAGUGCUUGGCAAUUUCAAAUGCUAUUGUCAGUAAUUUUUCAAGAUAAUGGAGAUGGAUAAAUAUGAUACCUGACUAUAGAAUUUUAAAAAUGAAAAAUUUACCAGACUAUUUCAAGGGUAUUUCUGUAUUCCAGGCUUAAACUGGAAAUGUGGCAGCUGUAGUCUGAAACAGAAUUCUCCCUUUUUAUUACAGUUAGGGUUGCCAUAUUUCAAGAAAUAAAAAUCCAGACAAUUCUACUAAGCAUAAUAGAGAAUUUUCACUUAAUUCAGAUUCUCUCUAAGUGUGUUAUAUUGUUCAGAUAUAUAACCUGACCCAGUCAAAUGAGUCAGGUUACAAUAAUUUAGCAUUGUUCUAAUGAAAAAAGGUGAUCUGUACCUGUAAAGACUUCAGUAAAUUACUAUUCUGCUUCCUUGUUUAAUAUAAGGCAGCUGCUAAGUCUUCUACAAACAAAACAAUCCCUGAAUUGUUAUAAUAAUCAGUAAGAGAAAUGUACUGUCUUAGAAACUGGACACAGCACAGAUGGUUGCUCCAGGGGCAUCAAAUGUUAGAGCUUGGAGAACAACAUCUUUAUUCAGAAAUCUCUAGUCAGCCAUGAAUGACAAAAACAAUAUUAGCUACCCGAGGGGUAUAAUAUAUUAGUACAUGUGACUUUGCAUUGUUUGAAAGCAGUUCCUUACAUGUUUCAGAAGGCAUGUGUCCAGUGAGGGAGAUGUGAAGACUUGGUAAAAAAAAAAAAGGAAAGUGGUGGAAAAGAAAUGGGUGUAUAUGAAAAAUGGGUGUGGGUGUGCAUGCAAGACUAGAAACAGAUUACUGAACAAUUGGUAGUUGGGAGGGGGGGAUCUCUUAGGAAAUGCACAUUUCAGAAUGUGUAAUACUAAUGUGUAUAAAAGAAUCCGACAGUUAAUUUACCCUGCUGAAAAAGUUUAGUUUUAAGAUUCCAAAGCAGUAAUAAGACUGAUGACAGAACUGAUACUGUGUCUGACAGGAUUACUGAAGAAGUAAUUAUUUUCUAUCUUGAUGUUGGAAACUUACUUCAGAAGUUGCAGAGUACAUCUGUGAGUGUUUGGUCCAGAAGUACAUUAUGAGAGUAUUCCAGUCAUUUUGAUUCUGAAACCUGGUGGACUUUGUACAGGCUGGCUUUUAACUCCUCUUUUAAGAAUUUGUUUAAAAUAUUUAUGCAUGGCCCUUAAUAAAAAAAAAAAUAUUACAGGGUGUCUCACAAUAACACAACUACUAUACACUGUAAUAUAGCAAACAAUUUUUAUUUUCAUCUUGUUUUUAGGUAACUUAGGUUAGGAUUCACCUAACCAGCCCUGUCAGUGGAAGCCUUGUGCAAGGACUUUCACUUGUGCUAUAAGGCUUCCCCCAUCUCUCUCUCCCCCCCCACCCCCCAUGCCUUCCAGAAUUGGCUUAGAGGGUUGGGAGAACCUCCAGAACAAUGUGCAGGGGGAAGCGUAUUGUUCCAUUUGGCAAGCUGGAAUGCUAGCACAAAUAGAAUAAUUGGAAGACCUUAAGUCUGCAAUCCUAAACACUUAGCUGGGAGUAAGUCCCAGUCAACAGUGUGGCUCUUAUGUAUUGGUUCCAUCAUGACACUGAUUUAUAAUUGUUCUAAUAAAACAAAGUUGUUAUUACUUUUGGAUUUCAGAAACAUAUCAAACAAUAAAAUUUUAUCUUAUAGGUUAUAAUAAAUAUUACACUUCAUGUUCUUAAUGGCAGGGGGAUAAAAUCACAUUUUAAAAACCAUUUCAAUAUCACCCUACCCACAGCUCACCAUUUCUGGAAUUUUUACAUCACUAUUCUUUUAUACUGUGGUCUCACUAAUUUCUUAUUCCUUUAGAUAGUAACUAGAGGAUGUGAAACAACAGAAAUGACCUUAAGGAGAAAUGGCUUGGGACAGCUCGGAUUCCAUGUUAACUUUGAAGGGAUUGUAGCAGAUGUGGAGCCAUUUGGUUUUGCCUGGAAAGCUGGCCUACGUCAAGGCAGUCGCCUUGUGGAGAUCUGUAAAGUAGCUGUAGCAACCCUGACUCAUGAACAAAUGAUUGACCUGCUGCGCACUUCUGUGACUGUAAAGGUGGUGAUUAUCCAGCCACAUGAAGAUGGAUCACCUAGACGGUAAGAAGUCACAGUAGCUAGUAGGUUAUUUCUGUCUUCACUGCUGACAUUCUUUUGCCCUUUUCACAGAUGGCUUUCUUGUUAAAUGGGUAGUGCUCAUUUGGUGCUAAUGAGACUUGCAGCUAACACAGUCUGUGAGAGAAGUGCUAUCUUGUAAUAGAUGGAAUGGAUCUUAUAAGUUAUUUUAAUAAAGGAUGGAUUGUAUACUGGGGGGACUGGUUGCUUUUAGUUAAGUGAGCAGUGCUUUCUGAAUAAAGUGAACUGUUUACUAUAGAAUGGGGAAAGCAUCAAUAUGGGAAUAAGGGGGGCAAGUGGUGGCAAUUAAUCAAUGUUUUUGAAAAGAGUGAAAAUUAAUAAGGGAUUUGAAAUAGGGAAAUAGAGUAGAAAUUAAUAUGGCUUUUGGAAUGGAAUGGAAAUUAAUGAAGAAUAAGGGGGGAAAGGAUAGAAGGUAAUAAGGAAUAUUGAGGAAAGGGGUGAGGAUACUCAGUAUAUUUAAUGAGGCAAAUGGUUAAGAAGGUUUGGCUUUGACUACACUCACAUUGACAUGCAGCCCCUGAGGGAUUGGCCAUGGGUCGAUGCAGUCCUCAGCACCAAAAAUGUUAGCUACUGCUUGUCCGCAUGCUCUGUCCUCAUAGGUAACGUAUUCCAAACCCAAAUCAUUUUGCUUGCGCUUUUCUGCACCCUUUUCAGCUCUAAAUAUUCUUUUUGAGAUUGGGCAACCAAUGUUUUCUUCCAUUUCUCACUUUCAACUAAAAGUAUCCAGAACUAUAGCAUUGUAGAAUUGGUGAUAUAUAUGUUGCAUUUUAUUUAUGGAUGUUCUCCAAAAAUUAAUUUCUUAGAGUGAAAUGGGGGAAAUUAUCCCUUUAUUGCUGCCACUCAUAUUGCCACACAUGUGCUGCCUUUGGAAGACAUAGAAAUAUGUCUGUAUAUCAUUUUUUUUUCAAGUUGCAUAUAAUUGGCAGCUGAAAGAUUUUCUCAGCUUCAUUUGGAGAUUUUUGCCAUCUGCUUCCAAGUAUGAAAUAACACUUUUUGGUACUUAUUCUCCUGAUUAUCACUGGUGCCAUUCCAAAACAGUUGGAUCCAUAGCUUAGGAUAGGCUGCAGACAGCAAAAAGUCUAGAAAAGUCAGAGCCCUUCUACAGGCUCCUAAGUCAUCAUCUACCCCAACAGAAGGAGAAGGGAUUUUCUGCAGUAUAAACUUCCUGUAAUAUGAGAAUCUUCAACUGCCUCUUUAAAAGAAUGUCUGCUCUUCCUGGAUUAUCCGACUCUUUGAAGCCUUCUUAGCAGACUGGACUGAGUAUAGUUUUCCCCAGAGUCCACUGUUUUUUACUACUUCCAACCAAGGUGAAUAAAAAUGGAUAAAAGUAAUCUUACAUUUUUUAAAAGUUCAGUCUAUAAUCUGUUUCUCUUCUAAAAAUAAUGUGGUGGAAACCAUGAAGGUUAUUGCAAAACAUCAAAGGUUCAAGGUGCCGUAAGACUCUUUUUUGCAAUAACAGGCUAACUCAACUAUUCAUUUGGGAAUUGGUUUAAAACUAAAACUGACCUUAAUAUAAACAUAUAAUCUCUUAAAUAUGAACAUAGAACCCUCUUGUGAAAGACUCCUUUCCUUUCCUUUGUAAAGACAGAUCUGUGCUGUGAAAUAUUUGUUCAUGGGGGAAUAUACAACAUACUAGAUCACAUCUUAAACCCUGAUUCAAGAGACCAGAGACAAGGAAGUCAUCACAGGUUCUAAAAUUCAUAUGAUGUCAUGACUUGCCUUAUAACUGAUCCCAUAUAUAUCAUGUUGUCCUGUUUGAUGCCCAACUAUCUGAAUUGUACAAUGUUUAUGACUCUACCACCCAAACAACAAGGAAUUCACUUUACAUCUCAUGGCGAAAACACUGUUUUGCUCUUCAACUACCUUUCCUUCAGAGACCAGAAAAUAUGACAGCAGGGGACUUAGAGACAAUACUAGUGGACAUCGCUUAUGAUGGAAAUCCUAAGAUGAAGACAUGAUCAUGAAACUUACAAGGUUUUCCAAGUUAUCUGCCCCUGGAAAAAGAGUACUCUCCACUUCCAAAAUUUUUCUCACAUGAUUUUCUUUCCGAUACUUUUCUAUAAAGGUUAAAACUCCAGUCCACAAUCAGCAACUGGGACAAAUUAUAAUAGAUUAUGUGUGUCCGGUUUCCCACCUUCUGUGCUUGUCAAAAUGUUAAAGACACCACUGCCCUAAGUUUUGUUACCCCAUAUCCAGAUCAAGCUUCUGUCACUGCAUUUCACAACCACAGACAUAUGUCCAGUGAACAGGAGGGAUAGCUAAUUUGCUACCUUAAUCUAUUCCCAGGCUUUAUCCCUGUUCUAUUGACAUGUUCAGCAUAUUUUCCUUCCCAAUGUGGACAGCUGGGCUAGACCCUGUGCUUCCCAUGGCUAAAGAUUUUCAGCCUCGUGAGUCUACAGACCAUUGAAAUCAAACUCUGGAAAAUCCAUUGAAAUCAAAGGUCCAUGUUAUAUUAUCUCAAAACUCAGGCUUGAUCAGGUCAUUGAUUUAAAAAAAAUCUAGCCAUACUUAACGUAGGUGAUGCUGUCCUAGCAUCGGCUUCAGUUUUUGUUGUGUUAGUGACCACUAUAGGUAGAAAACGCCACUUAUUCAAGCUUUGGGCUUUGUAGGGCUCAGCUGGUAAAUUUGCCCUUUUCCUGCUGAGAAGCCAUUCAAAUAACCUCUAGAUGAGUUUUAAGGCUCCGUAUAUUUGCCCUUAAGUGCUAGGUAUUGUGGUGCUGUUAUUAUUAUUAUUAUUUUAAAAAAAGAUUGCCCAUCUCUCUACUGGCAAUCUAGACUGGGACCUUAGAAUGAUGGGGCAUGAAGGUUUUAACCCUUUGCAGUCAAUUUGGCCCCUCAAACUUGCAAUUAGCACAGUGUGUCUUUUAAAGCUCGCUUUCCCCAUGCAAGAAGCCAGCAUGGGAAGCCUGGUCUGAAUUGGUACCAUAAGGAGACUAAAGGGUUAAAGCCCCCUUACUCCAUAAUAGGGUCUUAAUACUGCUUGGCCACCUGGGCAGGGAGCAUGUGUUUAAAAAAAUAGUCCUCUGCACUUAAACAACACAGAUAUGGAGCUAAUGUAUCCUCUAGUUGGGCCCUCAGUGAACUUGUGGGUAAUAAAAUAACCCCUCAACCCCACUGAAGUCUUCCUUGUUUACUCUAAGAUAUCUUGGACACCAGAGUUACUAGCGGCAUGUUCAGCAGGCAGGUUUUCCUUGGAAUGGAAAAGAUGCUUUGCAUUCAGUUUUAUCUCUGACAACUUAAAUUUUACAUAAUCUAGUGUAAGAGUACAGAUGAUGGGUCAUAUUUUAUAUUACGAUAUAACUGAUAUAAUAUAUAAUUUUAUGACAUGCACAUGCUAUACUUCUUUUUUAAAAAUGAUGGGCUGUAUCUCUACAAGACUCAGGGAUUAUUACGUUUAUGUAUACUGCAGGGGUUGCUCAGAACUGUGUCGAAUUCCCAUGGUGGAGUACAAACUUGACAGUGAAGGCACCCCAUGUGAGUAUAAAACCCCUUUCAGGAGGAAUACUACUUGGCAUCGGGUGCCAGCUCCUGCAGGGCAGCCUCUUUCUCGUGCCUCUCCAAUCCUAGGAACAUCUGAUAGAUUGCAGUGCCAGCAGCUUCUCCAGCAGGCGCAAACAGCCAUUCCUCGCAGUACUUCAUUUGACAGAAAGCUGCCAGAUGGUGCAAGGUAAUAUCUUCUCUCUGUUAUUAAUUCCUGUAUUUUCUUAGUGCUUUAUUAGUAAACCUUUCUGGUCUUUGGUAUGAAGUGAUUUUUUAAAAGCUGUUUUCUUUUUAAACCUCAUUCAUAUACUACUGUACAAGGUUUUAACAGAUUUGAGCUGCAGUGAGCUUAGUGUUCGCCUCCACUAAUCCUUGUUGAAACAAUGGUCAGUGCUAAUAAUACUUUAAAAGGUAGACGACAUUAAAACUCACACCCUCUUCUCUAUUUAUAAUGGAAUAUAAAAGCUAGGUACCAGGCAAAUUCAGCCACUGUGGUAGUCGACCAAUAAAAUAAGAACUUCUGAAUAAGAGCAACAAGCAUUUAAAAAUAUGAAAUUAGUUGCUUGCAGGUUAAUACUUUCAUCUCAUUCCAAGAGAGUUUUAUUAUAUUUGUAACGUCAAUAGAACAUGGCUAUAAACGUCCAAGAGCAAAUGGAUAUUUGUGGAAUGUUGUCUUUGUUUAAAAACUGAAAUGACUUAAAAGUUAAAUGAAAACCCAAUUGACGUUUGUUCCAAUUCUGUAGUUGGCAGUGGGUUUUUCCAGGGAAAGUGGCUGGACAAAAAAAAAAUCCCCUCUCAGGCCCGUACCUAGAAAUCACAGGACAAAUGGAAGUGCGGAUGAGUGCAAAGACACUAUUGCUUGCAAGGAUCUAUCUAUAUGUACUUUAAAAAGUGCUGAAUUGUGGUCAUUAUGCGAAAAUGUGCAGACUGUAGGAAACAUCCAGUAUCACAUGAGCAGACUUCACCAGUCUCUUGCUCCCUCGUUGCAGGCCCCUCCAGAGCAGAUUGUAGGGCUACUGAAGUGGGGAUGAGGGGAGGCUGCAUAUCAUUAGAUGUCCCCGCAUCUAAAAAUGGUUUAAAUUUCACAAAAACUAUUCAAAUGUCUUCAUAUUGUUGUCUGUAUUUCUAAUUUCAUUAGGAAUUUAUAUCAAAAAUUGAUUGUUGUUGAAGCAUCACAGAUCUGUGUACAUGGUUAAUUACUUGAGUCACUAUUUCAGAAGUUCACCGAGCAACCAAUCAUCCUCCAGUGACCCAGGACCAAGUGGGAGUAGUCAGUGGAGACACCAAGUGGGAUAUGAUGGGUAUUUGUUUCUUUACAUCUGAAUCCCUUUUUAUGAACAGUAACUGUAGAAGCUAAUUUACGUGUGGAAUAUCCAACUGGCUGUUGUAGAAUGUUUCAUAGGUGGCUUUGUAAAGAUAAUAAUUUAAUUACCGUAUUUACUCAAUUCUAAUGCUCACCAUUUUUGGCCAAAUUACGUUGUGAAAAUUAAGGUGCGCAUUAGAUUUGAUGGCACAUUUACAUUCACCAGCAAAUACUUUUUUUGGUUUCAAGGUUCUGAAAAUUGAGGUGUGCAUUAGAUUCGAUGGUGCAUUAGAUUCAAGUAAAUAUGGUAUGUGCUGCUGUAGUCAAUCUGCCCCAUCUCUGAAGGCUUGGAGGCAAUCCAUACAUAGCUGAGUGAUGGUGGUAUCUAGUGGCGUCUAUUUGCUAGUGGAAGUGCAUCAACUAGCACAAGAGGAGGGAGCUGUUUUUCUUUUUUCUUUUUUUAAAGAUAUUUAUUGGAGUUUUCAAAAUAUUACAAAAAGAAGAAAGUAAUGACAAAGAAAAAAAAUACAAAUACAAAGAGUAAAAAAUAAUUAACAGAAUAAAGAAAAAAGAAAAAGAAAAAAACAGACCCCUUCCACCGUGUAAAAAAGAAGAAAAAAAGAAAAUUCCAAAUAAAAAACAAAAAAGUGACAAAAUUACAAAAAUCCCAAGUUUUUUUUUUAAAAAAAAACAUUUAAAAACAAGUUCAUUAUUUUCAGACCCUUAACUGUCAUUGCCUUCUUUCUUAGACCUCCUCCUCCUCCCUUCCUUUGUAUCCUAGUUAUUAAUUAUCCCAGCAAAUCCUUUCCUUUCCAUGUUUCAUAAAAUUCUAUCAUUACAUUACCCUAGACUAUUUUAAUCCUAUCUUUCUAUAAUAAAAUAAACCUUAAAGUUUAAAACUUAAGUCUUAACCUUACCAGCUUCUUAUAAUCAUAAUAUUCUUUCAUAAUUCUUUAAGCAUCUUUACUAAAGCCAGGUAAUUUCUUCCAACAUUUUUCUAUCAUUCAUCAACUUUAUGAAACAUUCUAAUAAGAAAGAAAGAGAAAAAGAAAGAUAUAAACAAGUCCAAUCUUUAUCCAGCGUCCCUUCCUCCUGGUUCCGGGAUUUGUCAGUCCUUAUUCCCAUCAGUCUAGCCCGGUAACCUUAUGUCCGAGGCCCUCAGGUCACUUCCAUGGCCCUUCCGCGGCUCUUCUUCAUAUUUAUAACUGUAAUUUCCCUUAUCUCCUACUCGUGGCAACUCCAGCUUGACAAUGUCUCUUGCUCGUGGUAGCUCCAACUUAAUAAUGUUUUUAGCCCUUCUUGACAGAUCAGACCCUUUUCCGUAUUCAUCGCUGCAUUCCAUGUAGUAUUUAAAAGCAUGUUUCAAGGGCCCUCCAAAGUUGAGAGCCCCCACAGUCCCAAGCAUUUUGCAGCCCAUUACCAUAUUUAAAAAGUCCAGACAUCCCAACAUAGGGGGGUCAAUCCAGCCCCCCAUUUCCAAACCACACCAAACUUUCCCUUUCCAGAUCUGGCUUUUUCCAAAUUCAUUUGUCCAGUCCGAAGGAUCAUACUCCUGUUGGGUCUGUUCUGUCAAAACACACUCCUGAUUUAAUACCACAAACUCCUGUUCUGUCAAAACACACUCCUGGUUUGAAUCCUGAGUGGGCUCCACAUGUUUUCCCACAGUCUGGUCAAAACAUUCCACUGCCUGUUUAAGAUUUCUAGUUGAAAUGACCAUCCAGUUCACCUUAUCGUGUAAUUCUUCCAGUAAAGCAUUUGUUUUGUAAAAAGCACACACCAAGGCUUCUGAGUACAUUGUCCUGCAAAGUCAAAUACUUUCCCACGGUUAUUUUGUAACAGCUGUCAAUUCCCUGGAGUUAGUUACAGUUUCACAAGCUCCCCCUAGGGGGAAGACUUAUGUUUAUUCUUGCUACAAAGUUUCCUUUUUUUUCCAAAAUACUUGAGAUAGGAGCUGUUUUCACCAGUCCCCUGUAGCAAUUGCAGCCCCCUAUGUCAUAUCUCAUACUGUUCAAGAGGGUCUCCCAACCCUCAGGAGAAGCUUUUGGAGCAGCAUUUGGCUGUGGGUGGGGGGAGCGGGCUAGGUUGGAUAGACCUGAUUAGUGAAAAACUGGUACCCUACUUUGCUCAAGUGAAAGCGGUUCAGCUAGUAACAAAACCACCCAUUUAAAAAAAGAAAUCAACAUAAGAUCUAAUGUGUUGAGUAGGGGUAUCAGCAGCUAUAUUUGGGCAACUUUGUGUAUAAGUCUUAGAUAAAUAAUAACUUGAGCAGAAUAUAUUUAAAUUGUUCUAACUACUGUGGAAUGUUUUACUCUUCUUUGCUUACCAGUUGUCAAUACUGAAAAUAUAUAGUUGUGCCAUUUUACAGCAGGGAUUUUAUAAACUGGAUGAGAAGCUUUCCUAGUGAGCAGGGGAAAGCAACAAUUUAUUUCUUUGUUAAUAGGUGCCAGUCCCCUUUACUUCAUGAUCACCAGGGUUCAGGUCCACUGGAGAGUGAAGGAGGCAGAGAACAUGAAGAAUCUUUGGAAGCGACCAGGCAUCCCAAUGGUAAUUAUUAUUCUGUUUCAGUUUAAUUACAGCUUUGCUGGUUUGUUUUCCACUUGUAUAAUGUUUUGCAUUAUAAACUAUCUUAAACUAUCACUGGCAUACUGAUGGUAACAAAUGCAAAACCUUUGGAAAUCUUUCCUAGCCAUUUUAUGUAAAUGUAAAACAACAUGGUUGAGAAUAUCAGCCCUAUGACACAAUUAUAUCCCAAAGAUUAUUCCCACUGGCACAUUCUGAAAUCUGGCCAAGAAGGACAUUUUCUCCAAGUCUCUUCCCAGCUCAGUGAUCUAGAAGGAUGCCAUGGUUGAUAGUAUUGGAAGCUAGUGAGAGGUCAAGAACCAGCACUCUCCUUGCCCAGUUUCUGGUAUAAAUCCUCCACCAGGCCAAUCAAGGCUAUCUCUGUUCCAAAACCUGAUUCCACCCAUAUGAGAUUUGCAUAUUUGUGUGCAAAACUACAGAGGAUUUUUCUUCACGUGAGAGUGUGAUUGCUGAAAAUACAGAUUCACUCAUGCUAAAUCUCAAGAUUUAUAGUUAUCAGGUACCAUUUUUGUCCUUGUGUGGAAGUUACAAGAAUUAGUGCUGUGGCAUGAUCGGGAGCUUUUGCUGUAGCUAAAUGUGUAUAUGGUACAAGGGAUGUCCCACAAGGUUGUUUUUUCUAAUACAGUUCUGCUACUUCCUUUCUCUCUUUUUAUAUUCCUAUUUCCCUGUUUCUGUCUUCCUCAUAUAAUUGCAAACAUCCUUGCACACACCAUUUUCUACCAUAUUUUCACACAGUCUUGCGCACCUGCGCAUAGUACUCUCUUGAAUAAAGACUAGAAUCAGCUGCAUAUGUAUCUCAUCACAUUUGUUGUUUGCAGAGAGUUUUAAGAUAUUUUUUUAUCCACAUACAAGCUAAAUUACUUUUCCUCAAAGUUACUAGGAUGACUCCUUUUAAAAUGAUACUGUUUAUCUCCCUCUGUUUUUUUGAUCAUCAGAACAUUAAGAGGAUGUUUGUAUUGAUUUUGCAUUGUGCUUGCAUUUCCAUGUUUUGUAGAAAUGACACAGCAAAAGGACAUGUACAAACAGGCCCUUCUUAUUCAGAACUCUCAUUUAGUAAGCUGUAUAGACAUAAGUUUAAUUAUCUUUUAAGAUGAUGGGCAAGAGUAAACUCUCUGCUCUAGGAAAUUUGAAAGAACAUCACUGUUUCAACCUGAUGCAUAUAGCAUUAAGUUGUGAGCUUCUUUUCAUUGUACAAUAUGUUUUGUGCGUUUAGAAAUUAAAACACAUAAUUAUUUAUGGCAGAAACCAAGUGGCAUGCACCAUCAACCAAAGUCUUGAGUUCCUAUAAAGACCGCGCUUUACAGAAAGAGAACAGUGGCAAGGAUUCACCAAACAAAUUUUCUCAUGUAAGUCUUUUUUCUUAGGGUUUCCCAAAUUAGGAAUCUUUCCAAAUAUGUGGGCACAGUCUCUGUUGCAAAAGUUGGGAGAGCUGUGCAAAUAGCUGGUUGCGUUUGAGCCAGCAACUUGAUUGAAAGUGUAUGUUUUGACCCUGCUUUCCCGUAUAGAAAUGGGAAGUAUGAAUUACAGAUGGUAAACUAUCCUGCAAGAUGAAUGAGCUAUUGGGGUUAAUAAAUUUAUUUCUGUAUCUUGCUAUGUCCUACAGUUCUGUUUGGCAUUGUUUUGCGUCCUAUCAUUUUAAUGGAAUAACUGAAAAACUGUAAAAUUGAAUGGAAAAGAGGCCAUCCAGUUGUAUCUGCCAGUGUUACAAUCUCAGAUGUGGAAUAAUUUGCAAGAGUCUUGAAUUUUUUUCUAAAGUGUGCACACAACUAAUAAGCAUCACUGAUGCAGAAAUAGUUUCAAGUAUUCUUUCUGGCAGUGACCUCAAACAAUCUCAUUAUAAAGGGCAUGUGCAGGUUUCUAGGGCACUGCGUGGAUUAAAGCUUCAUGUAAGCAUCACUCUGGUGAUUAGAACGUAAUUUACAUUGACUUGCAUAGUCCUGAAUACAUUUCUUAUUGUAUUCAAGUGACAUUCAUACAUUGCCAUUUCUUGUCAUAUUGUGAGGGAUAAGCAUCUGUUUUAAUUACCAGCAAUUGCACUUCUUUUAUUUAGGCAAAAUUUCACAUUUAAAGAAUGCGUCUAAUAAGAAUAUAUUGUUAUGCUUGUUCCUGUUAAUUUGUGUGGUGGUGGUGGUGAUGACCUGAUGUUAAGAAACAAUUAUUUCCAGCUGAAUUAAAUAAUGUGAGAACUGAAGUGUGAGAUUUGGAAAAUAGAGCCUGUUUGUGCACAAAUAUCACUUUUGUGGUAAAUUAAAUGACAAGGGAACUAUGCCAAGCCAAAUUCUUCGCUUUCCUCUAGUUCAUAUGCAUAAGCAGUCCCUCCCCCGUGUUGCAGCUAGCAAAUGUUCAUCGCCUUUUUGUCAGUGAAACAAAAGAGCAAUCAUCAAAUCUACUAUUUCAGCAUAUUUGAUUCCCACACUCUGUCCGGACAAAACCAGUGCUGGUCACAGCUCAUCUUCAUGACUGAAGGAUGAUUGUAGGAUUAAAACAGCACUGGUUAUCUAAGCCACCUGAGGGAGCAACAUUGGCACAAGGUUAUCCUGUGUCUUAUCCUAUGUUUCUGCAUACAUAAACAUUUAGGUGGAUAUGUGCUGGCUAUUUUUUAAUAUGACACAGGCAUUUUAAAUCCCUUUCCCUUUCCUCACUUACGGCCUUUUAAACAUUGACUUUCCUCAAUACAAGAGGAACUGAUAUUGUUGACUUUAUCUGUAUUUCUUUAUUUUGAAUCUUGCAUAUUUUGCUUGUUAUGGCAAAGUGGGGAAGAGAAGGUGAGAACAGUUUGGGUUUUGCUGUCCCUUGCUUGCCCAGCUUCAGGAGGGGCAAAUGCAGAGGCUGAUGCCAGUCUUUUUCUUAAAAUAGUUCAUCUUGUGUUCACUUACUUGCAAACAUGCUGAGGUUCUCUUAUAACAAAAUGGACAUUUGCUGAUGUAAUAUGACGUGUUAGGGAUUUAAUUUAAAACUAUGUUAUAACAUUUAUUCUGUACUGAACACAAUUCACUCUGCAGAGUGGAAUCUUCUAUACAAUGGGCAAAUUAUUUCCCAUCCUGUUUUUACUCUGGUUUAUUAAAUUUGUUCUUUGCUUCCCAUAGCCAGAGUCCUGAAGCAGCUUACAAAUGAUAAAAAAAAUUAAAAAUACAAGUGAUAAUGGCAUAUCCUUUAAAUCAUGCAAUAAGCAAAAAGUGUUAAUUCAAAAAGUCACUCAAAAAAAUCCACCACCACCAAGAUGCAUUUGAGCAUGUGUUAAUCAAAAUACUAAUUAUUUUAUCCAUAUUACAAGUUUAUGCUGUUAGCAUUAUUCAUUAUAUCUGCUUCAUUUUUAUUUGGCACUUCCAACAAGUAGUGAGGCAGCUGCUUGCUUCUUUGAUUGAUGAAACUGUGAACAGGAGGAAGUAAAACUGUAUUGUAAAAUGUUUCUCUUUAAGAUUGGAGACAAAAACUGUUCCAGCCAUUCCAGCAGUAAUACCCUGUCAAGUAACACAUCCAGCAACAGUGAUGAUAAGCACUUUGGCUCCGAAGACCUAAUGGACACUGACUUGCUUGGAUUAACAUACAUUAAAGGGGCUUCUACUGACAGUGGGAUUGAUACAGCUCCUUGUAUGCCUGCUCCAAUUUUGGCUCCUUUGCACCUGGCUGGAAGCCGGUCAGGGAUACAUAGCCGGACUGAUCAGUGGGCUGAAUCAUCUGAAACUCCUGGACCAGAUGAUGAGACUAAAAUGUAUGCUGUUCACAGCUAUGCUUCUGCCAUUUCUAGCAGUCAUACAGGUGAUGGUAGCAUGGGAGACCUCAGUGAAAUAUCUUCACAUUCCAGGUAAGCAAUCCCCCCCCCCCCCAAAGAUUCCAGCUCCACAAUUCUGUGAUGGAUAGUUCUGAGUAAAGCGUGGAUUUACCUUUUUUUUUCUUUUCCCUAUUAACAUUACAUUUUACAUGAGUGCUUUUAUAAAACCUCAUUUCAACAAUGUUACAUUUCAGAACAGAGGAGGAAAGAUUAAAAUGCCACUUUCCUUACGAACUGCCUUCAUGUGCUUGACAGUAAAACUAUAAAAGGAGAAGAAUAUGCAAUAUUGUGUAGAGCUGUAUAUUCCAUGCAAUUGCAUAAUAGCAUGUGACCUGUUUUCUUUGCUGUACGCCAAGUCUCUGCUUGUUCAACAACAUAAUUUAGAUAACAUGAUUUUAUAUGUGGACACUUUUGAGUGGAUAGUCUUCCCAUGUGGCAGAAGAUUGAACUAGAUAUCCCCCUACCUCUAAUGUUUCAAUUAUGAAAUCUGUAAAUUACAUUACACUUUUUAAAUCUGCAAAACCCUUUGGAUUAUCCCAGCAUAUAUAGACUAUUGCAAUCUUGGGGGGGGGGGGGGAGAGAGAUGCACACGAACCCCUCUAUGCAUUGAAAGAGAGCUUGGGUGAGUGCAUGGCUGUGUGGUCUAGCUCCACCCACUGCCACCACAGAUGUAUGUGUGUAGACCUUCUGACAUCAUUUGAAUGUGCUGGCAUCAGAGGAGUGUGACAGUGUUGGACAAGGCUAGCCUGCAUGAAAGUGAUAGUAAGUUGGACCAAGCCCUGUAGCCCUACCACAUGCUCUUUCAGUUCAUGGAGUGCUCCAUGACUUUUGCAUAAAAUGUUGACACUGAAAAGAAUGUGACACGCAAAUGUGUGUACAUAUUUUACCUUUGUUUUGUGAACAAGUGGGUCUGGUUUAUGAUGAUAGUGAUUUGCAGGGCAAUCCCUAGCAAUACUGAGUAAAAGCAUAUGUCCUUUGAGUGGAACAGAACAAGACAUUCUAAAAAGUGUGUUGGGAUUUCCACAUUUAGAGUUUUUAAGGGUUUAAGAACUUAACCAGUGGAAAUUGUUCCUAUUUUUUACUUCUCUGAAAUACAAAACAUUUGCAAACAAAUCAACUCGGCACUUGAAAUCCUGUCACUUCAAGUUCUGUACUAAAUGUCUUUGUACAUCUGGUCUCUUAGUUUCAGUUUCAACUUAACUAAGCUGUAGAAGAUGGCAGUGAAGUAAGAACAUAAAAACUAAAUAGAAUAAAACCCACAGAAAUAUAGGAAUUCCAUGAGUGUGUUCAUCUUUCUUGCUGAAAUGUCAGUUUAAACUAUGAUGUUUGAAAGGCCUCUUACAGCAAUGUUUGGGUAUAUUUUUGAAUAGUUUAUCUGAUACUGGUGUGUUUUAAGCAUUGCGUUAAAUUGAAGAAAGGUGGGACAUAUGUAGUAAUGCUUUAUAACCUAUAACAAAAUGUACUUUUAAAUUGAUUGGGCACAGUCUAGCCAAAGAAUAACACUGUCAAACACAGUGGUCGUUAUCUGGGCCAUUCUCUUAAUUCCCCGCCUCCUGAAAGAAAUAUAGCUGAUCCAGGAAGUGGGGCGGGGGCUUUUGGUUGUAGCAACCUAUGUUAUAUCCUCCCCAGGGAAGGUCAUCUGGUGCCAUCCUUGAUAUAAUUUUGGUAGUAGUAGAAUUAUUUUUUAUUUGCCUAGGUAUUCCAGCAUGUACUGGUCUUAAUAGUGGCUUCAUCCAUUUUGCUGGAUUUUAUUGUUGUUGUGUUUUUUCUCUACAUUUUUCUUGUUUUAAGUUAUAUUUCUAAUUCAUUUAUGUUUAAUGGAUACUGCCUUGAGAAUUGUACAGCAUACAUUUUCAAAAUAAAUUUCCUAUCAGCUGUAAUGGGGAAAUUAUGAAUUUCUAUAAAUACAUCCAGUGAAGCCAGGAUGACUUUAAAGUAUUUAUUCGAUAUUGGACAAAGAAAGCAAAUAACAUUAAAUAUGACUGACCUCUGUCCUUUUGAGAAGACUUUAUUUUAAAAAAAAAUAUGUAUGUGAUAUAUUUUCCUGUCACAUAUAUCCUCAUGUAGUUCACUGUGUAUUUUGUUUUGUGUGUUUUCCUCUCCUCUAGUGGGUCACAUCAUUCAGGAAGUCCUUCAACACAUGGCCCUAAAAGCAGUGGAUCAUUAGAUACAUCCAAAGUGUACAUAGUGUCACAAAAUUGUAGUCAACAGAUCUCUGGCCCCAUAGCAAAAUGCUACCCUCGACAAGGAGCUAUAAGCAAAUAUGUCAUUGGCUGGAAAAAGUCAGAAGGUAGCCCUACACCUGAGGAGUCUGAAGCGUCGGAAUGCCAAGAGUAAGGGAUAGUUUGUUUUCUUGGGGAAGAAAAGUUUGUGUGGAUUGGAGGCGGAGAAAAGCCUGAAUCAUGAAAGGAAAUGCAGGCUAGAUGAUGCAUAAUCCCAGGACUAGGAAGAAGCAGGGAAGGGCCAGACAAAGUUAGCUGCUUUCUAUCGGUUUGGCAUGAAAUCAAAGUUCUAAAUCAGUAUGUAGAAGGAAAGUGCAUAGUUGAAUAUUUCAGUUUGUUUUAUACAUUUUUAUGUGCAGUUGAUUUCUUAUCCAAAACUGCUUUGCAAAAUUUCUGGUAAUAACAAAACAUGCUCUAAUAAUAUAAUUACAUAAAUGUAAAAGGAAUGUUAUGCUUUAUUACUAGUAACCUAAUCUGUGCUCAACAUGAAUGUGUACUUUGUUAUUUUUUAUUUAAUAAUAAUCCAGGAAGAAAAAGGAAUUGUAUUGUGUGUUUUCUCCUCCAUGUUGGAACCCAGCUUUAAACAACAAACAAAAAAACUUUCUUGGAACUUUUAAUGAAUGAUGUACUAGAUACUGUUACUGUGGUUUUAGUGUCAAGUUUUGAUCAUCAUUUUAGAGAGUUAACAACUUUGCAGCAUUCCCUCUAAUUGUAAAGAACAAAUUGUUUCUACAGAAUGUAUAGUGAUGUUGAGGGCCUAUCAUCAAGUCAGCUUCAGGCUUCUAUAAGGAAUACAGUUUCUGAAAGUCAGCGAGUCUUAUCAAAAGAAGAGUUUCUGAAGUUGAUGAUGCCAGACAACAUCUCUGUGGAGGAAGGCAGAAGAAAGGUUAGCUGCUGUUACUUUUUGCUUUGUCUCUGUGUAACCGUUAGAGGCAGUUAUGGUGGUGGGAGCACUGCUUGAUAUAGAGAUAAGUUCUAAAAAGAGCUGUAAAUGAGAGAGUAUAGAGCUUGUAAUACUACUACUACUACUAAUAAUAAUAAGCAUGCUCACAAAUAUGAAGCCUGGUAUGGUUAUAGUCAGGAGGUUUGGUAUAUUUAACCUGAAAGCUCUUCACUUUAAGGCAGGGGUGGCUGCCCUGAGACUCCAAAUUUUGUUGGUCUCCAACUCCCAUCAGCUCCAGCCAGCAUGGCCAAUGGUUAGGGAUGAUGGGAGUUGUAGUCAAGCAACGUUUCAAGGUCCACAGGUUAGCCACCCCUGCUUUUUAAGUUGCUGCGUGUAUAGAUUCUCAUUUGGGAUGGAAUUUUCUGAAAAUAAUGAUGUUGAACUUGCACAUUUGGACUAUGGUUAAAUGUGAUGGAUGAGCUAGGCUGCUGUAACUUGCACAACAUUUUUAACACAUUCUUUGAAGUGUAUUUUAAGUAUAGAGGAUUGGACUGGCAUUUCUGGAGAGGUUUGAGAGUUAUCCAGAAAAUAAGCUUAGAGGCUAUCAUGAAAUAACUGUCUGUUUGGUUGGUUGUAAGGUGCUUUGGGUUGCCCUGGGAAAGGUAAAGCAACUAACAAAUUCUUUUAGGUAUAACUUAAGUGACAGUAUAUAAACCUGAGGGGGAAGGUGAGGGAAGUCAGCCUGAACCACAUGGGAACCAUUUCCAAUAAUCCACUUUCCAUAUUGUGUAGUGAUCAUACUGGUUAAGUAAUACCUGAAAUGGGUUUAAGAGAACUUGGUUGAUGUCCUAAAGCAGAGGUGGGGAAUCUCUAGCCUGUGAAGCCAUUUUAUCCAAAGCAUACCCUUCUACCUAUUAGCUUUUGUCACUCGUGACAUCGUCUGCUGAACAGGAGGGUGGGGUUGGAUCUUGCUCAGUUUGGCUGUAUGCUCCCAUUCCCAGAAUUUCCUAGCUUUGGGAUUUCACCUGCCAUGAUUCUGCUCUCAGGUGUUUGGUUCCACUCACCUGUCAGACAAAGGCAGCAAGGGGUGGACAGAACAUAACAACCUGGCCCUCGAGGCUAGAAAGCUUCCCCAAUACUGGCAUCAAGGAAAGGGGAAUCGGUGAAAAUUGCCACCUCCUUCCAUCAGAGGGACCCUGGAGUGGAUCAAGGGACUUUCUGCAAAUGAGAAGUAGAAGAUAAUUGGUUUAAUCCAAGUUAUAUUUUGGAGUCUAUAUAUAGCUAAUGACUUGGAUUAGAUAUUAGAACAGUCUUUAAAUCAAGACUACACAUUAACAGUUUUAGAAGGAUUUCAAAGAAUUCUUGCAACUAUUACCUUCAGCGAGCUAGAGGUUUCAUUUAUUACUCUGGAGUUAAUACAACAUUUCAGUAAGUAAUCAUUCAUUAUGAUGAAUGCUUGUAUGUCAGAAGAAAAUCUAAUAAUCCAGUAACUUUGCUAAAAUGCCAGAUAACCCAAAAUGAUUGAUGUUAGUGUACUAUAGUGGGUAAGACUUAUCUACAGAAUGAACUAUUAGAGCAAUCAUUAGACGCCACCUCACCAAUUAAACAGUAUAUAAAUGAAUAAAUUAAUAAUAGUGAUGAUGAUAAUGAUGAUGGAAAAUAUUUUCUAAUUUAUAUUUUUCAAAAAACAUAGUUUUCAUUUUACGGGAACCUAUCUCCAAGGAAGACGCUGUACCGCACUCUUUCUGAUGAGAGCAUAUGUAGCAAUCGGAGAGGAUCUUCAUAUGCUAGCUCGCGGAGCUCAAUGCUAGACCAAGCUUUGCCAAAUGAUAUUUUGUUCAGUACUACACCACCAUAUCACAGCACCUUACCUCCUAGAACAAGCUUAACCACUGGUACUGGACACCUACGACGUAAGUGUGUGUUAAACACUGUCUCAUUUGAUACUGUGCAAUUGAAGGUAGAUCUUCUAAACAGAAUGUAGGAACCAAAUUGAACCAUUAGUUCCUCUAGUUCAGUACUGACCAGGAGCAGUUCAGAGUUGUUCACCUGGGAUCAGCUCUCCGGGUUUCUUUCCCAGCCCUACCUGAAGAUGGCAGAGCUUGAACUUCGGGCAUUGUGUAUGAACACCAGUCCAAUGCUAGAUGACAAAAUCCCUCUGGGAAGGGGCCUCAGCUACAAAAGAUGGCAAGAGUGGUCAGAUGGUUUCACUCAGACUGUUUUCACAUUUUUGCUUGGAUUCUUCUUUCUGCUCCUCUAUUCAGUCUGUCAUCUUUAUUCUUAAUUCUGUUAUCUGCGAGGUAAUUACAAUGUAUUGUGCUUUUUGCUAAUCAAAUCAUGUAAUAGGGGAGCGUGGAAUACGGCUUGAAAAAGAUACUAUGAAUCUUAAUCAUGUCUAACAGUAACUGAGAUUCCUAUCAUAAACAAGAUUUAAAUCCCAGGUUUGAAUCUUGUUUGCAACCAAAGUUUAAGAGGCUAAUUAGUCUUAAGAAAUAAAUUGUGCUGGUUCAGACAUAACCCAUAACCGUGGUUAGUUCAAUCAAGGGUAGGGGAAGGAGCACACACAGUACCUGGUCCAGGCUGAGAUCACUGCCAUCAGCACCAGGGAAGUUUAUCUCCACAGGGAAGACAGCAGUAAAACAAAAAUCUACAUCUCCCAACACCAGAAGGGCAAGUCUUCCAUUCAGAAGACCUUGCAGCACCCAGAGUGGGGCAACAAACUUUGGCUCUCUCACAUCUCCUGGAACUGGUGCAGCUUCUCACACAAAAACCAAGGAACUCGAGCAGCAAGGAAUGCCCACCCAAAUAAUGCCCACCCAAUCUUUUACCAUUGUUAGAGAUCAGGACCAGUAAGCAGAUGAGUUUGUGAAAAAAUACAGCUUGGGUCAGAGGUGCCAACUUAAAUAUUGAGGGGGGGGAGCAAGUAUUCCCUGCCCCACAUAAUUGAUCACAAGACAUACAUGCUGUUUUAAUGGCAAUGCCCAUCAACUUUGGGGGCCCUUGGCCCCCUCAAAUAUUUUAUUGGAGCUGAAGAGACCUCAGCCCCUAGGAGUUGGCUCCUAUGGUUAGGGUCGGUUCAUCAAAGCUGGGAUUGCUAUUUGGAGGGAUGGAAGCUAGAAGUAAGGUUUUCCAAACAAGAUUUCGAAACUAUCAGCAUAAACUAAAAUAUUAUCUCAUUCAUAUCCAACCGAGCACUAGGAAGCUUGUUCAGUCUUAGGUAAGGAUCAGGCUGCUGCCACUUAGCUGUUCAAACUCCUUCCCAUUACAUCUCAAACAAGUUCCAUCUCUGUUGUAGUUUUGAUGCCUAUUGAAAGCCUUCCUUUUUCAAGAAGCCUUUUAAGAGUGGCAAUUUUUGUCCCAGUCGGCAUCUGUGUUGGAUUUGAAAUUGUUUUUGUAUGUUUUAAUUGAUCACUUUAAAAUAUACAAUGAGAAGUGAUUCAUAAAUGAAAAACAUUUAUUUUAGAGUGGUAACUAUUAGCUAAAUACACUUUGUAGCAUAUUGAUGGCCUGAUACUGUGUGUACAUAUUUUCUGGUUUUGGACCAGUCAUAGCCCUGCUUUCAGGUCAGACACUCCCAAAGUAGUUCACAUUGUAUUAAAAGCAUAACAUCUAUGAUGACCUAAUUAAAAACUAUAAAAUACUAUGGCAUAUACACAGUCCAUAAAAAAUAAAACAUUUUUAAUAUUGUAAUUAUUCAUUUUCUAACCUGUUGAAACAUUGUCCUGAAGAUAGCUUCUGCUUCUGCUUCUUAAUUUAGAUGAGUUUUGGUUCUCAGACGGGUCUUUAUCGGACAAAUCAAGAUUCAAUGAUCCUGGGUUGAUGCCCCUUCCAGAUACAGCAACAGGAUUAGACUGGUCUCACCUUGUAGAUGCUGCACAAGCAUUUGAAGGUACUGUAAGAAUUUCUGCAACCGCUGCACAUGUAGUUAGUAGAAAUUAAAGUCCAAUGCUUAUUGUAACAUGAUUCAUUACCCCUUGUUAUUGGCAGUCCUGCACAUGCACCCUUGACUUACCUGUUUUUUGCCAUUCAGUGAUCAGUCACUUCCAGUUGAUAGAUGAGCCCCAAGAACUAUGUUGGUGGACCAUCAGGUCAUUUUGCACAAUAGCCUAAGACCAAAGGUGGCAUAAGGAGAGCUAGAAAGAGAACAGCAUAGGCUGACAUCCUGAAUUACUGAGUUUUCUUAGGGCAGUUUUUUUCUACACAUAGCCACUAGUUCAUAUUAUAAAUAUCUUAAGAAUCAGACAAAGUCCUGGCUAAAGAGGAACACUUUCGCCUGGCUCCUAAAUGUGUAAAAUGAAGGCGCCGGCCAAACCUCCCUGGGGAGAGCAUUCCACAAGCAGGGAGCCACUGCAAAAAAGGCUCAUCUCGUGUUGCUACCCUCCAAACCUCUUGUGGAGGAAGCACACAAGAAGGGCCUGAGAGGGUGAUUUCAGGGUGUGAGUAGGUUCAUAUGGAGAGAGGUGGGCCUUGAGGUCUCCUUUGAGCCAUUUAAGACUUUAUAAGUCAAAACCAGCACUUUGAAUUGGGCCCAGCAACUAAUUAGUAUCAAGUGCAGUCAGAGCAGGAUUGGUGUAAUAUACUCAAACAGUCUUGCCCCAGUGAGCAACCUGGCCCCUGAAUUCUGCACUAGCUGAAUUUAUCAAACUGCCUACAGAGGCAGGCCUACAUAAUGCAAUAAUCUAACCUAGAGGUUACCAAAGCAUAUAUGACAUAAGUUAGGCUGUCCCUAUCAGUGCUUUUUUCCUAGUAAAAUAGAUGCCGGUACUCAACAUGAAGUUGUUACAGUAAGUGCCACACUUUAUAACGACAACAAAAGAGGUGCUGAUGCUGCAUACCCUUGAGUACCCCUGAAAAAAGCACUGGUCCACCACCCAAAUAAGGGUGCAGCUGGGCCACCACCCAAAAGUGAUGGAAGCGGUGUGCCACUGAGGCCACCUGAGCUUGAAGUAACAGCAAAGGAUCCAGGAGUACCCCCAAGCUAUGUAUUCGCUCAAUCAGAGUGUAGCCCCAUCAAAGUUAUUUACACAAAGACUUUUCUGCCCCAGUGUUGCUUCCUUCAACCCCUGCCACCUCCAGAAUAUUUUCAGAAGUUUGGUAGACUCUCCCAAAUGUUGUAGACUGUAGCAUGGGAAACUGUAAUUGAGUGUUGGGGAAUUGCCAAACUUGGUGGAGGUUAUUUGAACAAGUGGAGCUGAGCUCAUGCAAGAGGACUUCCUUUUCUACCCCCCCCAUCCUCCAUUUUAUCCUCAUAACAACUAUGCGAAAUAGAUUAGAAUGAAAGACAGUGAUUGGCCCAAAGGUACUCCCCCACCCUGAGUGAGGUUCAAAGCUGAGUAGAGAUUUGAAUCUGGAUUUCUCCAGCCCUGAUUUUAUUCAUAUUCAAAAUGUUGGAUAUAAAAGGCUUUUCCGAUUCCUUCAGACAACUGUAGCAGUUAUUGCCGCUGCUGUUUUUCAUGGAUGCAAUACAAUAAAUAAACUUGUGCGGUUUAGCACAUAAUGGAAAUUUUAAAAACUCUACUGUGUUUCAUAGUGUGUGUUUGGAAAUCUGCUUGAGCUAAGUAGCUAAGACUGCAAUCUUAUGCAUAGUUACAAGUGAGUAAAUACCACUGAACAGUCAGUAAACAUGCAAAGGAUUGCUCUGAUAGUAUGUUUAGAAUUGUAGUGUAAACAUUGGAAACAAUUAUGAAUGAAUAGCUUUAGUAAAAAGAACCUGAGGAGAGAAAAUAGAUGUAUCUUUUUUAAAGAAUAAGAAUAAGAAGGUUGAUUGUUAAAGGAUGUAUACUAUUGAAAGCCAGCUUCUAAGUCAUCAUGCAUAUGGAACACAUGCUUUUUCUUUGUUUGAACUUUUUAACACUUCCAUCUUCAAAGGACCUCAGGGCAGUAUACAAAGGUUUUCUCCCAAUUUUCUCUCUACAAGGAACCGGGGGCGGGGGGGAGUUAGGCUGUCAGAGACUGUGGCUAGCCCAAUGUUCCUCAAUAAGUGUUGUGACUGAUCAGGGAUUGGAACCCAUAUUUUCAAAGGUUCACACUAUUCACUACAUCACAAUAGCUCUGGUUUAUGGUUGCCACCUCAACAUCAGAAGACCUCUUAUCCUAGCAAAGCAUUAAAACUGUGCCAGAAUACAUGUUUAAGAACAGGAUGUUACAUUGUUAGAGCACUGCAUUAAUAAAAACAUAAAAUCAAAGUUAAGACUAAACUUUACAGAGCAUGUUAGCCUAAACAGUUUGACAAAGACAAUGGAUCUACUAUAGGUGUAUUUCAAUUAACUUGAAGCUAACUUCUGUUAUAAUGAUUAAUAUAAAUGUGAUCUAACAGCUGGUUUCUGAACUUUUAUUUUGUAGACCUUCAAAUGUCUUCGCAUAAAUUUUCAUUCUUUGCUUCUUCCAGUUUGUAACAGUGAUCAGCACACUUCUGCUUGCAUAGCUGACUACUGUUCAGCAGUUAUAUUUCUUUGUAGAAUCAGUAUUCCUGUUCUAGGUAUAACAAAGGUAUCUGUUAAUACCAUACUUUAAAAAAAAAUGGCUGGCAUAAUUCAGAUCUGUAUUUAUAUGCUGAAGGACAGAAUAGAGGCCUCUACUCACAAACAGGAUCCAAGGGCCUGGUGUACAUGUUGUUAAUCAGAAGGAUCAUUGUUCAUGUCUAAUGUUGGUUCAUUCAGUUCCCUUCUGGAUUUCAGAUUCCUGAUAUGUUAUGCGUUCCCAUGAUUUCAUUCUCUUUGAGAGAGACAGAAUGAACAUCUUAGAUCUGUAUUGCCUUUGUUAGAGAUGGAAUCCAUCUGCAAUAGCUCUUUCUUCUUGGAUAAGCUAUUACAUUUUAAAAGCCAUAACAUCAGUAAUUGUAUUCUGUCUUCAACAGCAGCCAGUAUUCAGUUCUUCAGAGGAAAUUUGCAGGAUUGCAAGUCAAAAAUUAUUAUGUUCCUUGUUCUUCUCUGUGUCUGACAUUUUUAGGCCUUGAGACGCUCUGAGAAAGAUGUUUGUAUUUUGGCCAUAUUAAGAACAUAAGAAGAGCCCUGUUGACUGCCCUGUCUAACAUUUUUUAAUCAAUCUUUCCAAAAUUUAAUAUCUCCAGAAUUUAAUAUCACCCUUUGCUCAUUUCUUCUCUAGUAUUUACUUUUGCUACUUCUGGUUGUGCCAGUGAUAGUCUGCAGAUGUAUCAUCUGUUUGUAUUUUUAUACUUUUCCCCUUUGUAGAUCAAACAAAAGUGUUAAAGGUUGGCUGCUAGGACUUUCAACAAUCCUUGACACUGGAUAUCUACUAUUCAAAAGUCUCUAGAGGAAAAAGAAAGCAUAUACUAGGAAUAUACAGUAUUUUACAUGCAGCCUGGUAAAAUUACAUUUACAGUCAAACAUAUCUGAAGGUUGCCAUGCAUCAUGCUAUCUUGCCAAGAAAGCGAAAGAAAAAGACUAUCUAGCAUUCAAAUUUUACAUAUGUUUAUGAACUCCUGUGUCUCCUCUAUCAUUUCCCAUCAUCUGCUAGGGAACAUUUUUAGGAAAAGAUUCAAAUAUUUACUUUUAUUUCAUAAUUAAAAGAUUGACAUGAAAAGGGAAAGUGAUAACUAGGCCUCAAGCUGCAAUUUUAUUUUAGUCCCAUAAUUCUUACAGGGCAUAAUAAUGAAAAUGGAUAGUUUGUCUUUUGGAAAGAGGAAAUCCUGAAAGCUAUUAUGCUGCCAUUAUUACUGAAAAGUAAAAUCUUUUUUUUUUUACUAAGCACAUGUAGCAGUGGGGUGAGUUGAUGAGGAAAACUACUGUUUUGAGAAAAUCAGCAAAGGUCCCACAGAAAGAGUUGAUGUUAAGUAAUAUUCCAUAACUGUUGUGUCUCAUAAGGAUUGCAACUAUAUUAUUCCAAAGUUAGCUCGGUGGACUUUGUUGUUCAUAGGAGCAUUCUAAAUCUUAUUUCAGAUUUUGACUCUGACGAAGAACUUGGGCCAGUCUGUCAUCACACUCCGUUUCUAGGUGAUGGUCUGGGGUUGGCUGCUGAAUCUUAUAUAUAAAAAAAAACCUAUCUUUAUGCUUUUAUAUGUUUGCACGGUUGCAUGAUUAUAUGCAAGCAUUGGGCCUUUGUGAGAUGUGAGGGGAAGGCAUGUUAUGGUCAGGGCCAGCAGAAGUCUGUGGACCAGAGAAAUCUGAAUACAGUCUAUAUAUAAAUGAAUGAUCUCUGUUGUUGCAGCAUAAACCGUUUGCAUGGGGGGGGAAACCUCAAAGCGUGAUUUACUCACGUUCUAUACCAGUUUGUGUGUGGCAUACUCAUUUUCUUUUAGAACUGGGUAUAUUUUUGUAUGCCAUACUGCAUGUCCUUCAGUAAAGAAACUCUGUUCCCAAACAAGGCAAGCAUGUAUUCUGCAAGCCCUAGGGUAAAGAUUUUAUUCCAGAAUCCUAAAAGGAAGCAGCUGACAAUAUAUGUGGAAGAUUGGUAAAUGUAUGGCAAUAGUCAUAAUGGUAGCAUUUGCAUAUUAUUCUGUUCAGGUAGAAUAACUGUGCCUUGCUAUACUGCAUUCCAUAACUUUUUAUGGAAUUAUGCAUCUUCCUCUGUCCCAUUAAAUGCCUGCAUUUGCUCUUACAGUAGUUUGCUUGAAAUUGGUCUUGGUCUCAGAUUUUCUGUACAUUUCUGUCGAAAUAACUUAGUGAAAACAAAUCUGUCUUGUUUUGUUGAUAUAUGCAAAGCUGAGGCUAUAGUGGUCUUGCUAUCAGAUGCUUUAUGUUGGAAAUUCAGGGGGUAUGGGGGCGGGAAUUCCCUGUAAUAUAUAUACUUGUUUCUUGGCUGUAGCUGAAUUGGAUAAAAGAACACCGGUUGUUUAAUCUGAGAGUAUUUUUAUACAGUCAUUUCAUUUUAGAUGUUUAUUUAUUUAUUUCCCUUCCAGAUCAAAGGGUUGCAUCUUUUUGCACCUUGAAUGACAUGCAGCAUGUGCAAAGCUUGGAGAGUAAUCAAGCCUUGGGCGCAAGUCCAACAAAUGGAAAGGACUUCAUUGACACUACUGGGUAUGUAAACCUUGCCUCUUUUCUUUGAGGGGAAACAUGAUUGAACAAAUUCCUGAAAACAUUCCUCCUGGAAGGAAUAGAGAGGCACAGUGAUAGAUAGGAUUAUAAACAGGGGGUUGGGGGUAUUUGGCUUGGAACAUCUUCAAGGACUUGGAUAGGGGAUUGUCUUACCUCAGUACUUGAGAUAGAUAUUGUGCUUCAGCUCAGAGGUUGAGUCUCACCUCACUUCAGAUUCUGAAGUCAUAGGCUCCCCAUCGGCUAAAAUGAAAAAACAAAAAGAGGUGGGGAAAAUACUUGAGGAAGGCUGAGAAGGAGUUGCUAGCCUAGAAAGCAGAAAGGAGAGAGAAGGAAACAUGUACAGUGGUACCUCGCAAGACGAAUGCCUCGCAAGACAGAAAACUCGCAAGACGAAAGGGUUUUCCGUUUUUGAGUUGCUUCGCAAGACGAUUUUCUCUAUGGGCUUGCUUCGCAAGACGGAAACGUCUUGCAAGUUUGUUUCCUUUUUCUUAAAACCGUUAAUACAGUUGCGACUUGACUUCGAGGAGCAACUCAUAGCACGCAGUGUGCGUCUCCGUAGGGGCAAGAACGCGUGAAGGCGGGUUCUGAGGGAGAGGGAGCUUUGUUUCGGCGAAAAAUAGCAAGGCGCGCACACUUCCCUCCCCACAACUCCCAGUUAGGGAGGCCAGGCUCCGGGGCUCUUCGGACGGGGCUCCUUCCUUCUCCCCCCCCCCAGCGCCCCGGCGGUGACAAGAGCGCCUGCCCGGGCCCUCCGGCGCUCGCCCUGCGAGGGGCGCCCCCUACCUGCAUCUCCGCGCUUUCCAACCCCGCGACGGCUGCGGCAGGUUUGCCUCUCGGUGUGUGUGCGCGCAAGUGUGUGUUCUCCUCGCCCCGCUCGAGUUAGUCCCGGCGCAGCGCAGGCAGCAGGUGAGUCGCCCUUUGGCAGCGCGGAAGGCGCCGGGCCAGGCAAGGUCAGCUCGGGAGCCACCGGGGACGUGCCCCCACGCUCCUCUCCAAUGGGCUGGAUGCACCCCUCUCCGCUCGCGCACUUCUGGCUGGCUAGCCGGCUGCAGUAGCAACAGGGGAAAUAGGCAUCCACCGUCGCCGACGCUCCCUCCCUCCCUCCUGCCCGCGGCGGGCGGCUGGCUGGCUGGCGCUCUCGCUUUUCUUCGGGCUGCUGCUGCAGAAGGGAUUUUGCACCAGACAACUUUUAGGUCGGUAGGAAUUUUGACUACCGCGGCGACAGCAGCAGCAGCAGCAAGACGGCACCGACUGUAGUGCAAAGGGUCGGAGCAAGGCGAGCCGAACCGAUCCCAGGGGCUCAGGCAGCAACCUCCGCCCCGCCUCCCCUCAAGCUCCGCGCCCGCCUCUCCCUCCCUCCCAAGCACCCCCCUUUUUUGAGGUUUUUGAAGACUUUGGUGAUUUUUGAAGCUUUUCCAAAACUUUUCCGACACCGUGCUUCGCAAGACGAAAAAAAUCGCAAGACGAAAAACUCGCGGAACGAAUUAAUUUCAUCUUGCGAGGCACCACUGUAUCUAAAAGGCCUGUUCUCUGCCUGCCAGACAAAAGUGAGAAGUCUUUAACCUCAGCACACAUCUCACAGGGAAAGGAGGGGGAAAAUCCCUUUUGCAGGUUGAGCCUUCCCUAAGAGGUUCUUUCCCCACUCCUCCUGGGAGGUGCGACUUCACGUAGCAAUGCAAUUUAAAAAUCAAGUCGUCUUGCUUUUGUGGCACACAACUUUUCAUAGGGAACAGGCACUUGCUAUGAAAGCAAGCAGACCUGUUUUCCCUCCCCUGCUGCUUUCUUUAGCUGUGUGUGCCUAUUCCCAAGAGAGAAACUGAGCAGGAUUUAACUUCUGCCUGUCAGCUGUUAAGCAGAGGUAGAAUUCUGCUGCUUUGGCUGCAGUCACCUGUUUCCUGCUGGGGACAAGCACCUGCAACAUUGCAGAAUUGAGUCCUAGCCUCAGUUGAUGUCAUAAAUGACACCAGCUGCUUGACAGGUCGGCAUGGUUUGGGAGAAAUGGCUUUGUGGGCUGGAGGUUCCCCAUCCUUGCACUAACAUCUCCUGGUAAGGAGCACAGGACUGAGAGAACAGACGUACGUGUGUGUGUGAGAGAGAGAGAGAGUGAGUGUAUGUAGAUAGAUAUAUUGUAUGACUUCCCCAGACCUUGUGUUUCUUGAGUCCUUACCAGUUGGACUUGGAGCUGCGGUUGUUGGCAGGAUAGUUGGGAAGUGGUUGGCUGGAUAGUUGUUUUCUGCUACUGUGUUUCUUGCUACUAAGAGUUGUGUAGGAGGGCCUGGCUAGUCUAAGGAUUUUAUAAAAUAGCUGUUACUGUCACCCUAUUUGAUUUUUGGUGCAUGUGUUUCAGUCUCUGCAAAAAUUAAUGGUAUGGUGGUGCUGAGUUAUUAUUGUUUGUAUUGCCUUUUUGCCUAUACUUAUAUGUUAGUGAUCCCAGGACUGGUCAGGGUGUGAGACUCACCCAGUCCUGUGUGUUUGGUACCCAUGAGUGAGAGGCGGGGGGAAUUUGAUUGUUUCCCAGGAAAGAACAGUGUGGUUGCUUAAGCAAAUUAAUUAGCAUCUGUCUAAUUAUUAUUGCUGGUGUUAAGAUUCUUGUUAUAGCCUAGGGUGGUUGUGUAUUGUGGCAGGAGGUGCUUGAAGAUGUGUGUGGGAAGGAAAUAGGAUGAAGAGGGUUGGGGGAGAUUGGGGGAAGUAGACAGCAUGGCUCGAGAGGAGUCGGUUCAAGGGGGUUCACAUAUGAUUGCUUAAUGUCUCCCACUUGGCUCCUCUCCAAUAGCCUAGUGUUGUUGUUGUUAAUCUCCAUGUAUAUAUAAAUUUAAUUUAAUAAUAAUAAUACAACUUUUGCUGUCUCUAUAUAAAAAAAACCAGUUGUGUAGUUUGGAGGUGCUCCUGGGUCUAACUUUGUCACUUGAGGUUCAGGUACCUUUAGCGGAUAGAAGUUCCUUUUACCACAUUUGGCUACUGCAGCAGCUGCACCCAUCUUGGACAGGGAUAGCCUGGAUACAAAGAUUCAUUCAUUGGUAACCUCAAGUGUUUCAAUGGUUGCAAUGCACUCUGCACCAGGCUGCCCUUGUGCCUGGUUCAGAAGCUCCAGCUAAUUCAAAUUUCUGUGGCUAGACUGUUGGUAGGUACAGACUACUACCAGCACAUAACUUCAGUUAUGAAAAGCUUGCACUGGCUGCCCACAUAUUACCAGGCCAGGUUCAAGUUUCUUGUAUUAAUUUACAAGGCCCUUAACAACCUGGGUCUAGAAUAUAUUAAGGACUGUCUGAUCUCCUAUAUCCCAGUCCAAUCAGUGAUCUUUGGGGGAGUCCCUGUUGGCAGUCACCCAUGGCUCAGAUGCAUGGCUCAUAACUACUAGAAGCCAUGUGUUCAGUGUAGUGGGCCCAAACCUCUGGAAAUCUCUUCCAUCUGAGAUUGGACAGGCACCUUCAUUUGCUGAACUUCAGGUGCAUGCCUAAGACUUCCUUGUUGCAGCAUGCAUUUUGAGGUAGUGCUCAGUUUUAUUGUACAUUUUUAUUAUCCCAUUUUUUUGUGGAUUGCUUUUAUGUACACCUCAUAAGAAAUGCUUUAAUAAAUAAAAAUUAAAACAGGCAUUAAAAACCCAUCAUAAAAUGUAGACACAACCCUCCAAUUCCAGUGCACUUGAGGAGGAGAGGAUUGUAAUUCUUGGCCUGUUACCUGCUUCUAUAAUAGAAUGUAUUUUGUAUGAAUAAUUUGUACAGAUCCAUGUAGGAACAGAGGCAGGAUGUAUCUUGUGGGUUGUAAUGGGAGAGUCUAAAACUGGCAGGGAUCAUCGGGUAGGACAGGGAUGGGGAACAUGACUUUAGAUUCUGUCGGUGCCAGUAAGCAUGGCUAAUGGUUAGGGAUGAUGGGAGUUCCAACCCAAAAAGUUUUGAAGGACCACACAUUCCCCCACCUCUGGGGCAGGGCUCAUGGAUUUUAUUAAGCCCCCCUCUAAUUAUCUUUCCCCCAUCAUUUGAGCACUGCCUUAAAUUACAUUUCAACUUUGCAGUUUAAUUGUACAACAUUUUACUACUAAAAACUCUAGGCAUUUAGUGGAAUAGAGCAUAAAAUAAUCACUUGACACAAAGAUUAAGGUUUAUGAGGGACUUCUUUACAUUUCUGAAGUUUCAGAUUUCUGGUAGGGGCAAGAGGGAAGUUAAUGGGAGCAAUGGUGGAGAGGUUCACUGCCCUGUUGUAUUCAACCUUAGUGCAGCUCAGGCAUUUUAAUAGUAAACGACAAGACAAACAACGUAACCCCACAGUCACAGAAGAGUUCAAAAUUGAAAAAGGGACACGACAAGGUUGCCCUAUCUCCCCUUUGUUAUUUAUUUCGGUUCUGGAAGUGCUACUGAACUUGAUUAGAGGGGAUCGAUUGGUGGAAGGAAUUCAGGUUGGUCAGAAACAAUAUAAACUAAAAGCUUUUGCAGAUGACCUGGUUUUGACCCUGCAGAAGCCAGAGCCCAGUACGAAAAGAGUAUUACAAUUGAUUAAUGACUUUGGUCGGGUGGCGGGAUUUAAAUUAAAUAAACAGAAAACUAAGGUUUUGGGGAAAAAUUUGACUGAUACAGAGUCAGAACGGUUUCAGAAUGAGACGGAACUUAAUGUGGUUAAAAAAGUAAAAUACCUAGGGGUAAACAUAACAGCAAAAAACCUAAGUCUAUUUAAGGAUAACUAUGAAAAAUGUUGGACAGAAAUUAAGAGAGACUUAGACAGUUGGUCAAAAUUGAAACUUUCUUUGUUAGGCCGAAUUGCUGCUAUUAAGAUGAAUGUAUUGCCAAGGAUGUUGUUUUUAUUUCAAACACUUCAGGUUUUGGACAAAACGGAGUGCUUUCAGAAGUGGCAGAGAGAUAUUUCGAAGUUUGUCUGGCAGGGCAAAAGCCCAGAAUCAAGUUUAAGAUAUUAACUGAUGCAAAACAAAGAGGGGCUUUGCCCUGCCGGACUUAAAGUUGUAUUAUGAAGCCGCAGCGUUCUGCUGGCUAAAAGACUGGCUACUUCUUGAAGACACUGAUGUGUUGGAUUUGGAAGGGUUUAAUAAUGUUUUUGGAUGGCAUGCAUAUUUAUGGUAUGACAAAGUUAAAGCAAAUAAGGCCUUCAAGAACCAUAUUGUCAGAAAAUCAUUGUUUAAUGUCUGGACAAAAUAUAAAGACUUGCUGGAAAAUAAAACACCAAGGUGGCUUUCACCUUUGGAAGCUAAGGCCCGAAAAAGACCCAAUAGGGAGGCUAAAGGGCCAAAAUAUUGGGAAAUACUAGAAAAGAUGGAGACAAUUGGAAAUUGCAGAGUUUGGAGAAAAUGAAAGACAAAGUGCGAGAUUGGUUACAUUACGCUCAGAUUAAAGAAGUUUUUAAAAAUGAUAAGAAACUAGGGUUCCAGGUGGAGAAAUCGAAAUUAGAAACAGAAUUGUUAGAACCAAAGAUUAAGGUACUUUCAAGGAUGUAUAACUUGCUGUUGGAAUGGAAUACACAAGAUGAAAUGGUUAAAUCGGCUAUGAUAAGGUGGGCACAGGACAUUGGGUAUAAUAUUAUGUUUGAGGACUGGGAAAGGUUGUGGAGUAAUGGAUUGAAAUUUACUGCAUGUAACGCUCUGAAAGAAAAUGUAAUGAAAAUGAUUUAUAGAUGGUAUAUGACCCCAGUUAAACUUGCAAAAAUUUACCACCUGUCUGAUAAUAAGUGUUGGAAGUGUAAAGAGUGUGAGGGAACGUUCUUCCACCUCUGGUGGACCUGCCCUAAAGUGAAGGCGUUCUGGGAAAUGAUUUAUAAUGAAUUGAAAAGGUAUUUAAAUAUACCUUCACCAAGAAACCAGAGGCUUUCCUUUUGGGUAUUGUCAGCCAAGGGGUGGCAAAGAAGGACCAGACAUUUUUUUAUGUAUGCAACAACAGCAGCAAGGAUACUUCUUGCAAAACAUUGGAAAACCCAAGAUUUACCCACACUGGAAGAAUGGCAGAUGCAACUGAUAGACUACAUGGAACUGGCUGAAAUGACCGGCAGAAUCCGUGACCUGGGAGAAAGAGAGAAUCGAGGAGGAUUGGAAGAAAUUUAAGAACUAUCUACAAAAAUAUUGUGAUUUGAGUGAAUGCUAAAUAAGAUGCUAGACCAAAUAACUGAGCACCACUUAACUUAGAAGUUUUAAGAAAAUAAGUAAGACUGUGAAAGUUUAACUCUCUAUGAGAACCAUAAGAUUAUGAAAUAUUGAAGAGAUAUAAGAAUUUAAAUAAGAUGAUAAAUUGCUGACAAAAUGUUAUAACGAUGAAAGUGGGAGCGGGAGAUGUGAGGAAGUCCAAAGAAAAUGUGAAACUAUGUUAAGACAAAUGUUAUAUUGUUUAUUAUGUUUAUUCUUACUGUAAAACCCAAUAAAUUGCUUUAAAAAAAAAAAACAAACAACGUAACCCCACAAUCCAGUUGCCCUAGAGAAAUAAAAAUCCAAAGGGAGCUUGCAUGCAAUGGUAAUUUGGCUCAUUAUAUCACUGUUCAGUGAUCCUCCCUGCCUCGUGAGUUGCCACAACAAUUGUAUUUUUCUGACUGCUACAUUAAGAUUAUAAGAAAGAUUGCCAAAGAUUUGCUGCAACAGAAUUCUUAGAAUCCAUGUUUUAAAUUUAUCAUAUUGUUCAUUUGAAGUCUGUUAAAAUUUUAAUCAGCUCUCAUACUUUCCCAAUAUCUGUCAGCUUUUUUAAAACACCAGGAGCUGCCUCCGAUAUUGCUGGAGUGUUCUGGCUGCCACCAAAACAAACAACACACACACACCUUACUGCAGGGGAAGCCAUUUAUAUGAAGCAGCUAUUUUAUUUUAAUAGUUGUUUAGCUGUCAUUUAAAAUACAAUAUUAUAUCUCCAUGGUGGCUUAAUAAUUUUUUUUAAAAAAGAUUCAAAUCUUAAGAGAUAUAAACAGCACAGCCCUAGUUCUAAUAAUAGCACUAAAAACAUUUCAGAUCAAUAUAUCUUAGCAUCCAUAGCAAUAUAAAACUCUCUCCAGAAUGCAGCAGUGACUUGGCCAGAGGGAGAUCAGGGAAGAGGUGCAGCCCUACUGUGCCAUCCACUACUAAGAUAAGAAUUGUAUUUACUAAAGUUUUGAAGUGUCUGUUUAUAUUUUCAGUUUCGAAAUGUGGAAAGAGGCAUUGAAACAAAGUCUUUAUCUUAAAUAAGAUGUCACAUUUCUUGAUACCUUUUCUUUAUUUUAUUUUUUUAGUUAGCAGUAUUGUAAUACAACUUGACAUAUUUGCAUAAUAAUUCAAUGAGAACCAGUGUGCUAGAAUCUCAUUUUCCUUCCUUUCAAAGCAAGAAAAUUCAUGAUGACAGUUGUUUUCUGAACCGUUUUAAGAGAAUUUUUUCAACCUGUAGCAUUACCUGCUUUAGUUGAUUUUGUCAAGAACAAUGAACAGUUUUGUUUUGCCUCCUAUUUUACUUGCAGAUAUAGUCUUGUAUUUCAUCUGACUGCGUUUUUUCUGUUAAUGUGUCGGGCUUCUGUGGGCAGGGAUACAAAAACAGCCACAGUCACUGGGAUGUUCAGAUCAUGACUUUCAUUAGGGAUUAAGUAUUACAGUACACUCUAAUAGUUAACUCUAAUAGUGUUAGAGACGCAUCUCCCUGGUCAUUUAGUCAGCCUCCCUGGAUUAGGGUUUUAGACAUUCCCCCAAUAUUUGUGAAUCCACUCAAAAGCACUUUGGUAUCUAGUGAAUACCACACAGUUCCUUGUGUGGCAGCUUAACCUCUCUCUUUCCUGCAUGCAAAAAAAGGGGGGGGGACCCUAUUAAUCUUUCCUUCCAGGACUGACCCACCUCCCUGGGGGCUGAGGCAAAGGAGUCCACUGAGUGAGGGUCUGUGUCAGUGCUCAAGCAUUUCAGGGACUCGGCAGGGCAGUUCACUAGGCCCCCAAGUUCCUCCACCCUCCUUCCACUCACCUAACCAGCCAUAGGUAUGGUAAAGCAUCCUUAUGCCUCUCCCCAUUUGUCAGCUAAUCACUCCAGCCUCCAAGCAUUUUCUCCUGGCUUGCCUGUUGCUCAGCCAAGACUCCUCCUACCAGCCUCCUCCUUUUCACCUGAGCUAUAAGGAGUUUUGAAGCCCCAAGGCCAACAGAUAUGUCUUCUCCCAACAGGAGGAGAAGCUUGUCUGUCUUGCCUGCUGGCAAGCCUUGUUGACUGGGACCCUAAUUCUGCCUCUGAGCAGGUGGGAAACACAGGGUGCAGUUGAUCCUUCACAUAAUGCAUAUAGAUUGAAUAUUACUUAAUUAUUAUGGCAGUGGAUUCAUGAGGACUUAAUGACUAUGCAUUUCUAAUGAUAGAUCAUAAUUACGACCAGGUUAGAGCAAUGGCCUGUAUUGCUGUUAGUGUUCCUUGUGACAAGCACUUUGCACUCAUCACAAUGCCUAGCAGUAAGAUUUACUUGCUCCUUGAGAAUGAUACCAUAAUCAUAUCUGUUGGUGUUUGAUCUCAAUUUGUGUCAAUCUUGAGUGAGCUUGAACCUGAACAAGCUUUUAUAUGUGCUUUUUGCACUGAUUACAACUGUUAUUCAUUGUCAUCUGCACAGGGAGCUAUUUUACUUGGGCGUGGGUAGGACAUCUUGAAAUAAUUCAAAACUAAGUGCAAUUUAAUUUUGUAGGGAGGAUAGCCCUACUACAUUGACUGGAAAAGUAAACCAGCUGGAAGUGAUCCUCCGACAGUUGCAAACUGAUCUUCGGAAGGUAAAAAUGUUUAGCAGAAUAAAAUGUCAUUGGGUUUAUCUAACACUGUAAGCAUCUCACACAGUGGGACUUCUCCUUUCUCUCCUUCUCCUGUGCACCCCCCAAAAUCUGCUCUGCGUGUCCCCUAACCCUCUGGACCAAAUUUUGAGAAAAGGCCUUUAAAAAUGUUUUUGAGCAAUCUAGCCCCAAACCCAAAUCAAGAAUCCCAGCAGCUGCAUUUAAGAAUAAGAAUAAGAAUAAGAAUUUUAUUAUUUAUACCCUGCCCAUCUGACUGGGUUUCCCCAGCUACUCUGGGCUGCUUACAGCAUAUCUUAAAACAUAAUGAAAACAUCAAGCAUUAAAAACCUCCCUAUAUUUAGCCUUUAAAAAUGUAGAAAGUCUAAUUAGUCUCCUGGCUAAUCUAGUUGCUUCCUCAGGGCUGGAUUCAGUAUUUCUGGCAUAAUACGCUUGGGUAGCACUUCCUGUUCUCUAGUUCAGGUUCCCUAUAACCUGGAUGAUAAAUUAUACUAAGUGAUAGAUAAGCUAAUACUUGGCCUAUGUUUAACACGGUAUAGUAAGUAAUACAGGCUGCAUUUUCAGAUCUACAAAUGUGCCCCCCCCUUUUUUUUUUAGUUCACAGCUAUUUUCUGUAAGAAAAAUAAGUGUGUCAAGUUUGUUUAAAUCAUAGGUUUUAAUAAUGAAAAGAAUUCUACUUUUUUCCAACUGAAUACUAAGAAAUAGGAAUUUUCCUUUGCAUAUCCUUUGACUGUAUCACCAUUUUUCUUCAUGACUACUUCUAUUAUGAUAGCAGAAUUAAGGGGGAAAUGCUUCAACAUGCGUAAGGUCUGAAGGCACUGAUGUACUUGUUUACCACACAGAUGACAAAUUAGAUUGCUUUCAAAUAUUACAGGAGGUUCAAUACUACUUUGACUUCUUUGCAGUUGCCUUCUUACAUAAGACUUGCUUUCAAAAAUAUUUUUUUUGCAAACAUCUGCAAGGAAUUAUUUCAUAACCUCUAAAGAAAUAGCAUAUGGCUGCUUUUGCAGAGGUUCUCUGAAAGGAAGCACUUAUUGUUAUGUUUAGAAAACUUUUUAAAUUGAGCAACCUAUCCUCAAAUCUAAGGUUCACAUUACAUGUUGCAGCAGUAUAGCCCCUUGAUUAAAGCUGGAUCUCACCCCCUCUUACAUGAGGGAGUAAAAGAGAAUCUGGGUGUCUGGGGUUGGGGGUUUCCUGGAAAAGAAGUGGUCCAUGGAUGGGAGUGCUACCUCACCACUUACAUCUGGUAGCCAUCCGCCUGAAAAGCCAGUGAGGAGACACUAUGGGGCUUUAAGCUAGAAAAGGGUUUAGUUUUUGUGCUCUUUUUAGUCUAAAAAUCAUACCCACACAAACAUUUCAUUCAAGCCCACGUCUGACACAACUGGGUACAAAACUGUGAACUGGUCGAUUUCAUCUAUCUUUAGCACAAGAGCAAUUUUUGCAUCAGGGUUUCCAAACAGCUACUUCAUCUUGACUAUGGUUGUUAGGUCAUAUCUACAUCAUACAUUUCAAACGCAUGGCUUUCCCCAAAAAAUCCUGGGAACUGUAGUUUAAGGGAACGGAAUCAUAUAGCUUUGUGAGGAGUAAAUUACAGUUCCCACAAUUUUUUUUUUUCGGGGGGGGCGAUAUGUUUUAAAUGUAUAGAUGUGACUUUAAUAGCCUCUCAUAGAGUUGGAAGGGACCCUGGGGGUCAUCCAGUCCAACCCCCUGAAAUGCAGGAAUCUCAACUAAAGCAACCAUGACAGAUGGCCAUCCAACCUCUGCUUAAAACCCUCCAAUGACUCUCAAAGUCAAUAAAAUAAUAAUAAUAAUAAUAAUAAUAAUAAUUUAUUAUUUGUACCCCGCCCAUCUGGCUGGGUUUCCCCAGCCACUCUGGGCGGCUUCCAUAGAAACCAAAAAUACAGUAAAAUAUCACAGAUUAAAAACUUCCCUGAACAGGGCUGCCUUAAGAUGUCUUCUAAAUGUCAGGUAGUUAUUUAUCGCUUUGACAUCUGAUGGGAGGGCGUUCCACAGGGCGGGCGCCACUACCGAGAAGGCUGUCUGCCUGGUUCCCUGUAGCUUUGCUUCUCACAAUGAGGGAACCGCCAGAAGGCCCUCGGCGCUGGACCUCAGCGUCCGGGCAGAACGAUGGGGGUGGAGACGCUCCUUCAGGUAUACUGGGCCGAGGCCGUUUAAAGGUCAACACCAGCACUUUGAAUUGUGCUCAGAAACGUACUGGGAGCCAAUGUAGGUCUUUCAAGACCGGUGUUAUGUGGUCUCGGCGGCCGCCCCCAGUCACCAGUCUAGCAACCGCAUUCUGGAUUAGUUGUAGUUUCCGAGUCACCUUCAAAGGUAGCCCCACGUAGAGCGCAUUGCAGUAGUCCGAGCGGGAGAUAACUAGAGCAUGCACCACUCUGGCGAGACAGUCCGCGGGCAGGUAGUGUCUCAGCCUGCGUACCAGGUGAAGUUGGUAGACAGCUGCCCUGGAUACAGAAUUGACCUGCGCCUCCAUGGACAGCUGUGAGUCCAAAAUGACUCCCAGGCUGCACACCUGGUCCUUCAGGGGCACAGUUACCCUAUUCAGGACCAGGAAGUCCUCCACACCAGCCUGCCCCCUGUCCCCCAAAAAUAAUACUUCUGUCUUGUCAGGAUUCAACUUCAAUCCAUUAGCCGCCAUCCAUCCUCCAACCGCCUCCAGGCACUCACACAGGACCUUCACCGCCUUCACUGGUUCUGAUUUGAAAGAGAGGUAGAGCUGGGUAUCAUCUGCAUAUUGAUGGACACGCAGUCCAAACCCCCUGAUGAUCUCUCCCAGCGGCUUCAUGUAGAUGUUGAAAAGCAUGGGGGAGAGGACGGAACCCUGAGGCACCCCACAAGUGAGGGCCCAGGGGUCUGAACACUCAUCCCCCACCACCACUUUCUGAACACGGCCCAGGAGGAAGGAGCGAAACCACUGUAUAACAGUGCCCCCAGCUCCCAGCCCCUCUAGACGGUCCAGAAGGAUGUUAUGGUCGAUUGUAUCAAAGGCCGCUGAGAGAUCCAGCAGAACCAGGAAACAACUCUCACCUUUGUCCCUAGCUCGCCGGAGAUCAUCAACCAGCGCGACCAAGGCAGUUUCAGUCCCAUGAUGAGGCCUGAAUCCCGAUUGGAAUGGAUCCAAAUGGUCCGCAUCUUCCAGGCGUGCCUGGAGUUGUUCAGCAACCACGCGCUUAAUCACCUUGCCCAAGAAUGGAAGAUUUGAGACUGGGCGAUAGUUGGCCAUACUGGCCGGGUCUAAAGAUGGUUUUUUAAGAAGCGGUUUAAUGACCGCCUCUUUCAGCGGAUCUGGGAAUGUUCCCUCACAGAGGGAAGCGUUCACCACCCCGCAGAGCCAAUCGCCCAGCCCUUCCCGGCUUGCUUUUAUUAGCCAGGAUGGGCAAGGAUCAAGGAGACAGGUGGUUGGUUUCACGUGUCCAAGCAGCCUGUCCACAUCCUCGGGGGUAACGGAUUGAAAUUGAUUCCAUGCAAAAUAUUAAUGCCCCCAAAUAACAUGUUUUAUAAUAGGUACUAAGGUUGGCGGCUGUAGUACUGAGUGUUCUACAUUUCUGUACAGUAAGGUAGAACUGCAUAUAAUGACCCAGUAUCCCAUUAUAGUGUAAUUGCUCCGCUCUCAUCCAGAGCAGUGAAACUUAAAGUAUGAAUUAAGCAGUGCAAUGGUGGUUUUCACAUACUGUACUGUGAUUCCCUGUAGCUUUCUCUUACCCAUUUGCCAACACUUGGCAGCAUAUGGCUCCCCCCCCUCUGAUUUUGCUUAUAGAGCACGCAGCCUUUAAACAUUGGCAUUGCAACAGACCCUGUGUCUCUUGCUGAUAAAAAAAUAAUGUUGAUGCAUUUGCCUUGUACUUGGAAGCUGUUCCCAACUUCAUGUGUCCAACAUGCAUUCUUUCCCCACUGUUCAUUUUGGAUGGCAGUGUUUAAUACUCAGCGGGUAGAAACCACGCAGCUGGACAUCUUGUUGCCUUCUAUUUUGUUUAAAAGUACCUUUAAGUCUGUGUAGCUUUUUCUUAAUCUGAUGUACAGCUCUAAAAAUAUUCCUUAUCUUUUUGUGUAGUGAUCUCUCUGAAUAUGAUGAAGUGUGCUGAAAUGUAGCCUAGUCCUACAGCUCUGCUGCAGAAACUUGGUUAUACAAUCUCAUUUAACUUGUUUAGCCUGCAAGGCUAUCUGAUUUAGAACAACCGAGCAAGCAAAUUUGGGAAUUCAGCUUAGAGUUCCAGUGCUGUCAUUGCAAAGAGGGAGCUAAAGAAAACAGAAGUCUGUUUACUCGCUCAGAAACACGAGCAACAAAAACACUGGCUCUAAGUGUCAUUCAACUCCUUUUUUCUGUUAUCUAGGAAAAACAAGACAAAGCUGUUCUCCAAGCUGAAGUCCAACAUUUGAGACAAGAUAACAUGAGACUUCAGGAAGAAUCUCAAACAGCAGCUGCUCAACUAAGAAAAUUUACAGAAUGGUUUUUCAAUACAAUAGACAAGAAAUCCUAA